Messenger RNA from Podarcis lilfordi (Lilford's wall lizard), 94626 nucleotides. NCBI's taxonomy places the organism in Eukaryota, Metazoa, Chordata, Lepidosauria, Squamata, Lacertidae. The record is from the annotation of a GenBank genome assembly.
AUGGUAAGUUGGCAGGAGGCAGUGGGCUGAGGCAGCCUGCACACACUUGCAGGUGUGUGUGUGUGGCAGCGGGCCAGGUCAGGCGGAGGCCGAGCACGUUGUGUGGGUCACACCACAGGCGCAUGAUGCGCGUUGCCCACAUGACAUCACACACGCGCAUGAUGCUGGGGCCCCUCAUUCUGGUGUGCGUUGGCACCUCUGCUCAGCGGCAAACUAUGGCUAGCCGUUUGCACAUCCCUGGCAAACACCAGUUGCCUCUGCUAAUGCUGAGGAUGCCCCAAAGGCGACGCUAAUGACAUUGUUGCCCCUCGUUUUCGGCCAUUGCAAUCUCAUGGAACAUUUCACACACAGUGUCUUGCGCGGGUGGCCUCUGGCUUCUUCUCCCGCCUUUUUUUUUUUUUUGUCUCAUUCGCCCCUCAGCCCAGCUUGGCCUGCAUUUUGGCCACGACUUCGUUUUCUCCCUCGGCCGCAUGGCGCCCUGGGCUAGCUUGCUUCAGCUUCCCGCGUCCAUGUGGCCAAGGCUAGUAGCUCUUGGCCUCCUCGCCCCUUGCUUCCCUCAGCUCGUAGAUGUCCUAAAGGCGGGAACGGGGGGGAGGAUAUGGGAGGUGGAGGGGCGGGUGGGAAUAGACAUAUAUAUAUUUGUCGUCGUUUAUGAGGAGGUGGAGCGCGGGCUUGUGCUGUUCUGCUGGCAGCGAAGCGGGGAGGAGGAGGGGAGGCGGGAGAGCUGGUGGGACAGACUGAGGUGGGUGGAGGGGGCGGGUGUUGUGCGUUUUCCUCCGCGAGCGCCGCCGAGCAGUUGCAAAUUUCCCCUCAGCAGCGUGGCCAGCCCAGGAGCACCCCAGCCUUUCCCAGGCAGCGACAGCGGCCAGGGAGAAGACCAGACGUCCCUGCCUAUCACGAGCCUUUCCCCCUCAGCCCCGGUUGCCGCCUCCGCCGCGGACGCCUGCCUCGCCGCGGGCCCCCUCUGCCCAGUUUGACGGCGCAACAGGACGAAGAGGGACGCAGCCCGAAGGUUCAGCGUCGAGCCCGGCACCGACCUCUUCCCUCUCCCAACAGCACAGGCAGAGUCCUGGGUGAGUCGAAGAAUCCGGCCUCCUCCCCACGCGUUACAUUCACCCUAGGAAGAUGCAGGACAGCCCCAGGGAUGCAUGGCAGGUUUGCAAGGCUGCUGCAUUUGGUCAGGGGAGGGAUUGUGGGAAAAGGGAGCGCAACGCUCCUUGUCUCCGUUUGUAUUUAUCGCGCUAAAUAAACCCAGCAGCAGCAGCAGGGAUCUGGCAAAGUUUUGCAUCUCCUGCGCUUUUUUUUUUGAGGCUUUUGUGAAACAGGGGAGAUGCAAAGCAAACGGUGUGUUGACCAAGUAGAAAGGGAUGUCUCAACACCCAAACCUUCCUUACUAUCUCCCCUCCCUUUUCUCCUUCUCCUUCAGGCUGGAAAGAGUCAUGACAGCUGAAAAGACUAUUCCUAUAAUUAAUGGCAAGCCAGAGGAUGCUCUGGACCCCGAAGCCUCAAGUACCAACUUGGUCCACAGCAACGAUAAGAAAGUGCAUGAAAGAGGCCACUGGAACAAUAAGGUUGAAUUUGUGCUUUCUGUGGCCGGGGAGAUUAUUGGGCUGGGAAACGUGUGGCGAUUCCCGUAUCUCUGCUACAAAAAUGGAGGAGGUAAGAUGGCAUCAUGUGUAAAUGCAUAGCUUUCAUGCCCUAGGGAAUCGCCGAAAGGUCUGUGUGCUUAAUGUCAGGAAAAAGAGGUUUUCUCAGUGUAUGCUAGCAUUCAGGCAGGUGUGAGCAUGGCAUGUAAAAUGCUCCACCUGCAGUAUGGAAUUUAGAUUAAUGUAGUGACUGUGUAGAGUGAUGUUGAUAAAAGGACAGGUUUGUUGGCUAGACUGAAUUGAAAACACACCAUGCAACCCCUUUGAACCCUUUGAAAGUGUUGGUGUUGUUGUUUAAAAAAAACUUUAAUGACAAAUAUCAGUUUUGGUUCUCAGGCAGAAGGUUUCUUUUCCUAAAGCUUGUUGCUGGUGAAUAUUACAGAGUUUAGACAAAAUCCAUGUUAAAUGUCUCCUAGCAAAACAAUGCUACCACAUGGGUGUUUAUUGUGGGGUUAGAGUUCCUCAGACAUGCAGGUAUUUAGCAGCAUUCACAUGUUGGGUUCAAAAUGUCAGACUGUAUAUUUUGCACAUUUAAUCCAGAUGUACAAUUUCUAAGGGAUAUCCGAUGUUAACAACAACACACUUGUUGCUAACAUUCUAUCUGCAAAUCUCAAUGGCCUAUUUCCAAAUUAAGCCCCUAUCUAGAAGCACCCAAAUAACAUGUGCAUUGUGCAAGAUCUUUUAUAGGCAGCAACACACUUCUUUAACUGCAUGGCGGACAGUGAAGAAAGAAACUGUUAUAUUGACUGCAUUUGUGUGUUUGUGUGUGUGCAUGCACAUAUAUUUGCUAGUCUUUAAGGUGCCACUAGACUUUUUGGUAAUAUAACUUUGGAAAGUAUUACCGGUUAUACUGUCACGUAUACUAUACUCUAUACAGUUAUAGAGAUUUUAUGUUGCAUACUGAAGUUAUGCUCACAGUGCAACCUUAAGCAUAUUUAUUCAGAUGGAGUUCAAUGCUGUCUUGGCAUGGUGUUGGCAAAGCAGCCUCAAGUUUUUGUUUUUUACAAAUUAGGUAGACUUCAUUUGUAUUGCCAUGGAGCUCUGUGAUGACCACCGGCUUUAAAUAGCUUCUAAAAGUGAUUUUAAGGUCUGCCAUUGGCUACUAGCUAUGUUAGUAUUCAGAAAUAUAACCAUCAACCACAAUUCAACACACAGUGAAGUGCUUUUAUAAGACCAUCAAUUCUCUGUGUCAGAAAGAACCUCUGAAUGCUGUUUUUGGGACAGUCAACAUGGAAUGGAUAGUUCUAUUUUGCUUUGCUCAUUGUAAACAGGUGUUAAUAUAUCUGAGGAUCGAUUGAAUUUUCCGCUUUUUAAACAUUUGGACAGUAAUUCUUAAAGUCAUGCCACAGUAAAUGCUGCUUUUGAAAGUGUUUCAAUAGUAUUUUGCUAUGUUGCAUUACUCUGUGUGUGUUUGGGGGAGAGGUGACUGAUUCUUGAGAACCACAAGUUAAGGAUGUUUGGGAUGAGUAGAGCUAGUAGCAUGGUUCUUUGGAUCCUGUCCUGAAUGCUAAACUUGAUGAACUUCUGCUCUGUAAUAGCACAAGGAGGCAAAUAUGAUCAAUGUUUUCAAAGGAAAAGAGGGUGGAGGGUGAAGGGACAUACUGUUACAGCAAACUCUAAACAGUAUUCAGUACAGUACUGUGAUAUUGUGAGGCAGGAUGAAAUGUAAUUUGGAUUAGGUAUUAUCCUUAGAUUAUUAAAAGACAAAAUAUUCUAGAUAUUAUCUAUUCUAGGUAUAUAUUUAUGGAUCACAUUCAUAAUAGUAACUAUACCAUGCAAGAAACAUAUAUGCCUAUAUGCACGUAUGAUCAAUGAUAAGAAAAUGCAUUCUCUAGACUACUGGUUCCCUAACUCCCCUGCCCUGCCCCCAUCAUUAACCACUUGAAAAUUGCUGAGGCUCCUGACAGUUGUAGCGAUUAUAAUGCACUGAGCUAGAUGCUGAUUGAUUUUCAUUGAACUGAAAUUGCAAUACAAUAAAUACAAUAUAAGAUAUAUAAGAAGCAAUAAAAUACAGUUUAAAAUGUAAAUUAAUAUUUAAUGCAGAGGCACUGUGUAUCACCUUAAUGAAGUUCAUGGACUACUGAUUGUCCAUGAACCUCAAUUUUGGAACCCCCUGCUCUAGUGGUUCCCAAACCAGCACCCCCGGACCAUUUGGACAUUGCUUAUAUUUUUGGUGUACCGCCUAAUGAUUUUUCUGCCUCUUUUAGCAACUGUAAUUUCACAGAAUUCAAAUUGCAAUACAAUAAAGUACAAUAGAAGAAAUAAAACAAGAAAAGUACAGUUAAUAAUCAGCAUAGAUAUUAAAAAUGAUGGAUAUGCUACCUUCCAUCUUCAUCCACAAAUUCAGAGACAUGUUGUGGAUCACAUGAAUGAAACUUGUGGAUCACUGGUGGUCCAUGGACACUAGUUUGCUAUACACAGUUCCACUUCCCUUAAAGUUAUAAGGCUACAAUUCUAAGCACACUUUUGGGACUAAGGCCAUUGAAUAUGAGAGUAAUUUAUCUACAGAUAAGCUUUAAGACCAGAAUCUAAGCAAUUGUGCAACCAGUUCCAUGUGGUCAGGGGGAGAUUUGGAUUGUCCAUUGAAGAGUAACCUCCCAUACUAUAUGGCUAGUAGGUUAUGCUUUGGCAUAGAGGUGAUGCUCUUCAAACGUGGAAAAGUAGAGGUGCUGGCAGCGGUGGGAGGGACUAUGAUGUGUGCUCAACCUAUUGAGUACACUUACAAUGCCUAGUUCUAUCCUGACCUAAGACAUUUGUAAACAAGUAUACUGCAAAGAUUCAAACACUGCCAAAAGAGAUGGGGAUUGUGUUCGUUAGACAACAUGAGGGAAACUGUGUUGGGUAGCCUGUCUACAAAGCAGCACGGAAAGUGUGAAUCUUUAUUUCUUGUUUCUCUGCCAACAGUUCAGGGCCAAAAUAUUUUGUGUUUCUGUACUGCGAAGCACCAUCAUGAAUUUGGCCCAUUUGGUUUGCUACAUCUCUUAAAAGCACAGUGUGUAGGUUUACUUGCUUUUCUUUAUUGUCGUCUGUUGCUACACAGUGGCAGAAAAACAAGCUCUUCUGUAUUAACAAUGAUUCUUGUUGGUUAGUGUUAGUCAAUUCCUCAUGCUGUUUUUGUUACAUGAUGUUGACAAAGCUGGGGGUGUCAUUUUUAUGCCAUAUGAUCAAGCAAAUUUCCUACUUCAAGGUAUACGUUCAUCAGGGCAAAAUAAGAAAUAUGUUACAUAGGAACACAGAAGCUCAUUAUUAUUAUUAUUUUGAGGGUCUAAGUACUGCUUUUCAGUGGUUAGUGCAAUACUGACUCACACCUUCACUUCUUCCAUUUUAAAUUUAGUUGAGAUAUUAAAGACCAUGGGACAAAGUCAACAUUGCACUAUUAUGAUCAUUCCAUCAGCGCACACAUUUCUUCUUGCCAGAUGGAAUGGUCUUCCUUUUCCUUGCCCCACAUGAUGACAUAGGGAUUAUCCCAGUAUCCCCAGACUUGAGGGGGGGCACAGGGGGAGGAAAGGGGGGAAGCCCCAUUGUGCUAGUGAGACUUCUGCUAGCACAGCUAUUCAAUUGAAUUCUGCCCAUGAUUAAAUUUGCAUUUACACUUAAAAGAAACAAAUUGAUCAUUGUUCAAAUCACAGAAUCAAGUGGGGCAAAAUACGGUUUGAGGAUUUAGGAUUUUAUCUAGGAGAUGCCAGUGAACCAGUUUCUACAUAAAUCAUUAAUUUGUGUGGUAUGAGUGUUGAGUGCUAAAAUGAACAGUAUCAUCUAUCUUUUCUUGUUCACAUGCAUAUUAGAGCAUGCACAUUGAUGAUACAUUGAUGAUUGGUGGUGUAGGAAAUGUAUAGCUUUUGCUUAGGUGUUUUGAGAAUUGAUGCUUGUUUUUGACAUAGAGACAAGUUUGUUUGCUUUUUUAUAUAUAAAGGCCAAACACUUCAAUCCUAUACAGUGGUACCUCGGGUUAAGUACUUAAUUUGUUCCGGAGGUCCGUACUUAACCUGAAACUGUUCUUAACCUGAAGCACCACUUUAGCUAAUGGGGCCUCCUGCUGCUGCCUCGCCGCCAGAGCACAAUUUCUGUUCUCAUCCUGAAGCAAAGUUCUUAACCUGAAGCACUAUUUCUGGGUUAGCGGAGUCUGUAACCUGAAACGUAUGUAACCUGAAGCAUAUGUAACCCGAGGUACCACUGUAUAUCUGUACUCAAAAGUAAGUCGUACUGAGUUCAGUGGGUCUUAUUUCUGGGUAAGCAGCAAGGGUUGCCAUCCUUUCUGGCCUUUUGGAAUUCUGAGAGAUUACUCUGACACCACUACUUUGGUUGCUUUCCUCCCCAUUUCCCCAGGUCAGUGUCUCUCUUCCUUGCUUCUCGACAGACAGACACUCAUGAACACAAGUCCUUGCUUUUAUAAGGGGUCUAGGCAAAAGUCUGAUCUAGUAGAACUAAAACAGACCUUGAAUUUGCAUGAUUUUACGCAUCCUCUACAACCACAAAAUUAAAGCUUGCAGUGGUAGACUGCACAGUUAAAAUCACAGAUCUGAUGUUUUCUAGCACUACAGAAGCAUUGAUCCACAAGGGAUCCUCAUGGAUCUUCAUAAUUUUUACAAAGGCUGAUGACAAAAACCACCAAAAAACCCCACAGUGUACCCAGAGUACAGUGUACCCAAAUACAAAUAAAAUAAAUUACAAUGGAUUUGUGCUUUGGAUCUACAUUUAUGUACUGCGACAGCAUUGGAAAGCACUGGGUAUGUGAAUGUCAUGGUUCAGUCAAUGGAGAUAGAGCAGAUUUUCAAGGGGUUAGAGAGAGAAUGAGAGAUUGGUGAAAGUCAGUCACCUCCCUUCUCGAGCUGGUGUGAACAUCCUGGUAGCAGAACUAUACUUAUAGGAUUCUUUUGCCAGCAGUUGAGAGCCAGUGUGGUGUAGUGGUUAAGAGCAGUAGUCUCGUAAUCUGGGGAAACAGGUUCGCGUCUCCGCUCCUCCACAUGCAGCUGCUGGGUGACCUUGGGCUAGUCACACUUCUCUGAAGUCUCUCAGCCCCACUCACCUCACAGAGUGUUUGUUGUGGGGGAGGAAGGGAAAGGAGAAUGUUAGCCGCUUUGAGACUCCUUAAAGGGAGUGAAAGGCGGGAUAUCAAAUCCAAACUCUUCUUCCUCUUCUUCCUCUUCUUCUUCUUCUUCUUCUUCUUCUUCUUCUUCUUCUUCCUCUUCUUCUUCAGUUAGGUAGUUAGUUAGUUAGUUACUUAGACUCACUAUCCCUUUACAGUGGUACCUCAGGUUACAUACGCUUCAGGUUACAGACUCCGCUAACCCAGAAAUAGUACCUCGGGUUAAGAACUUUGCUUCAGGAUGAGAACAGAAAUUGUGCCCCGGCGGCACGGCGACAGCGGAAGGCCCCAUUAGCUAAAGUGGUGCUUCAUGUUAAGAACAGUUUCAGGUUAAGAACGGAUCUCUGGAACGAAUUAAGUAUGUAACCAGUGGUACCACUGUAUUUGUCUCUUUAACUUUAAUAAUGGAGUUGCAUAGGAUUUUUUUUCAUCUAGAAAAGCACCAGAAUUCGGUAUUCUGAAAAGGCUUGAAACAAUAGGUUUCAGCAAAUGGCCAAUGUAAUUUAUUUGCAAAAAGAAAACCAAGAAUUGAAGGUGUUCCUGAAUAAAGAUUUCUAUGUGUGAUUGUGCUGUCCUUGGAAGACUUGAAAAAUUAAGUGUAUGUUGAAAUGCUGUUGCAUUUUUCUUAAGUAGGUGUACAGUACUUAGAAUAUCAUUGCCUAAUGUAUUAAAUUAUUAUUAGAAUGCUUCAGUCACUAAGGUCCACUGGUGUAUAUGAGAGAGGUGAAACUGUAUUGGAAGAAGAUUCAGUUUCUUAAAAUUUCUGCAUGCCACUUGCUCUCUAGAACCAAUCCAGCAAUAUUUUCUAAACUUUACCAAACUGCUUAAUGGCACAUGAAAAAUAUUCAGCUUUCACUGUUGGGUGCCCCCCCUUUUUAGUGAAUGUCUAUUACUGUGAUCAUAUUUACUACCCAAAUAAAAUAAUUUUGUUUGCAAACUUAUUUAAGGAAACCUGCUAUAUUUUCAGGGCUAAGUAAUAGCAUAGUAUAUGCUUUGGUGUGCUGCACGAAUGGAAGGCAAUACAAGAAUAUUUAACUGUUAGUUUCACCAGUUAAGUUUAGUUACUUUAAAAGUAUAGACAAAUUAAAGUUAAAAUAGCUUAGAACUAUGCAAUUGGAACUAUUCUUAGUAUCAUUUGUUUAGGUAAUUAGUCCCUUUAUACAAGUUUCUCUAAGCAAUUUACAAAUACAGUCAUACCUCGGCUCCCAAACACCUUGGGAGUUGAACAUUCCGGCUCCUGAACAAUUGAAAACUGGAAGUGAUUGUUCUUUUGGAAGCCAAACUUCCAACGGGGCUUCCGCGGCUUCCAAUUGGCUGUAGAAGCCGCGCUUUGGAAGUCAAACAUUUCAGAAGUCAAACGGACUUCCGGAACAGAUUCUGUUCAACUUCUGAGGUACGACUGCAAUAGUAAAAAGCAAUGCAUAAAAAGCAAAAAACGAAGUAAUUCAAAGUGCAAUACAAUGUAACCAGACAAUAAAAGUUAUACAUUUACUAGUUAGAUUUUCCAUGCUACACAUUUUCUCUACUGUUCAAGUAUCUUCUCUUGUUACAUUUGCCAUUGGGGUGCUGCAGCAGAUAUAGUCCAUAUGGUGACUGAUUGACCCGUAAUAGGAACACUUAUGAAAUGAACUGUAGCCUUAAUGAUUUGGGUCUCCUUGCCCACUUUCUACAUUCCUUGUGAUGACUGAAGGGUUUGUGGAGGCUUAACACAUGACGGGUUGAGAAUCCAUGCAGUAAGUGCUUCUAAAUGUCUUUGGCCUGGCAGGUAUCUUGCCACAGGGAGGUCAUUUUGAGUCACAUCCCAAUGGCAUAAGUGUUGUACAGUGGUGUCAUCAAGUCAGGGGUUUGGGACAGAAGUCAAGGGCCCCCAAACUCAGCAGGGCUGGCUUACUGCAUUUUGAAGUAAGUGAAGGAAGACAGAAAGCCAUCUAAAGAAGUCACCCCCAACCUCCCCCACCCAAUCAAGUCCAGGAUCUAUGAUUGCCUAACUGCAUCAUUAGCACUGUGUGCUCUACACCAGGUCCAAGUCAAUAACAUUUAAGCAUUUAACUGGGAUUGUCAGUUCCAUUGAUAUUUCUGGUUGCGAAUAUUGAUACUAUAGUAGUUUCUUAUCCAUAGUGUGUGAAUGCCUUUGCUUUGUGAGUGGGUUAAUUCUCACAUGCACAAAAUUACGUAUUAUAGGUCAUAUUUAUAAUAACUUUUUAGAGACCAUGGGUACAUGUCCUAGAGUAUGUUAGAUCUGCGACUCAAGUGUAAGUAAAAAUCAGCCUGAAAUAUGUAUUGGAUAAUAUUAAGCUUGUUGGUAUAACAAAUUGUUGGCAUUUAAAAAUCAAUUUUGAAAACUCGGGGGCCAGAGCUAUGCAUCUUUACCCGCAUGAAUAUUCCUUUGCUAUCAGCGAUACUACAUUCAAGACAGGGGCUCACCCAUAAUUCCUGUUGUCCUGUUGCCUUUCCCCCAGAGGAAACUGCACUCAAAGCACUCAAAGCAAAUGGCAAUUAAUUAAGGUUUCUCCCGGAUUGCCAUUUGUUCCAAUCUAUCACUAUAGAGAGGUUUUUCCAUUGGGAAGGAGUGGGGCAAGGGGAAAACCACUCAGACCCACACUUUCUAGGCAUGGCACAAGUUCAAGGGUGGAUGAGCCCAGAGUGUUGUUUGAGAUAAGACAAUAAAGUGAUGUUAUGUACGGUAGUCUUGUAUAAAUAAUUUGUGCAUGAAAUUAAACUUACUACUUAUCUUUAAGGACCUGGAUCAAACUAAAUAAUACAUAUCCAAUCCUUGCUUUUAGGUGCUUUUCUCAUACCCUAUGUGAUUUUCUUUAUUUGCUGUGGAAUACCAGUGUUUUUCCUGGAAACUGCCUUGGGACAGUUUACUAGCGAAGGAGGCAUUACAUGUUGGAGGAAAGUUUGUCCACUAUUUGAAGGUACAUGUCAAAUUCUCUCUCGUUUCCCAUAUAUAAACAUGUAUGCGUCUAUCUAUGCAUGUGAACACACAAAACAUUCAUGAGUUUUGGAAAUAUCUUACAAAUGGAGCAAACAUACUUUUUACUGCUUCCUUCAAAAACAAAAACAUUGCACCCGCCAUUCUACACACCUUUCUUACUGAUGCUUUCGGAACUUAGUUAGCAAGUCCUGACCAGUGCAGCACAUCAGAGGACCAGUAAACUCAGGAAUCCUCAGUUCAAAUCCACUUUAACCAUGAACUCAUUGAAUAACCUUAGGCAAGCUACUUUCUUAAUCCUAGCUUUAUCCCACCCAGUCUAUAGUAUGGGGAUAAUGAUACAGCACAAAAGUUAAUGAUACCACAUCACCUUACAGGUAGCCAUUAGCCAGAUAAUGUAUGCAAAAUAUCUGGAGAAUUUAGGAAAAAGUUGUUAAAUGCUUUGUUGUUAACUUAGAAUGUUUCUUCUUCUCUAUACAUUGAAAUAGAACCUCUAAAAUCAUUUCCCCAACACUUUAACAUGCUUUACCUACAUUUGAACCCAUUGCAUAGCCCUGCUGUUCUCAGCCUUGGCCUUAUUUCAUUACACAAUCCAGUUUGUCACACAUAUUCAAAGACUGCUCCCCCCAUGACCAGUUCUUCCCUUACAGCCCUUACAUUUAUAUAUUCAGGAUUUUCUUUGUAACAAGUGACAAUCUUAGAAUCUGAACAAAAACUGCUUUCUGACUCUCGUUCCCUGUUCCUUUAACAAUGCUGAAACAAGUUCCUGUAUUUGUACUUUGCAGGUAUCGGAUAUGCUACCCAGGUUAUUGAGGCACAUUUGAAUGUUUACUACAUCAUCAUUUUAGCAUGGGCCAUCUUCUAUUUGUUUAACUGCUUUACAACGGAGCUCCCCUGGGCAACAUGUGGGCAUGAAUGGAAUACAGGUAUGGGCACAAUGAACAUACAAUCUGUAUGAAUAUGUUAAAAGAGCAGCAGAGUGAUUUAAUAUUUAAAUGAUUAUGGGGCCAAACAAGAUAAUGGUGAAAAUUAGCGUAAUUCAGAUUUGCAAAACAUGAUGCAAAGGGAUAAAGGGAUGAAUCCCAAUAAUUAAUGUUGAUUAUUCCAAUAAUAAAAGUAAUGCCUUCAAAUCUUCCCCCAUACAUCAUUUUGCUUCAUGAAUUAAACAGUCUGGUUUAAACAGCAUGUAUUAUUUUUGAAAAUCUUCCCUUCUAAAACAUACUGGUUUGAAAAGUGAUGGUACAAUAUGUUCCUUAACUGUUUAUUAAAACUUUGCAAACUAAACAUAGAGAAAGUACGGUAUAUGUAGGUUUUUUUUUACCUCUUAUGUAAUGGAAUUUAGUAUAUUAUUAUUAUUAUUACUAUUUUAUUUUAUUUUAUUUAUUUUAAAAACUUACAUCUGAGCUCACUGUAAACUUGAAGACAAAACAGUUUACAUUUUUUUGAUUCACACAGCUAUCUGCUGGAUCAAACAGCUUUCCAUCAACAGAUGGACACAUUUGCAUACUAUUGUGAAUCAUUAAACAUUGUAAUGAAAAGUGUGUGCAAGUGUGAAAAUAUGGAGGCAGAGAUUCAGAAAGGGUUACAUGUGUGCACUAAAACAAAAGGUGUUGGAAGGGUUGCCAAUCUGUUUACACUUCCAGUCUUAUCUCUUGAAAUUUUUGUGGGUUCUUUUUGUUGAGUCCAGUGGAAAGCCCCUCACACUAACCUUUGGCAAAUAUUAAUUCUCUUAUGAGUUUACAUGUAGUAUAAACUACAAACCAAUAACCUCUUUUAUUUGGUGAUGUAUAAGGGGACAUUGAAUUAAUUCCUUACACUUUAAAGGGAAAUAAUAAAUUCUUAAAUGGUAAGGGUUUUCUUUUCAUAUUCCUCACCUCAUCUAAUAAAAUUUUUAUUGAGAAUUGUACUCUUUCAUCCUCAUUCUUUUAUUCAUUUUAACAGCUCGGGACUCUUACUUGAAUCUAUUGAUGUUUAGGUAAAUUAAAAGUCUAGCAUCAAGUCCAUCAGAAAUGAUAGUGCUUCAGUGUCCUUUUUGGCAUCUGUUUAGGAAAGCCUAGCCAAUAUUCAAUGCUGUCCAAAUAGUAAGUGUCAACUCAAUAAUGGAGAACUGCUUUGAUCUCUUUCUACCAUUUCUCUCAUGCCAGAGAUAACAGUGUGCCAAAUGGUAGCUUUGCCACUUGCCAUAUUAAGUUCACCUUCCUGCUGGUAGAAAGAGAUUCCCGAGCCAGUGAUAGGCAUUAGGAACUGAACUGCGGUCAACUGAAUCAAGCACAAUGCAUGAUUAAACUCCCUAGCAAUCAGAGGAAAUUAUCCUAUUUCUGCUGCCUCCAACUGGUCUGGCUGUUGCAGUUGUAACAGGACAAACCAAAAGCAGCUAGUGAACACCUUCCUGAGGACAACCAGUAUGAAUUAGUAAUCAAAGCAUGUGACUGAAUCUUGUUUUCAGAUCUCUGUGGCCAUGAUCUUAACAUAUUCAAAGUGAACCACAGCAUUAUUAUUUUUAUUCUUUUACAGAACACUGUGUAGAAUUUCAAAAAAUUAAUAUGAGCAACUGUUCCCAACAAUAUUUGCAGAAUGCUACUUCUCCAGUCAUGGAAUUUUGGGAGUAAGUAUAACUAAACUUUUAAUCUAAACUAAUUACAAUAUUUACUCUCUUCAAAUGAAAGGUGUGGAGCAAACAAUAAUAGCUAAAUGUAAGCUUAUGGCAACGUGAGAAUUUCAGCAGCAAACUGUUUUUACAUAAAAUUCACAUAGGUGACACCAAGAACUCUUCCAUAAUAAUAGGAAAUAAAAAUAUAUAUUUUCUUUGGGAAUGAAUAUGUGCAAUCCAGACACAUUUACUUGAAAGCACAUCUCAUUAAAAUCAAACUUUGUUCUGCACAUGAUGGUUAGUCUUUUGUGUAUGCAUGUGUGUUGAGAGGAUGGGAAUGUUUUCCUUGGAAUCUUAUCUGUAAGAGUUUGUUGCAAGACUUUCCUGAGCAGGGCCCUGAAACCUAGAUUUCUGUUGGAAGGGACUGCUAAUCUCAGCCAAAUAUUAUCAAUGCGUAGGAGAUGGCAUAUCAUACAUAAUACCUUAUCUGAGCAUUUCCUGAUGUUUAGGAAAUGUAUUGCCCUUAGUUUGGUUUUUGGCUAAGGUUAUAUUCCAGUUGUGUUCUCAUUGUGGUGAUGAUUACUUGGUGGGGGAGAGUGUUCCUUUGCUUGUUUUGGUCCCAGUGCUUCACUUUUUCUUUGGUUAUGUUUUUCUUUGCUAUCUAUGCUGGCUGAAAAAUGUUCACAAAAAUAUCUAGUGAAUUUUCCCCAGCAUUUUUAAGCAUUAGGAGAAGGAAGCACAGGAGUUCUCUUUAUGUGUGUUUAUACUUCUGACCAUCUGCUGCUACAGAUUUUGUAGGGAGUAAUUGCAUCUAAAAUGCAGAGACACAAAAUUUGCAUGGUCAAAUGUGUUGAGUGGAGUUUCUCUAUCCCUUUCUGCCAUAACUGUACAUAACCGGGGGGCUUGUGCCUGGUCAUCUUUGGGCAGGCAAAGCAGUUUAUUGUUUUCCCCCAAAUUACUAUUUUUUCCUGUAUUUUAUUUUUUAAAAAACUUGCAUAACUGGACAUCAUCCGUGGCUGAACCUGGAAAAUGGAUUGAUUUCACUGGUGCUUCUGAGAUGUUGCAUUGUUCACCUGAAUAGCUGCGACCUGAUAAGAACUCUCUUAACCAUGAAUUGUAUCCACCACUCUUGCUCCAUUUGCAUAACAACAGACUUCUGCUUAUGCAAUGAAACUUGCCUUUUCUCCCUUGCUGCAGAGGGUCCAGGUACCCUCCAAAGCAGAUUUUGGGGGUGUGCGGAAACAGAGCUGUUACGUUGUGAUAAUAGAAUGCUGAUUGUGCAUCACUGGACACGACCACAUGCGUCUGGGAGUUUCCUAGAAUCCUAAUAUUAAUCAUUCAGUCCAAGUAGGAGUGUGGGCAAUGAUUCUGGUAAAUGAGAACUUACCAAUUUCUAAGUAAUAAAAAAUAAUUUAUGCUAAGCCAAUUUCCUUGCUAUCUGGGCAUUUAUUUGUACAAAAUAACUAUCCUGUGAAAAAACUGAAUCAUUGAAGCAUUUGUUUGAUGCAGAACUGUGCCUCGGAAGAGGAAUAAUUUGUGUGCACAAGCCGCUAAGACUUGUUUUUAAAUGAUUGAUGAGAAAUCCAAGCUUUCAUUUCAGCAAAUGUUGAGCAGGUUCUCUUGUGUUUUUUAACCCCAUCAGUCAUGCUGUGCUCUGUAGGCAAAAGCGUUCAAAGCAACAAAAUUAACAAAGUAGCAUGUGGUAGAGUAUAGAUGUGCUCAGAGGCCAGCUGCACGCACACACACACACUGAGAGAGAUCAGAGAGAGGAACCCGAGUCUUUCCUUUUAAAAGUGUAAAUGCUGCAUUUCUACUAAAAUUCUGCAGUAGUCACCUGCAAACAUUCUUUAGGAUUGCCUUUAUUAAUAAAUUUCUGUGCCACUCCAAUAAAUAUAUUGUCUACUACUCUUAUUAAGACAUAUUCUUUGAACGGGUCGUUGACCAAGAGAGAAAGAAAUAAUUUGAUGUUUAACUAACUAUAAUAAAGGACAGAGUUCAUUUAAGUUGGGGAGUGUUUUCUGAGUUGAACUGAACAUUCACCACUAUCUUGACAUCUGAUGGAUUUGUAAUGCAUGGAAGCAUAUUCAGUGGCAAUGAAUAUUAAUACUUGCAUUAGUGGAUUUUGAAAAGUUUGAGGAGAACUAGAAAUUUAUCAGGGAUGAAAGAGUGCAUAUUUGCAUUAGAUCUAAUUAGUUAAAUAUGUUGCUCCCUGGAGCAUGUUUAGGAGUUCCAGAAUAAUAUUUAUAUCACAAUGAUAUUUCUAUAUUUGAUGCCUGAGGGUGCUGAGGAAUGCUUUUUCUGACAUGGCAGGAAAGAAUACCACUGAACACUUAGAGUUACAUUUUCUAUACCUACACUUUUCAAAUGAACUUAUUCCCAUUGUUCACGGGGCUUGAAAGUGUGAAGAAAGAACUAAGGAUACAUUGUAUGCUGUGUUUACUAUGAUUUCAGGUUUUGUUUAAAAUAAAAAUACUAUGUGAUAUGCAGACAGCCAAAUUUCUGUUCAUAUGCCUACCCACAUUACAGUUUCACAAAUGCACAAAUCCAAAAGAGAAGAAUGAGAACUUUAGGUCCUGUUGGCAAAUGCUAAAUUUUGGCAAAGUAUGGAGUUUUGAAAAUCAAGAAAUGUGCCCCUUGUGCAUUCAGGAAUACUGUAAUUCACUAUCACAAUAUACAGUACUAUAUUUGCAUCAACAAAGUUUUUCUUAUCGUCCACUACAAAUAAUACUGGUUUUACACAUAGCCAGUACAGGUAUACGUGACAUAGUAUGGGGCAGCAGGUUUGAUAUGGAGCGAAACUGGCAUCAUUUUAUGUUAAGUUGCAAAGCUGGGAUUUAUUCUUUCAGUUAUUUAAAUAUGUAUACCCAUCUUUCCUCAUAUAGUUCAAAGCAGCUAUAUUUUGUUAUAACUAUACCGUAGCUUUUAAAUAAUCUUAUAGAAUAUUGUAAUGCAAAAUAUAUAAUAAUGUUGUUGAACGUAUGAGUCCUUUUUACCUAUUGACUGACUCAGAUCUUUAGUUGUAGGCACUUGUGGGAGAGAAUAUCUAGAUGAUGUGGGAGUGUCUGGUGCCAGCAUGAUUGUGUGUGUGUGUGUGUGUGUGUACUCAUAUUUGGGCAGGCAUUGAUGUCUUGUGAGAAUUUGAGAGGCACACAACUGGACACCUACUACAGUCGUACCUUGGAAGUCAAACAGAAUCAGUUCCGGAAGUCCAUUCAACUUCCAAAACAUUCGGAAACCAAAGCACAGCUUCUGAUUGGCUGCAGGAAGCUCCUAUCAGAUGUUCAGCUUCCAAAAAUAGUUCGCAAACUGGAACAGUCACUUCCAGGUUUGUGGAGUUUGGGAGCCAAAACGUUCGAGAACUAAGCUGUCCAAAAACCAAGGUACAACUGUAUAUUUUUAGGGAUCCCUUAGUUGCACAGGGAAUGAAAGCAAGUGGCAAAGCUCAGUCUGAAUCUGCAGGCCACAAAAUGUAAAAAAUAACCCCACGCCUCUGUAUGAAGUUUCCUCUCUGAUAAGCUGUGGUGCUGUAGGGCUGUUGUGUGAUGUUGGUUAUGCUAUAAAUAUCGUGGUGGAAGUUCCUUGAUGUAUCUAAGCCAUGAUGCUGGUUUAUCGAUCCAAAGGCUGGAAACAGUUGAAAUGUACAUGCUAGAUAGAAUGGGAACGAGACUUACUUGACAACUAAACCUUCUUAGCAGGGAAGAUCAUCUUCUAUCAAAUGAGAAGGGUGCAGCUGAGGGAACCCAUUGAUAUAAUUUUUGCUUACUGGCUCUGUUCAAGUCUUUUACCAUGGUUUAGAAAUACAGCUUGCUGCUUCUUAGAAAAGGAUUUGGGUAAACGGAGGUGACACGGUGGUGAAGUUAUUUCUACCUCAAUAGUCUCCUUUGUUAGGCAAGUAACAACCCAGACCUCUGCUAAAGAAGACCUAGUUGUUAGCCUGUCAUUCAGUGGAAAAGGUGGCAUAUCCCUCGUGUUUUCAAGUAAAGCCCAGUGAGAAAAACAUUUUCUCAAAGGAAAAUGAGCUAUGCUCUGUAGAAGGAAAAGGUUAAAAAAAAAACUUGACAAAGUCAAAAAGAGUUUUUCCUGCUUUAUUCAGGUUGCAAAUAACUGCAGGAGACACAUUGUUACUAAUCCCCACAAUCCUAGGGAAAGUCAUUAGCAAGUUUGGGCCUGAUUCUGGUGCACUUAGCACCCACACACUUAUUCAGUUCCUCUCUGGACUGGGCCUUUUUUGUGCUCAACUUGAAGAACAUUUUGCUGUGCCAGACUCGUCGGUUUGUGUUCAGUUCACAGAAGGCCGUGUGAAAACAUUCUUUCAUUUGGAUGAACACAAGUUUUUCUCUGGGUUCUGCCUCGAAACCACAAGCUUCGCUUGGUUUUAUUUGGAAGCACUGAACAUGGCUGAGCCACCUUCUCUUUGAUACUAGGCAAGGUUCUGAGUUAUAAUAAGGCAUCAAUCCAGAAAAUUUUAAAUAGUUUGAGGAAUCUGCAUCAUUUAUUUCUAUGAUGCACCCUAGAGAUUAUGUUACCUGCAAAAGCAGAACUUUGAGCAAACAUGGCAGAAAAAUUUUUUUGCAAAACAUUUAAUGCCAACAUUUAAACCAAAAUAUGCAUCCUGGAAUACAUCUUUCUUUGGGAUUUUUAAAAUAUUCAUUUACCAUGGAUUUCUUCAUUAUUUCUGUUUGGUAAUUCGGAAUGAUGGCAGGUGCCUUGGGGGAUUAUAUACAAGGACACGGAGUGUCUUGUCUGGAAAUGGUGAAAAGUGACUCCUUACUUUUAUAUCUUGUAACAAAAAUGAGGAGGCAUUUUUGGAUGGUUUCAGAAUAGGUGGCAAAAAUUGACUUAAAUUUUUGCAGGCACUUACAAUUGGAAUGCUUGGUAGUAUAGACAACAUUGCCCCCAUUUUUCUUUUUUGCUGUUAUGGCACCUUUGUGGAGGGACACUAUGACACAACACAGCAUCCUUCAAGUGAUAUUGUUGCAGGAUAAAAGCGCCCCAUGGUUUUUUGAGUAAAGAUUUCAGCUUUAGUCAGAUCUCAUUUUGGCAACUUUGGCAUGAUGCAAAAAGGGUGCUAUAGAAUCACAGUUAGAGGGAACUUUGGAGACUAUAUCCUGCACAAUGCAGGCUCUUAAAUGCAGAAUGCAACUGCCACAUUGCUUACAGAGGUCUGUCAAACUUCUUCAGCUUAAAAUAUGCCCAAUGAUGGCAAAUUCACCAGCACCUAAGACAGCCUGUGGCAUGUGCAUUUAUCGCUAUCAACACUAUUUUGUUCUUUUGCUGCCUAAUGCUUUUGAAUUACAACUGGGUAGUUAAUUAUACAUUGAAAGCAAAAUAGGUUAAUGGAUGUUAGUAAUUAGUUUAUUGAAAAAUUGGUAAAAAUAUGUGCUGAAUCUUGAUGUGCCUGAAUGUAGAAACGUUUACUCAAGGGUAAUUAAACUUUAAUUAAUAGAAUUACUAGUGAGAUGUGGUUCUUAUUUUGACUCUUAAAGAAACUCUACUUAUUGGUGCUGCCUAGGAAUGCUGUAGUGAUUUUUAAGAUACAAACAGAUACUGUUGUUCAGUUACAUGCAGUUAUUCCAUGUAUUUCUUGUAUCCUGUUUUAUAUGAUAUAUUUUUCUUUCAGGAAUGAUUGUAUAAGGAUGCAUUAGAUCUAGGGCUAUUAGCUGUUAUAAAAACCAAUACUUGAUUAAAAUGGACAAGUUUAAAUUAUUAAAAUGAAUGAAGUGGGUUACUAUAAUAAAGACUCUUUCUCCCCCUGUUUUCUGUGGAGUGCAACUCAGUAUGAAGUGUUAAGAGCAAUAUCUCCUUUAAAUAAUUGAUGUGACUCAAAAUCACAAUUCACACUUCAUAUAGAAGUCCAUUCCCUUACAUCACAAGAUCAAAACGGAGCUAGGAAAGAUUAAGAAACAUGGCAUAAUUAAAGGAAUUGCUUAGCACUUUGUGUUGUGCAACAGUGGUGGUCACAGUCAUCAAGAAAAUGGGGAAAUAAUAUGCAUCUGUGUAGAUCCUCAACAGCAUAAUGGAACUAGCCAAGAAAAAUAUGUACUUCAACACUAGAUGACGUUUUAAUGAAAGUGACAGGAGCUGUUUUUUUUCAAAUUAGAUGGCUCAAGCAAUUUCUGGCAAAUAUUUCACAGAGCACUAAACUGGCUGCAUUUAAGAAUCUGGUAGUUUGCCUAUUCUUUAUGAAAUUGCACUCCACGUGAAGGAGCAGAUACAUAGCUUGGAAAUACUCUUAGAUCUGUCACAUCACUGGAGACACAGAGGCUAAGACUGUUUUCUUCCGGCUUCAACUAGUGUAUUUGCUAUGACCAUUCCUGGUCAAGGAUAGCUUGGACAUAGUGGUUCAGGUCUUGGUAACUUCUAGAUUGGUACUGCUUUGUGAAGAAUCUCCCUCCCCUUUUACAGGCCAACACAGUAGGUGGGACAACUGACCUGUCAAUCACCUGAGGUAAUGAAACCAGAUGAUUGGUAGGAGGAUGGACCAGCAGAUAAUCGGUACAGGAUUAUACCUAAAGGAAUCUCUCUCUUUAUUUGGAGAAUAAAUUAUGAAAGUAGGCUUCUGCCUUCUGAACAAAUGCCAACAUGAAUGGCUUGAAAAAUAGCUUUCUUACCUUUUGAAUUUAAAAGAAAACACAAUAGAAGAGCUUGGAAUAUCAAAUUUGUGCUCAUGAAAUUCUCUAAGGAAGUUUCUUACUAUAUUUCUCCAGGCUUGGAGAAAAACAACUGCAGAUUAUGGCAGCAGUGGCAAGGCAAUUUGAGACUGUAGUCCUAAAAACACUAUUGGAAUAUGUGAGACAUAAUUACAACCAAUGCAUUUAGGCUUUGGGUACCAGUGAUGCAGAACAGAGUGAGUGAAAUGCCAAUUUUAAUGAAUUAUGAGUCCAGAAAACACUUUGCGCUCAUGCAAAUUCAAUGAAUCUUCAAUAAGGGUUCAGUGAAACAAAGACUAAUUCUAUUGCUUGAGUCUUUUAAAGGAAAAAAAUCCUUCCCUUAGUAGGAUCCAAUAUGGUGAGAGUGACCUUAGCUAUGAGGGUAGUUCAGUUUUUAAGUAUUACAUUCUGGUAACUGACAAAGGAAGGUCACAGAAAUCUUUAUGAAGUGGUAUAUUUAUCAGAACUGAGCACAAUGCUUUUCAUUCCCAUUAACAUCAACCACUGGGAACCACUUGGAAUAUUCUGCCCAGAAUUUCUUCUGGGGGCAGAAAUAUGACUUUGCAAGCCAGGAUUUGUGCAUUUUGAAUGAGGUCACAUUUUCAAUUCCUUGUUGCUUACCAAGACUAAAGCUCCCUACUCCCAAUGUCAGAGGGCUCAAUCCAGGUUGGACCUGACAGCAACUAUUUACCUUGUAAGUCAUUCACACACAGUUGCUAUUAUUGAAGAUGCAUGUAUCACUUUAAAAUGUUUAAAAGAAAGGCUUGGUGUGCAAAAAGUGCUGGAGAUCAAGACUACUUGGUAGUCUUGAUUAAUCUACACCAUAGCUUUCUUUUCCAUAUUUUGAAUCUUGUUUGGGAAGAGCCUCAGUAGGGCUUAGCAUACUUCAGUGAAUGUCCAUCCACCUCUCAACAGUGAGAUCUGUGGAAGAGGCUCUCCCUUAAACAGAGAUGCUUCUGAAAUUAUCUUCAUCGUUAUUUCUUUCUGAGUCUCCCAGAUUACAUGUACUUCUCUCUGAAGUGGAACUGAUGUUCUAAGAAUUAUUGGUUGUUCUCUUUUGGUUCUAAAUUUUGUACAGAGAGCUGUGUCUCUAGAAUUUGCCACAACGUUCUCUCAGUUCUGUCCUCCUCCCCAUUAUGCACCACUAUGAUAAAACUUUAAAAGUGGCCUUAAUGUAAUUGUAUGCAUGACUGCAUCAAUAUUCUUUCUUUUGUAAUUUUUCAGGGGAAAAAACACAAGUUCAGUCGCAAAACAAUCAUAGAUAGUAAGUAGACCACUGUAUCAAGAUUUAGUUUGCAAGGACUUCCAUUUGGCAUGAGGUACAUACUUGUAUAUCAGCAACACUGCACAAAAGAAUAUUAGUGCAUUGAAGAAUAUUAUGCAUUGUUUAUCAACUGGAAGUCAGCAAUGUGUGUGUGGAGAAAUAAAAUAAACUGGGUGAACUGAAAACUGUGGGAAACAGUGUCUGUUCCAAUAGCAGAAUUAAUUUUGAUUCUCCCAGUUAAACUGGAGUUCACGAGGAGUGGAAGACAGAGCAGAGAGAAUUGGAUAAACAAUAAUGGAAUGGAACGGAAGGAAAUCCGCUCAUCCCUAGCUCUUAAGCACCAUUCAUGAGAACGGUUUAUUGUUCAGAAGCUCAGAGCUGGGCUCUUACAGUAGUUAUACCACUGUUAUAGAAUUCUGUCCCCAAAGAAGCUGCCCAGACUAAGCUGUCUUAUUAUUGAAUUUUAAGAGAGCAGUUACAGCUUUGCUCUGAUCUCUGAGAAUAGUAGGUAAUACUGUAUAUUGAAUUUUACACAUAGUAUUAUUGUUAUAAAAUACCAUCCCCAAGACAUUACAAUGAGAACAACCAUAAUCAACACAUGUAUGGAGUUUAAAGCCCUUCACAUGCAUUAUCAAACUUUAAUCCUUACAACGGCCGUAUAACGUUGGCCAGCAUUAUUAUUCCCUAUAUUAUAGAUGAGGUACUGAGAGAGAAUGGCUUGCCUAAAGCCACUUACAUGGCAGUCCUGUUCAUGUUUGGUCAGGGGUAAAACCCAUUGUGCUGAGUGGGACUUACUGAUUAGUGGGUUGGAAUUGUAGCCUCAGUGAAUUUAUGGCCCAGGUAAGAUUCAAUCCAGGAUUUGCAUGCCAGUCUAUGCUCCCCUGGCUUUGUCUAGUUUAACAGUGCCUUGGGCUGCUGUGAAACUGGAAAUAUGAAGCAUACUUAAAAUAUGUUUUCAUGGGAGCUGCCUGCAUUUUCUUUAUAUUGUGGGGAAGAUACCUUGUACAUGAAACACUUUUCUAUUCACUCCAAGUACAGGUGUAGUGUAAGUUUUGAUUAAUUUAUGAGAGAAGGGACCUGAAUUGAUAUCCAGAGCAGUAUGGAAUCUGUGAGCCCUAAUUUUUUUCCCUUUCUAUGCUCCUAAAUGGGCUUUCCAUAUUUAUUAAUUAUUAGUGAAAUUAAUAUCCCACCCUUCCUCCCAAAGGAGCUCAGGGCUUCUGAAAAAACCAGGCCCAGGGCUGCCCUCCCCUCAGUAUGCCCUGCCACUUUUUAAUUUUACUUUGAGUGACAUCUUAUCAAAAAAGAAAGAAAGAAAGACCUGCAUCUCUCCUUAGAAACUCUGGUCUGCUUGGGGUCGGGGGAGGAAGGAAACUCUCAGUCCCUUGCUGGCUGUGAGAGCUUCCUUCACCCCAUGUAGGGGCUUGUUUUAAAAAGCAGGGAGAAAAAUGGCAGGGAUGUCCCUGCAGGUUCCAAGUGUUGUUGCCUGCCAGUCAGGUAGAGCUGGCUGCAGGUGUUACCUUCUCCCUGUGUAGGGGCUGUUUUUAUAGUUGCAGAGGAGAAAGGAUCAGGGAUCAUCCCAUUUGCCUUGCUUGUUAGUUGCUUCGUGAUUGGAUGUAUGCGUGUUCACACAAUACGCUGUCUGUGUGUGCAGAAGAGAGAAACGAAGGCAUAUGUGUGUUGUCUUUGUGUGUACAUGCAUGUGAGAGAAAGAGAGGGUGUGUGUGCACAUGAGGUAUGUGCAAAAGGGGUUAUAUGUAGGCGAAUAGGUCUGUAGGUAUGUGUGGUGGGCAUAUGAAAGAGAAAGGGGAAGAAAGUCUGUAGUCUGUGUGUAUCUGUGAGAUGCACUUGGGCAGAGAGAGAGAGAGUGGAAGAAGUAUAUUUGUCCUGUGAGAUAUGCAUAGAUAUAUAGAUAGUAUACUGUGAGGGCAUGUUUGUGCUGAAUGUGCAUGUGCAAGAGACAGUGUGAGGCAGCCAGCUUGAAUAGUUUUCCUAGAACUGGGGAAUGUUCCUUGUUGUUAGGCAGCAACAUCACUAUGCAUGUGUUUGUAGAAUUAGUAGUGUGAUCUCCUCAAUGAGGAUCAGCAGAUCAUAUCUGUCUUCCCUCAAUAUACUCUUUGUCAAGGUAAAGCAACCAGAAAAAAUCCCCGAGCUGCUGUUUUCAUUUUUUCAAAAGAGUAUAUUCAACAAAUAUAUGUCUCUACUAGUUUAGUAGGAAGGACAUAUUAUGUAGGAAUUUGGUUCAUUUUAUUCAUGACAAUUGCACACUUUGGUUAUGAUUUCUACUUUUUUGCAGUUUCAAGGGUGUUUCAAAUAAAUAUUACUAUAUAGAAAGUUCAUUUUGAAGUCAGUACAGAAGGAGAGGAAUAGGUGUUUUACAAUUUAUCAGGAGAUGAGUACCAGUCUCUAAUUUUUAUUUUUCUUAUGAAAAGGCCCUGGCCAGGCCUGAUGCCAGUGUAAGACUGAAGAAUUUCAUUCUGUUAUUUUUAGGUAAAAUUGUAACCUAGUCAGCUAGAGGUUAUUCUGUACUCCUUACAUAUUGGACCACUUCGUCAACCUGGUGAUAUUUUGGAAUACAGCACCCCUCAGCCCCAGGACCUGUAAUUCAAAACAUCUGGCAAGCUCCCGUAUGGCACUCCUGGUGGUGGAGAGAGUAACAUUUUGCUAGAAGUGGCUGGGAUAUUAUCCCCCUUCCUUUUAAGCAGGUUACUUAAUUUCAGUCCGAGGACUGUUAUAAAUCCCUUACUUAUUUUCAGUUUGAAAUUUAUUAGCAGUCCACUGAUACCUAACUCAUAUUGUAUGAAGAUUUUAUUUCUUGCUAUGCCCAAUUUUUGGUAGUCACAGCUUUUCAUAUGAGGGGGAAACUGUUUUGUUCAAUGGCUGCUGUGGAUAGAAUGUAGGUUAAGCAUUAAAAAAAGAUUCUUCCUAUAAAAUUGUUUAGGACCCAAUUGGGUCAGAUAAAGCAUGUAUUACCACGUGUGUGUGUGUUUUUAUUGCUGUUUCAAGUGGUGCAAUAGGAGAAAUAAACUCUAAAGACCUCGUCCCCAGAUUAACAGACACCUUGUAUACUGCUCUAAAAUAGUUAACAGACACAACAAGACUUUCCCAAAUAGACUGAAUUUGUUCUUUAGCUUCUCCAAACCAUGAAACAAUGGAGUAAGUACUCUGGUACAUUCGUUUCCAUGAAACGUUGGCAGUGAUUAAACCUCUUGCUAUUCAGGAGUGUGUUACAGCCCUACAUGCUGGAAAGCUUUAUUAAAGAAACCCUUUCCCAGGAAAAUUCAGUGUACUCCAAGCCCAUGGGAAACGUAAUGCUGCAGCUACUUCAUCCAAAAUGGGUACACUUGUGUAAAAUGAGGCAAACACACUGUCAGGCUUCCAAAGUGCUAAUCAUUUGAAUUCAGAUGAAUAUAUUGCAUGUUAAUUUCUAAUUGGGGGGAAGUUGCGCAGAAAAUUUUGGUGGGCUAUACAGAAUUCUAGCGCUGAGUGUUGGGCAGAAAGAACCAUUCUGGAAGAUCUGAUCUCUAUGCUUUGUGAAGCCUUCUGAGGACAUUAUUAGGGCAUGCCCAAUUUUUUCAGGCAUACCCCCACUUACAUGCAGUCGACUCAUGAGUGACCCCUUACAUGCACAGCAUCGGGAAAUAAAUAAAUACCGUAGAUUCAAACCAGGAAAUGGUGAGAGAGAGCUGGAAAGUCCUCAUGGCUCAUGAGGAGACUCUUCCCAGAACCCAAAGAGGACUUCAGUGAAGGCAAAGAAAGUCCCAAAGAGACCAGAGGCACAGUGAGGCUUUGUUUAGUCUGUUCAGCCUCCCUGCCUAGCUGCUGAUUGCACCAGAGCCCAUAUCCCCAAUGGGCCCCAGGCUUUGACUUACUUUAAAACAAACAAACAAAAACCCUUAAAGCUCAGUCGGCAACCUAUGAAGUUAGGAGGCAAAAUGUGCAGGCAGAUGAGUCAGUCAGCUUGAUGAGUGAGUUGCUUUGACACCAGAAGAUAUAAAUCCUUGGGUCCUAAAGAGUUCACAUUUUCCCAUUUCCUUUAGUGACCCUUUAUCCCAUUUCCUAAUGGUUGUCUUAUUUUCUCCCAAUCCGAGAAAAAUAGGUGCAUCUGUAAUUAAUACAGUACAGCCUUAAAAAAUAGGUAAAGGACCCCUGACAGUGAAGUCCAGUUGCGAACGACUCUGAGGCUGCGGCACUCAUCUCGCUUUACUGGCUGAGGGAGCCGACGUUUGUCCGCAGACAUUUUUCCCGGUCAUGUGGCCAGCAUGACUAAGCCGCUUCUGGCGAAACCAGAGCAGCACGCGGAAAUACCGUUUACCUUCUCGCCAGAGCGGUACCUAUUUAUCUACUUGCACUUUGAUGUGCUUUCAAACUGCUAGGUAGGCAGGAGCUAAGUAAAUGUUUUGUGUAUCUCCACCCCUUGCCCCAAAAGCAAUAUAAUAAAUUGAGAAUAAGUGUGGAGGUUUGGUAAUAGGAAGUGAUUUAUAGUGAUCUGUGUGAACAAAGAUAAGAAUUUGACUAAGUGUAGUCAGAACAGGGUUAGACUUUGCAUACUAAGGUUUGACUUGUGUUGACACUGUGCAAAGAGACAGUGAUGCAUAUGUGGAAAAUAGAUACAGUGGUACCUCAGGUUACAUACGCUUCAGGUUACAUAUGCUUCAGAUUACAGACUCCACUAACCCAGAAAUAGUACCUCAGAUUAAGAACUUUGCUUCAGGAUGAGAACAGAAAUCGUGCGGCAGCGGGAGGCCCCAUUAGCUAAAGUGGUGCUUCAGGUUAAGAACAGCUUCAGGUUAAGAACAGACCUCCAGAAUGAAUUAAGUACGUAACCAGAGGCACCACUGUAGUCGAUUUAGAAACUUUAAAGGUUUUAUUAUUAAUUAAGAUUUACUCUGGAAGUCUUUUUUGUCAGAAGGACAGCAGCAAAAAAUGGUUUGUUUUUCUGCCAUUGUACAGUACAGUAUGUGAAAUUUUAAAAAUCUUGCUGCUUCAGAAUAGUGGAGUUUGCUUGGGUUCUUGAAUCAAUGAGAUGUAUUCACAGGUUAGUAAAAAACUAAAUGCAGCAAACCAGAAAGAAACCAUGUUUUCUUUAAAAGUGGCAGGGAGAGUCUAUUUGAAUAUUAUUAUCAUAAUUAACUAACUAAUUAAAUUUGUAUACCACCCUUCUUUUGAAGAUUUUAGAGAGUUUCACAACAGAAAAAUACACAAUGAGAACAUAAGGUACACAUUAAAAAACAACAACCAAUAACCCCCCCACACACCUUUCCACAAACACAUUUAAAAGACCAUAGUAUGUUAAUCACCAGAAGGCUUGGUUAUAGAGUAACGUUUUCACCUGAUGUCUAAAGAUAUGUAAUGAAGGUGCCAGGUGAGCCGCCCUGGGGGGAGCAUUCCACAAACAGGAAGCCGCUGCAGGAAAACACUGUUCUUCUGUUGCCACCCUCUGAACCUCUUGUGGACGAAGCACAUGAAGAAAGGUCUCAGAUGAUGAUCACAGGAUAUGUGUUGGUUCAGAAGGGGAGAAGCAGUCUGUAAGAGACCCUGCACUUCCCAGAAAAGCUGCAGUGAAGGUGCAAUGGAGGCAACAAAGUAUGCCUUCUUUGCUGCCUUCACUGCCACUAGGUAGGUUUGAUGAUGAGCCCUCACCAGUCUGGAUGCAACAGGACUGGAUCAGGUCAAGUGUCCAUCUAGCACAGUAUCUUGGCUCCCCAGUGGCAUUCAGUUGCACCAUGAAGCUGAUAAGCAGAGUUUGAGGCUAAUUUUAAUUAUUCUAAACUGUUUAGAGCUUUACUACAAUCAAGCAGUAUAUAAAUUUUGUUAAAUGAAUAAAUGUACAAUAUUAGUUAUAUAAAUAUAUAACACUUUAAGAAUGAAAGCAGAUCACUGUUUUCCACAGCACCACCACCACCAUCCAUCCAACCAACCAACCAACCAACCAACCAACUAACCAACCAACCACAGUGGCUAUAGACCUAAAAUAUGUUCUUGCGGUUCAAUCCGAUAUGCUCUCUGUCUCUGAAUGAGAUGCCUAAGCCUGUUGAGUUCGUUUUAUAUAAAAUAUUUUUCAGAGAGCCAAGCAACCUUUAUCCAAGGGGCCUUUGUGUCACACUUUUCCCCGUUAAAUGCAUCCAGUCACACGGUUUUGGUACAGUGGAUAAUCAGCCUCAUAUGCAUUCUAAGGAAGCUGAAAUUCUGACUUUUCUGCUAAUAUAUUUCACCUGAUAAAAUGGGAAAGGAGGAAAUGUACGGAUGAAUAAAAAUAGAAAAUGGGCAUCCUGGGCAUGGUGCCUUAGAUUUUCAAGAAUAGAACUGGCUAGGCUUCUGGCAUGACUCUGGGCAGCCAGAGUCUCAGCAGGGGAGCUGAGGGGAAGGAAUUAGGCAAAGCUGUGUUGUGCCUGGUGAGAAAAUCACUGUUGGACCCUGUGUGAGCCUCCUUUCUCUUUUCUUACAUGUAUUCUUUGCAUAGAGUGUUCAUGGAACAUUGUACUUUAUGGAUUGAUUAUAUGUUUCUUGCUUUCUACCAUUGGCCUCCAAAGGGUGGUAGUGAGGCCAAAGCAAAGUCCCUCCCCCUCUUUUAUUUGAAAAGCUUUGAAUACCAUAUGCCACUAAUUCAAAGUGAUUGGCAGCACAUAUCUUUGAACAGGAAGGCUAAACACUCAGAUGUAAAUUUUCCUUGUAUUCAUUCCCUAGGCAGAAAAGCUUCAGCUGUGAAUUAGGUAACUUAUUAGAGGAAAUUCUUCUGGUGGCUUGUCUGGUCUCUUGCUCAAACAAUACAGCCACAGCCUCAAAGUGAAAAACACACAACACUCCUGCCUAAUUUAGUUAAAUCAUGGUGAGUUUAUCUUGAUAAGAAAGAGAUAAAAUCUCUAAUCAGACUGUCUGCACAAUUAGCAAAAUAAAGAUUGCAGUUCUUGGGUGCUAAAGCUUCUGUCAGUAUGUCCUGACCUCUUGCAGGUGCCCAGGAGAACAUUUCUAGGGCUUCUAGUUUCUAGAGGCAAAAAACUGUUAUGCAAACAAAGUGUACAGUACUUCUAUGCCAAUCUUGUACCCUCAGAUAGCUGUACAGAAGAGCUUUUUUCAAAUGGGGAAUAAGUUAAUAAUCUAUGCCCAGCUUGCAGUGUCAGGAGAGCAUUCCUGCAGGUCUCAGCAGCCUGCUGUAACAAUUUGGGAAAACAAUUGGAAGAUAAAAUUGCUCACAUUUUUGUACGUACAAUUACAUAGUGGAUAGUAAUUGCAGUCAUAGUAGAUAGCUCGAUGAAGAUGUGGGCCCAGUGUGUAACGGUCAUGAAAGAGGCAAAUUCCAUGCUGGGUAUCAUUAGGAGGGGAAUUGAAACUAAAACUGCCAUUAUCAUUAUGCUUUUAUACAAAUCUAUGGUGCGACAGCAUUUGGAGAACUGUGUAUACUAAAAAGGUAAAGGUAAAGGACCUGUGACUGUUAAGUCCAGUCAUGAACGACUCUGGGGUUGCGGCGCUCAUCUUGCUUUACAGGCCGAGGGAGGCCUGUUAUACGAUUAAAGAGAACUUCUUGAAAAUGUUUUUUAGAUGGUACUAGACACCAUCGAAACUAGCCAAAAUUUACAAAUUAAAAUCCAAUAUAGGUUGGAAGUGUCAAGAAUUGGAAGGGACAAUGUACCAUAUCUGGUGGAGCUGCAAAAAGAUAAAAUAUGAUGAAGGAGGGGGGGAGAAGUUAAGGAGUCCCAUAGAAAAGAAACCCGAGGCCUACUUAUUGGGUCUUUUGGAAAAAGAUAUUCCACAAGAAGGGAACGCGGGUGGCGCUGUGGGUUAAACCACAGAGCCUAGUACUUGCCAAUCAGAAGGUCACUGGUUCGAAUCUCCGCAAUGGGGUGAGCUCCCGUUGCUCGGUCCCUGCUCCUGCCAACCUGGCAGUUCGAAAGCACGUCAAAGUGCAAGUAGAUAAAUAGGUACUGCUCUGGUGGGAAGGUAAAUGGCGUUUCUGUGCACUGCUCUGGUUCGCCAGAAGCGGCUUAGUCAUGCUGGCCACAUGACCCGGAAGCUGUACGCCGGCUCCCUCGGCCAAUAAAGUGAGAUGAGCGCCGCAACCCCAGAGUCGGUCACGACUGGACCUAAUGGUCAGGGGUCCCUUUACCUUUUUAUUCCACAAGAAAAGAAAGUAAUCUUCCUGAAUGCUACAACAGCUACCAGAACAGUAUUAGCCAGCAAGUGGAAAAGUGAAUUGAUUCCCUCCAAAGAGGAGUGAAUAUGUAAAAUGAGUAACUAUAUACAUUUGGCAAAAUUAACAGCAGCCAAAAGGUCACAGUCAAAUCAAAAGUUAAGACUACAAUGGAAAUGCUUUGAAGAUUAUAUAGAUAAACUGAUCACAAAAUAAUACGUUGAUAUGUAUAGAUUAAGACUGUAGAAUUUAUAAGAAGAAUGAUGUGUAAAUGAGAUAUGAAAGAAAUUCAGAUAAGAAAUGCAAUGUAAGGAUGUAACAUAAUAUAAAACAGAAAUUGGGGUGUGGUGGAGGGGAGUCAAGGGUGGGAUUACGUAUACAGGCCGAGGGAGUCGGCAUUUGUCCACAGACAGUUUUUCCAGGUCAUGUGGCCAGCAUGACUAAGCCGCUUCUGGCGAAACCAGAGCAGCGCACGGAAAUGCCUUUUACCUUCCCGCCGGAGCGGUACCUAUUUAUCUACUCGCACUUGGAUGUGCUUUCAAACUGCUAGGUGGGCAGGAGCUGGGACAGAACCGCCGACCUUCUGAUUGGCAAGCCCAAGGCUCAGUGGUUUGCACCACAGCGCCACCCGCAUCACUUAAUCUCAAAAAGGAUAUUGCAGAGCUGGCAAACGUUCAGAAAAGGGCCACCAAAAUAAUGGAUGGGAUGAAGCAACACCCCUAUAAAGAAAGGCUGCAGCAUUAAGGACUUUGUAGUUUAGAGAAAAGGUUAAUGAAGGCAACAUGAUAGAAGAUUAUAAAAUUAUGCAUCGUAUGGAGAAGGUGACAGAGAAAAGUUGUCAUCCCGCGCACCUGCCCCCCCCGCCCCCAUCUCAUAACACUAGAACUCAUGGACGUCCAAUGAAGCUGAAUGUUGGAAAAUUUAGGACAGAUAAAAGGAAGCACUUCUUCAUGCAGCAACUAUGGAACUCACUCCUCCAGGAGGCAAUGAUGACCACCAACUUGGAGGCCUUAAAAGAGGAUUAGACAAAUUCAUGGAGGAGAGGGCUAUCAAUAGCUACUAGCCUUGAUGGCUGUGCUCUACCUCCACAGUUGGAGGCAGUAAUGCUUGCUGGAAACCGUGGGAGGGGAAAGUGCUCUUAUACUCAUGUUCUGCUCCCUAGUUCCUCACAGAUAUCUGAUUGAUCACUGUGAGAACAGGAUGCUGGACUAGAUGGGCUAUUGGCCUGAUCCAGCAGGCUAUUCUCCAGAGAAUCAGUUUUUAAUUGUUGUUGAUGAUGUGGAGAUGCUGCUUGUAUCUGUGGGAUGCAUGUGGACAGCCUUCUUGUAUCAGCUAACCAGGUACCUCCUCUCUUCUUGAUCAUUGUGGCAUAUUAAAAACCAGCUGAGGGAAUUGACAUGCUGGGUUAAUGAUGCCUCACUAUGGGAUGGUGAGCUGCCACCUGCCUUGAAAGAGUGCUCCCUCCAUAAGAGGAUCUCACCAGCCACAGAACUGUUAAAUAACAAAUAAAUAUCACCCAGUCGUAAAUAUACCCUCCAUAGGCAAGGAGCUCAAGAGGGUAGCAGUGACACAGCUGUAGGCAUGCUUAAAGAAAGUGGAUUAUCUGGAUUCAUUUCAAUUUGGCUUUAGGCUGAGAUUUAGAACCAAAACUGGUUGAUGACUUGUGGUGGGGAAGAGAGAGACAGGAAGAGUGCAACCCUAUUUAUUCUCCUUAACUUCUCCCUGGUUUUUUGAUACAGUUGGCCAUGGGUGUGGUAGGAACCAUGGUUAUGCUACUUAGGGGACUGGUUCCAGUCAAAACAAUGGAGGACACUGUUCAGCACCAUGGAAAUAUAUCUGUUCUGUCCUGCCAUACUCCAUCUUUCACCCAGUUUAACAUCCUUAUGAAGCUGUAGGAAGCUGUCAUCAGGGUAUUUGGAGUGAUCAGCAUGCUGAUCAUACACAGGUCUAUCUCCAUUCCAUCUGAAUCAAGAGAGGCAGUUCAGGUUCUGGACCAAUGAUUGGAUGUAUUAAUGGGCUGCAUGAGGGUCAAUAAAUUGAACCUGAAUCCAGACAAGAUGGAAAGGUUAUGUGGUCUGGGUUACUGAGUCUGGAAGACUGUCUUACAUGGGUCACACUUUCCUGGAAAGGGCACAUCUGUAGCUUUGUCCAGUUUUAUCAUUUGAGGCCAUAUUUGGCAAUGAGUUCCUAUUUCCAGUUGCAGCUGGUUCACCAGCUAUGGACUGUACCAGAAAGAUAAGGCUAUGCAAUUGUAUCCUAGUAACCUUCCAUCUGGAUUACUGCAAUGUAUUGUAUGUGGUGCUUCUCUUGAAGAUGGGUUGGAAGCUGCAAUUAGAAGCAGAACGCAGCUGAAUACAUGCAAGUGUGAGUGGGAGAUCUCAUGCAGUUCCUAUUAUGGGAGAAUGCACUGGCUGCCUGUUUGCUUCCAUUUAAGGUUUGUCUUUGGCAUAUGAAGCCUAAACAACUUGGGUCUCACAUACCUGAAAGAUCCACUCCACUUACACAAGUCAUCCCAAUUGGGAGCUGUGUCCAUGGGGGGAGGGGGCUCUGUUAGAAGCUGUUCAUCCUCAGGGGUUCAAAGUGUGGCUGAAGGUGUAAGAACCUUCUUCAUAAAGGUCCCCAAGAUCUGUAACUUCCUCCGUCUGGAUGCGCACUUAAAUUGUACACAUUUUGGCAGCAUGCUAUGAUGCAUCUUUUCACCUAGGCUUUGAGAAUGACUGAAUGUGAGUUUUCCUCUCUGUAUCUGACGCUGUAUUGCUUUUACUUUGGACAGGUGUUUUAUGCUUUUUAUUUUAGAUAUGAUUGUAUUUUUUGUCUUCUUAGACCAUACAUUGGGAAUUGUGUGUGUGUGUGUGUGUGUGUGUGUGUGUGUGUGUGUGUGUAGGGCAGGUAGCAAAUAUUUAUAAUAAUCAAUAUCAAAUAAAAAUAAAUAUCAAAUAAUCAAGAGGCAAGGUUCCUGCAGGAAAGUAUUUAAUUAAGAGAAAAACAUUUUAUUUGCUUCUGCUUAUUAACACUGCAGCCAUUGCUCACUGAUAUUGCUGCCCAUGCCUCCUGUUUCCUGUUGCCAGCUCUUGAAAAGCAAAAUUGUCAUACCUGGCCUGGAUGCAAGAGGAGAGGGAGAAGCAGAGCCAGGUGGAGUAAUGGGCAGAAUCUGACAGCAUUAAUAGUGGAGACCAUGUAUUUGGGGACAAAGGCCAGAAUUAAAGAGACAGAACCCAUACAGUGUUCAAGUAUUCCAUGUGCUAACAAGUACCCUGCCAUCAGGCAGUAGUAUAUCUAGGCAUGAUAGCAGGUUAACAUAGGUCAUCCAAACCCUAACCCAAAACUUUUAGUGAAAUGUGCCUAGCUGUUUUGCAAUGAGCACAGUGCAAGAAUUAAAAGUGCAUAAUUCAGGGUUAUGAGAGUACCCUGUGGGAGGCAUGAAGUGUGUGUGUACACACCCCCACCCCCACCACUACAGUGUGAGCAUAAGGAGUGUGGACUUGUGCACAAACUGAUUUGGCCAAAUGAGCCAACUUUAAACCACUUUAUGAUCCUGGCUUGUUAGAAUAAAACAAAUUUAAGACUUACUUUUAUGAUCAAACUAGGUAGUGCGGUAACUGUUUCCCCAAAACAGAAGUAAACUGUUUCUGUCCACAUGGCUGAUUGCAGCUUAAUUAUGGCACUGGAGGAAAACUGCAUACUGCUCUGUUUUCUCUGCUUCACUUGUUGUUCCUUUCUGCUUUACUCUGCCUUGACCCAGCUGCACCCUCUCUAAAUCAAAGCUGCAAGCAAAGAUGAAAUGUCCAUGACUCAUAGGCCAAAGCAAGUUUUGGGCAAACUACAGUGUAUUAUUUUCAUCAAGUAAAAUUGAAAUGCCUGUAUUUGGUAGGUAGCCACAAAUAUUAAUAUUCAAGGAAUGAUAAGAAUGGUGUUUAGCAUGCUUAUAUCCAGGUUAUUCAUGUUAACCUAGAUGUUACAUAUGAGUAGCACCCUAAAUUCUGUUGUUGUUGUUGUUUUAAUAAACAUACUUUUGUAAACUGCUUUGAGAGUUUUCUUAAUGUAUAUGGUAUAUAAAAAUUGUUACAUGUUAUGAUAUUUUUAAUGUGUGGAUUUUUAAUGUGUGUUGGGGAGCAGCAAAAAUUCAGAAUAAGGGUAAGUACCAAUCAGGCUGUCCCGUGCCUUGAGUUCUCCACUGUUCUGCUGGCACUGCUUUGCAGGCUACAGGCAUGGCACUACAAAUAAAAUUUGAAAGAGAACGAGAUAGGAGUGGAAACUGGCUUUUGCCAUCCUUGAAUAUACAAUUUCUGUACAUGUAGACUCUGUACAGAAAUCUGCAGAGAGCUCGGGUGGGUGAAUUCAUUUAUCUUUCUCCCCCACCUACCAUCCAGCCUGCCCACCUGGCUUCAAGAAUUUGCUGUCACAGAAUGCUUGAGGCUCAGGUGGUUUGGAGUGCCUUCCAUAAGCUUUGGCUGGUGGCCCAGCUGCACCUCAUCUGUACAGGGAUAGCCUCAGCUCUGCUAACCUCUAGAUUAGAUUACUGCAAUGUGUUAUAUGUGGGGCUUCCUCUGCAGCUGGUGCAACACUUGGCAGCUUGGUUGCUCCCCAGGGCAAAAUAGUUUGACCAUAUAAUGCCAAUCCUGGCACCACUGCACUAGCUGCCAAUCAGUUUUCUGGCCCAACUCAAGGUGCUAGUUUUGAUCUAUAAAGCCUUAAGCAGCUCAAGACCACAAUAUUUUGAGGACUGCCUCUCUUCAUUUGAACUGAACUGCACCCUGCAACCAUCAUCUGAGGCCCUUCUUCAUGUGGCUCCUCCACAAGAGGUUCGGAGGGUGGCAACACAAGAGUAGAUUUUUUUUCUGCAGUGGCUCCCUCAGGGAGGCUUGCCUGGUGCUUUCAUUACAUACUGUUAGGCGCCAUGUGAAAACAUUCCUCUAUGAUAGGGUCAUCCAGCUUGCUGCCUGUGGUCCACAUGUGGUCUGCAAAGCCUUUUUUUUUGGGGGGGGGUGAACCUCAGCAACAUUCAAGAAUAAAACAUCUUAAAGCCUUAUAAAAUUUAUUUUUUGUGUCAUGCUAGAAUUGUGUUUGAUCCAGCCAGAUUGUUUCCAUGGUACAUAUCAGGCCAAUGUGGGGACCUGACUGUGGUUACUUUUUUACUGAAUAUAUUGUAUGUCUGGUAAAUGUGUACCAGACUUGAAUCAAGAUAGCAGCUAAAUGGAAUAGGUUGCCUUUGGUUUGAUGGUACAAUUUCUACCACAAGCAAUUUGUCUUAGUUUACAGAGUAUGCACUGCACAUAAAAGUGGUCACAGAGCAGUUGCCUUUUUGUGCUUGUUCUGAGUGUAUGAAGCUGUUGUAUGAAUGGGAAACAACUUUUGACACUUGUCACUUUCCACAUUUAGUUGGCAGUUUUACAGAUUACCUUGUUGUUAUACUAAUUGUAACACUAGCCAGUGUGAAAGGUAUCAUAAUAAUUGAUAAUGAUCCUUGUUUAGCACAUUGAUAGAUUUCCAGCAAUUCUUUUGCCCUCUUUCUUUCAAACUUUCUCUAGACUUCAUUAAAAGUUUCCAGCAAUUUAUGGCUUCUUUCAUUCUUGUGCAGACGCAGGGUGUUGGCCAUAUCUGAUGGAAUUGAACACAUUGGGAAUCUCCGCUGGGAGCUGGCACUAUGUCUUUUGGCAGCCUGGACUAUUUGCUAUUUUUGCAUAUGGAAAGGAACCAAGUCAACUGGCAAGGUAAAAGUAAUGGUUCUAUAUACUAUGUAAGCUUAUGAUAGCUUGUCAUACUGGACUGAAUCCUACCAUUGCAGCCCCAUUAGCACAAAAGGCCUCCCACGACACAACAGAGCUGCUGCUUCCUCUCCUGUCUCUUCCAGCAACAUGUGCCCCCCAAAUCAGCUCCAGGGGGCUGAGGGACCCUCCAGAGCAGAUUUUGGUGUGGAGAGGAGAGCAUGUGGAAGUCCCUUUGCACCAGCAGAUGUCUGCUACCACAGCUUUCAAUACAACCCACUGUAUUGAAACUGUAAUAUUAUUUAGGCUGAAAACCUAUGCACUAUUAUCUGGGAGUAAGUUAUAUUAAAGCCAAAAGGGCUUACUUCUGAGCAGAUGUGUAUAACUUCACACUGUUAGUAUGAAUAAACAAACAAUAGCAGUAUCUUUCACAUAUAUGAAACUUGUCUUUUGCAAAACAGCUUAAGAUUUCUGGAAAGGCAAGCUCGUCUAAUCAGUAGAAAGGAAUGAGAAAUUUAUGUACAGUACUGUUUUGGUAAACACACAAGAUGAGGCCAGCCACAGAAAUCAUGUAAAUGUAAGUUGAUAGGGCUGUGAUUUGCUAUGAAAUGUCAAGUUCAUUGUGUUCACAGAAUUUAGGCAGCAUUUAUUUAGAAACACUAUUCUUGACAUUUCUGUUAAUGCAGAAAUGAAUAUUUACCCGCAUUCAGAGUACAGUGAAUUUCAAAGAUUCAAAGCCAGCAAAUUAUAAUACUGUUUUUUUCUACUGCAUCUCAAUGCAGUUAAGAUCCUUAACAAAACCCACAGGCUUUUCUCAAAGUACAAGCAGGGGUGGUCUGUGGCAUUUGGGCACCUGAGGUGAAACACCUCACUCCUACCCCCAUGAUGAGUUUCUCCUUAAGAGUUUCUCCUCAAGAAGUUGUUGCAGAGUCUUCCCCACCAGGUGGCAGAGGGAAGAGAUCAAUUCUGGAUUCACUUCACCCACCCAGCAGCAAAUUGGAGUGGGGAGAAAAUCUCUCAGUGGCAAAGCUGGGUGGUGGAAUGCCUCCCCUCUCAUUGACUCAGCAGAUGGGGAGGUGUCAGCAGAUGGGAGGCCCAUUGAGGCUGGGCAGACUGGUGGCAAAACUGAGAACAAGGUGCCACCUUAGGCAGCUGCUUCAUCCUGCCUCAUAAUCUGGCUGGCUCUGAGUACAAGAUAGCCUGCUUUUGAGCACAGGAAGCCAUUGUACACUGCUGAAUCCUCAGUGCUCCUAGUCACCCAAUGAUAUCCAAAUACCUACUUCAAGGUUUCUGAAGGACUUGUGUGUGUGUGCUCACAGAAAUUUCUUUUCUAUGAAAAGCUGACUGUCACAUAUCACAAAAUGUUUUCUUCAAAAUAGUUUGAUAUGUGUAAAUGCAAGGCACAUCUACAUGAGAGCAGUGUGGGGAGAAAUGUGGCAAUGUGGGGCACUUUUAUUUUCAUUGCUUUUAUUUGAUGCUUAUUAUAUAAAAUGUCUCAAAGCAACUUACAAUUGCAAGCUCCUUAAAUCCAUUAUUUUAAUCAUGCUGGCAUACUUUUGGAUUUGUUUGUUACUUUAACAUCUCAAAUAAAAUUAUUAUUAAUGUGGUCUUUUAAAAAUGGAUUCCAAAGUGCCUGAACUGGUUUGACCCCCCCCCCCCAGUAAUAGUCUGGGUCUGAAAGUUUUGUACACUGGACUUUAUGAAUACUAGGUGAUUGAAGUAUUAAUUUGUCAAGCCUUUUAAUUUAAUUUGCAGUACAAGCUGUUGCUUGUCUACUCAGUAGUAAACCCUAAUGAAUUCAGAGGGGCUUACACUUAGGAAAGUGUGCAUAGGACCUUUGUGCAUACUGCUCUUAUAGAUUUUGCUGCUUUAGUGUAUUUUUUGUUUAUUUUUAACUUGGUUUAUUUGGAUCUGAAAUUUUGUAAAUUUUGGGAAUUUGAUUGAAGGACAGGGUAUACAUCAUUUUAAUAAAUAGGUUAAAAAAAAUGGCCACCCACUUCACUUAGAAUCCUUACUUUCUAAGUGACCUUUCCUGAACAUGGUGUCUUCUAGAUGUUUUAGACUAAAAUUCCCAUUCGCCCUGGCCAUCACAGGUGGAGGGACCAGUUUGAAGAAGACUGAUCUAAGGUUAUUCUUGCUAAAAAAAAAAAUGUAUACCAAAUACUAGACUGGUUCACACAUCACAGUGAGCCACAGUAAAAAAGGAAAGGGGGCUUGCUAUGCUGGUACAAGCUUAUUGGUUGCUCCUGCUUUGCUUUGCUCUGCCUGGAGCAAGGAGAAGCAAAAGCCUUAGCUUAGCAUUGCAUAUGAGAAGUGGACAUGCUUUAUUACUCUCCAAAGAAACCACUUAAAUUAAUAGUUGAUUAAAGCCUGAAAUACUACGUCAUACAACCAAAACUUGCCAUGAUUCUGCAAUGGAGGAAUCAUUUUAUUGUGCUGUCAGAGUAGUGUUAAGCCUUCAUUAAGAUGUAGUGGGGAGAUGCUUAUCAUAAGUAUUUAAACAAUCAAAUGACCAUUGCACAGUGUUGCUAGCUCUGUAAGAAACUCAUCAUGCAAAAAAAAAAAAGUUUUUGAUUCUGUAAAUUGGCCUUUUGAAAGACCAUCAUUAUGGUUUACUGAUGUGAAAAAAGCUUCAAAACAUGAAACUGUAACCUAAUCUUGCUUUUGCAUUGUUCAGAGUCAACAGAUUCUCCUUACAUAUAGUUGUACUAGAAUACAUAAUCAGUGGGAAUGGAAAAGGUAACUUUUGCUUACUGAAAAGUAGCAAAUUGUUCAAAAUUCCAUUGCUGUACUUUCCAGUGAGGCUCAUAAGUGCUGUGGUGUGUGUAUGUGAUUAGUAUGUGUUAAAGUACAUAGCUAUGGUAUGCCUUAUUUAAUCACAGAACUUUAAGAACAUAAGUGGCUGCUUGAUCAGGCUAAAGGCCUAUCUAGUUCAGCAUCUUGUUCUCAUACUGGCCAACCAGAUGCCUUUAGGAAACUAAUGAGCAGUACCAGAGUACAAUAGCACUAUCUCCAUUUGGUAUAGAAACAUGGGUGGUGCUGUAGUCUAAACCACUGAGCCUCUUGGGCUUGCCAGUCAGAAGGUCAGCGUUUCAAAUCCACGUGACGGGGUGAGCUCCUAUUGCGCUCUCCCUGUUUCUGCCAACCUAGCAGUUUUAAAGCAUACCAGUACAAGUCGAUAAAUAGGUAUCGCUGUGGCGGGAAGGUAAACAGCAUUUCCAUGCACUAGCACUCGCCAUGGUGUCCCAUUGUGCCAGAAACAGUUUUGUCAUGCUGGUCAUGUGACCUGGAAAAUUGUCUGUAGACAAACGCCAUCACCCUCAGCCUGAAAAGUGAGAUGAGCGCCACACCCCAUAGUCACCUUUAGUAGAUUUAACCAUCCAGGGGUCCUUUACCUUUACUUUUUUACCAUUUGGUAUUCCCAGCAACUGGUAGGCAGAACUGUCUAGCAUUCUCAAGACAGCUAACACUGUUUCCUAAAGCAGUUCCAACCAAUCAGUGAAAAAGUUGGAAAGGUAGGAGUCAUUAUAUGAACUGCAAAAAAAUAUUCUCUGUGAAAAUUUGCCUUCCCCUAUUUGAUUCUGUCUACUGAUGUUGUCUGGCAGAGUUUUUCACAUUUUCUUCUUUCAUGAAAACCUUUGCAUGCUGACCAAGAAAUACCUACUUGUUGCAGAGAUUUCUGAUGAUUAUUUUUGAGUGCGUACUCUGUUAGGCUGGGUGCUGACUGGGGCCCUUUGGGACAUAAUAUUCAUGUCUUGCUAAACCAUGUUUGUCAAGCUGAGAUCUCAGCGGGUGCUAGGUGCAUCACCAAAGUUUACAGCUACUUGGUUUGCUAAUAAAUCUAGACAGUUCAUAAUGCUAUAACAUAUUAAAUCAAGGAGCAUUUCACCAAAACUAUUUUCUGGCUCAGAACAUAAAACAUUCUGCACAUUGGUGGCAGCAUUCAGCAGAUCAGAUGCCAAAAGGCAGGUUCUUUGUACGCACAUCCUCAAAGAUUCAUUAAUAUUAAACCCUCUUCAUCAGUGCUAUUUUUCUAGAAAAAGAGGUUCUGGAGCUCACCAUGAACUUCUUCCUCUUAGAAUGGAAAUAGUGCCCACCUGAGAGGUGCCGGAGCUGAGCUCUAGUCAGAUCCUGCUGGGGGGGACGGGGGACAACCCUGCUCUUCAUCUGACCAGAAUUAUGAAAUUAUGAAGUUACAUGAAAUACCAAGCUAGUACAUUGUUUUUGUGCCACAUCUCCUGCUACGUGGACUUUCCAAAUGCUUUGGAUUUCUGCCAUUUUUCUUAUCCUGAAAUGUUUUGAGCCAGAAUGUAUUGCUCAUUUCUGGAGAUAGUAACAUCUGGCAGUGGUGUAUUCAUCCUUUGACUGAAAUUCUCAAACUGACAAUAACAUUACAAAUUCAGUUGGAACACUGAGAGUAAGAUGCAGAAACCGGCAGUUCAUCCUGCUGCUACUGGCAGACUUGCCAGUCACUUAUCACCAAUUUUUUUUUUGCUUGUUUAGAGGAGAGUGAGGAUAAGAAAGCUCUCAUGCAGAGGUGAAGUUAAGCCAACAUAACAUGUGCACAUGUUCAUAAAGUUAAGGAACAGUGCCUGUGUACCUUUCACCUUCUAACUCUAAAGUAAACUCAUCAGAAGGAGUUAAGCUGUACUUGCCAGCAGUUAAGACUCAGUCAGUAGUUCCACACAGAAAAUUUAUUUUUUUCAAUAGUAGACUGAAUAAGGAGUCUAAUGGAUUCAAUGAGGCAUAAAGAAAAAGUGUAAAGGGACAGCAGAGGAAAAUAAAAGAGAAAGAUGUGCGAAAAAAGAAAGGAACUGGGGACCAUUGUAAGUCUUUAGGAAAGGGAACUAGGCAGCAAUGAUUAUAUCUCCUGAAGUGUCUUUUGUUUCAGCUUGAAGUAAUAGCAGAGAAUAGUCCUUCAUAGUGAGGCUUUAACAUGCAGCCCAAGAUUGAUCUCUGUAUUCAGAGGAGGAAAGUAGAACGUUCAUGAGAUGCAUGCAGAGUUUUAGGCUUUCCUGCCUUUUCUCGUUGAAGUUUUAAAACACUGAAAAAUGUUUUCUUCUUCUUCUCUUAACACAUUGGUGAGGAUUUAAGGAAAUCUCAGAGCAGCUUCAGAAGUCUUUCUGCAGCACUGCAAUGUAUUUCACAUGCAACUGCAAUCAGCAUGGAAUUGCAAUAAAAACAAACUGUUUAAUCCCUCAUCCCACGUGGUUUUCUGUUACAGAUAUCUUUAAUUGGCACCGGAGACUAGAUUAGGCUUCAGUCUAAUAGACAUGAAAAGGAAUUCAGCUUCACCCUAAAAAUUAAGCAGGAUUUUUUGGGCUGUGACAAUGCAUACAUUGAGGAACUUGAGGGUCAUUCCCAUGUGAGAGAUAACGUAGGGUAGUUUUCAGUCUCAGUUAUACAAGUGGCCUCAUCACCUGAAUUUAAUAUUUCCUUUUUUACAAUCAGAGCUUCUGAUUUUUCCUCCACCCUGUCUAUUUUUAAAACGGUAGUACAGGGAAGCGACUUAAUAAUACUAGGUAAGUAAAUGACUGAUAAAAUAAAAAGACAAAUAUUUUUAUGCACAACUACAGUGAUUAUUUCAGUGUUAAUAAUUUAUGACUUGACAUAUUCAAUCUGUAUUACUCACAUAAUCUCAUACAAAUGAAAAUGUAUGUGCAGAUUGUUAAUUUUUUCGCAUAUAGCCAGAAUCACAUUUUAGCCACUUUAGAUAAAAAAGGGGUGGCCGUGAAAAACUUUUGCAGACAAUUUGAGUUUGCCAGUAGACUCUGUAAAGAGUUAUGCAGAUAGCUGAAUGACUUUUUGCAUCUAAGGCAAAAAAUAAAAAUAAAAAUCCAAAAACCCAGACUCAUUUUGAAAUUAUGUUAAAACUUUAAUGGCAAUUGUGCAGCCUUUAAUGUAAUCCCAAAUCUGACAAUUGAGAUGAAUAUCAGUCUUCAUAACUGAUUCCAUUCACUCAUACAUUUUAAACAUUGUUUUUUUCUGUUGUUGAAUCCCCUCUUAAUUUCACAUAAAAUAUUUUUUAAGUCAUUGCACAGGUCAAGCAUCUGAAGAAUCCCAGUGGAAGGAAUAAAUAAUUUAAAUAACACUAGUAAAAACUCAUGUGCAGGUGUGUGUUGGUAUGUGGCCAAACAUCCCCUCAGGUGCCACUAAAUUUAGAUUUAAGCAGAAUUUCUAAAUGGGUAUGGAGAUUUCUAGUCAGGCCAACGUUCAAAGAAUCUUGAGGAAAGCAAAAUGUGUUUCGGUAAAUCUGGGCAAAGUUCUCAUGGCAGUUGUAAAACAUUAAACCAAAAUGCAACCAUAAUUGUUAAACUGCAGUGAGAAAAGUCUCACUGUAAGAGACUGGGGGCCUUCAGACAUCCUUUUCUUUGCACGUUCAUGAUGAUUCAUGCACUUUAUGUUAUUGGGAUGGUCAUUUGUCAUCCAAUUUUUCAGGACUGUUUGCCCCUACAAAUGUUUUGGGGUGGCUAUAAUGUUUUGUUUCCAGUCGGUGCAUAUCCCUGCUGAAAUCCCGUAACUUCUUAUAUUACAAAUACUCUGGCCUUUUUCUUUCUUUUUUUGGUCACAUGUUUGUUGUGCUAUAGCCCCACUGGACAGCAAUAAUGUGGCAGCAUUUGGGGUAGCACCACGGAACAACUAAUAAAGCAGAGGGUGGCGCUAUGGGUUAAACCACUGAGCCUAGGACUUGCCGAUCAGAAGGUCGGCAGUUCGAAUCCCCGUGACGGGGUGAGCUCCCGUUGCUUGGUCCCUGCUCCUGCCAACCUAGCAGUUCAAAAGCAUGUAAAAGUGCAAGUAGAUAAAUAGGUACCACUCCGGCGGGAAGGUAAACGGCAUUUCCGUGCGCUGCUCUGGUUCGCCAGAAGCGGCUUAGUCAUGCUGGCCACAUGAUCCGGCUCCCUAGGCCAAUAAAGCGAGAUGAGCGCCACAACCCCAGAGUCGGUCACGACUGGACCUAAUGGUAGGGGUCCCCUUUACCUUUUUAAUGCACUGCUAUUGUGUCAAGAACAUUUAGCAGAAUAUACCUUCAAUAAAAUAGCAGUCUGGAGGGGCACAUUUUUGCAAAAAAAUGUUGAUCAGCUAACAAAUAACAUGGUAUACGCACAAUACAAGUAAAGCAAAGGAGUAAGGUUCACUACAGCCAACUCUUUUUUCUGAUUCAUCUCGAAGUUGUGGUGAUAUAGUGUGUGAACAUUAAACUGACAUGCUGUGUUGUAGCAGCAGCCUGGGAAAUCUAUUUUUAACUUUUCCAGCUAAAUUCGCUAUGCUGAGUGCUUCCUAUUCUGUCUCAACAGGUUAAAGAUAAACUGUAUUGUUCCUCCUGAGGUUUGCCUUACUUCUGUACUGCCUCUCCAGAGUUAAGCUUGCUGCAUUGCAAACUGUAUAUACUGUGAUUUUCUGAUCAGAAGUCUCAGUUUAUGUAAUGACUCAAACUUGCAGUCCAAACAGAUAGGCUAGAUAUUUGUUUUGUUUUCUCAGCACGCUGACAUUGCUGGGGCAUAGCAGUGAUGUGGAGGAACUAUUUUGAGCAUUGGUAUGCAAAUUAAUACACUAGGCAAUUAGAGGCAAUUAAAACAGGAUCUAGUGUAAUUAGAAACGAUGUUGUCCUUGUUUUAUUCAGAGAAGUUUGACAUGUUGGAGAAAAGAAAAGAAAAAGUACAGGAAGCUUGCAAUGGUUUUUGAGAUGUACCCAGUAAUAAUAACAGCAACAAAGCUCCAUAAUGACGGUACAAGUUAACAUAAGGUUCCAGGUCAUUAAGUGGGGAAUCAAAGGGCAGAAGUUGUAUUUAAGGAUGGGGAUAGUACAACACUGAAUGUUAAUGCAUAGUAUGCGUGACUCAAAUUUAAUGUAUUGUAAAUGGGAGCCAAUGCACCCAAAAUAUUACCAGUAAUUCUGCAGUGCAGACUAAUAUAAAUGUACUGUUUAAUUGAUACUGCAAGUUCAUCUCCAUGCAAGGCUGGAGGGCAAUUACAAGGGUGAUCAUCCAUUUCUCUCCCAGGAAAAAUUCUCUACAUUUCCACAAAACCACUCAGCCUUUGGAGUGGCUCUUGAGGCAUCUCCUCUCAUGGAGUGGAGUCAAUCCAACCCCUUGGUCCUCUAUAGAGCUAGUGAUGAUGAAACACGUGAGAUGGUGACUAGAGCAACAUAGGCAGAAAGCUCGGAAUGAAUCAGGCUGAACACAGGUUGGGGCCUAUUUGAAGAUCUGUUUUGUGGCAGUGUAGGGAGCAAAAUGUAGGGAGCAAAACUGCAGGAGGCAGUGCAAAAUGUAGGGAGCAAAACUGCAGGAGGCAGUGGAAGACAGGAGUGCCUGGCGUGCUCUGGUCCAUGGGGUCACGAAGAGUCGGACUCGACUAAACGACUAAACAACAACAACAAAGGGAGCAAGAUUACCCCACCCCACCCCACCCCAUUUCCAUUGCAUCAGCAAGGAGCUGUCCAGCAGAGCUCUUUCAAGUUGUCAGUGGUCUUUUACACUCUGGCCCAGGAGAGAAUUUAGACCAGGGGUGAGCAAACUUUUUCAGCAGUGGGCCGGUCCACUGUCCCUCAGACAUUGGGGGGGCAGACUAUAUUUUGAAGGGAAAAAAUGAACGAAUUCCUAUGCCCCACAAAUAACCCAGAGAUGCAUUUUAAAUAAAAGGACACAUUCUACUCAUGUAAAAACACACUGAUUCCCAGACCGUCCGCAGGCCGGAUUUAGAAGGCGAUUGGGCUGGAUCUGGCCCCUGGGCCUUAGUUUGCCUACCCAUGAUUUAGACCACUUGGCAGCCUGCUGGGAACAAUCAGCUUAGCACUUCGUUGACAAAAUCAAUCCUUUCUGACUUGGACACUAUAGUUGAUACAGGUCCAGUGAAUUUAAACUUUGGCCUCUGCUUGCUGGAUAUGGGCUCAAGGAUGUGGGCAGGAUCCUUGGAAAUGUGAUUGCUCACAUAGGUAUACUAGAGCCUUGCUUUUACCGGCUCAUCAAAAAGGCCAGCGGGGGACUGGUUGAGAUCCAUUUCAGUGUGGUUUCAGGCUUGGUUAUGGGACAGAGAUGGCUUUGGCCACCUUGGGGGAGUGGGACAUUGGAAGUGUGUCCCUGUAGGUUCUGCUGGACAUUUCGGAAGCUUUCAAUAGCAUAGACCAUGGUAUCCUUCUGGACUGCCUUGCUGGGGUGGGACUUGGGAUGAGACAGUGGCUCUGUUUCUCCUUGGAGGGGUGAACCCAGAACAUGGUGCUGGGGACUCCUGUUUAAUGCCUUUGCUGUUGACCUGCGGGGCCCCUCAGAGUUCUUUUCUGUCCCCCAUGCUAUUUAACCUUUACAUGAAACUGCUGGGAGGAGUUGUCUGAAGUUUCCGGGUUUAGUGUCACCAGUAUGCUGAGAACACUCAGCUCUGUUUCUCCUUUCCACCUAAAUCCAUGGAGGCUCUUCUCAUUUCUAAACUGCUGUCUGACAUCAGUAAUGGACUGGAUGAGGGUGAACAAAUGGCAAGACAGAGGUGCUCUUGGUCAGUCAGAAGGCAAAACAGGGAAUAGGGAUUCAACCUGUGCUGCAUGGGGCAACUCUCCUCGUGAAGACACUGGUUCACAGUUUGGGCCUGCUCCUGGGUUUAGCUCUCAGCAUGGAUGCCCAAGUCUCUGCAGUGGCCAGGAGUGCAUUUGCACAGUUGAAGUGUGCCUUCUGCCAGCAGAUGAAGGCCUUCUCAUUCCAACCAGCUUUUGGGAAUUUUAAUGAAAGGGCUGGUGCAGUGCUGUUUUCAUUAUAUUAUUGUUAUGUUUUUAAUUUUUUAUAUUUAUAUAUAGUUAUAAUUCAAUAAUUUUUUUAAAAUCCCUGUAUGUUUUUAAGCUGUUCUUCUUUUAUCUGUAAGCCACCUUGAGUCCCUGUCAGGGAAAAAGGUGGGGUAUAAAUAUAAUACUAAUAAUAAUUUAAGGGAGCAUGAAUGUGCUGCCAGAAAACAGGCUGCAUAAAGACCCUUCUGUAUUUAACAUUCUAAUUUUACAACACUUCAAUGAAAGUUCUUUAUGUUUAUACAUUUGCUUCUGUUUAUAUAAAUGCAGCUUUAUUUGCAGUCUAAAUUUAGCCUUGAACUUUCUUGUGUUUGAUUUAUGGAUGAGUAGAAGAAAAAUUCAGUGCAAAUAUAUACAACUUGUAAUCAUUUUGCUUGGGAUACCACAGUUAAUGCAACUGUGGAAAUGGCUUGACCUUUUGUUUUGGAUAGUUUAUGAAGGAUGCAGAUGGGAUUUUUGGAGGUGUGAGACCAACCACUGGUAUGCUCCUCCACCCUUGCCCUUCCUGGCUGAUAAGAGCAGCCAAAGGAAGAAUCAUCAAGUGGGUAAUGAGGGUGGCAAAUUUUCUAAGGCUGGAGGUACCCUACAACUGUCUUACUGUUUUACUUUCCUGGCUUUGGGGAUUUAUUUAUCCAAUGAACUCAAUAUUGUAGAGUCGACAUAACUGAGUUUCAAGUUUAACAAUUUUUUAAAAAUUGAAUCUGCGCACACAGACAUACACAGCUUCAAAGAAAGCAAAUAGUUUCUUACACUUCCAAAGACAUGUCAGUCUACUUGUGGAGGUGGCCCAUCAGCACAGUCCAACAGAGUUACCUAACAUUAAUGCAACAUAAUGGGCCACCAGAGUCCAAGCUAAAAUUCCAUCCCAAGCUUAACUUCCCAACCUCUUUUAUACGGUUUUUGGGUUUCCAUAUAUGGUAACGAUGGGCAUGCCAGUAUUCUCAUUGGUGUCUAUAUAUUCUGGACACAUGCAGAGUGUCUUUUCAAUUUGAAUUCUAAUUCUUACUUCCCUGUUCCCUAAAAUAUUCCUCUGUUUUCCCAUUUCUAGACAAGAACAUAUUGCCUAAUCAUUUACUCUUCAUCGGUACAUAUAGACUUCUAACUGUAGCCUGAUCUAACCAUAUUUCCUGCUGAAACCUGUGCCCAUCGACUUCCUAUUUAAAAUUUUGCCCAGGCAUAAAUGCAUCCAUGUCAAAAAUUAUUUUUGCUUUUCUGUAAUCACCUUUAGCUAUUUUUCUGAGUUAAAUCUUAGGUUAACUCUUUCUACUUAUACCUUAUUGAAGUAUGAUUGAUACAUAUGUGUGCAUGAUAUUUUAGCCAUACGGUAAUGAUGCCUCAUCUUGAAUUUUACAAAUAAGGAUUAGUUGGUUCCAUCUUAAUCUGGGCCUGAUUAUGUAAUGGGCUUGGUUGCUGUAUUGAAAUUUAUAUGCCAAAAAAUGUACAGGGAGAAAUGUGUCCCUAUAGAUUCAACUGGUUCCUCCAGUAGCUUUUGAUACCAUUGACUACCAUAUUCUUCUUGACCAUAGAUUAGACUGGGAUGCACUGCUUCAAUCUGGCUCCAGUCCUUCUUGAAGGGGCAGUUUCUAGCAGUGGUUGUGAGGGUCUCUUAGGUAAAUUAGAAUACCCCUGCUGAACAAGCCAAAGGCCCAUCUAGUCAAGCAUCCUGUUCUUGCAGACAACUAACUGCCUAAAUGAAACCUGGGUGCAACAGCAUUCUCCACACUUUUGAUUUUGAUUUACAGCAAUGGUUAUUCAGAGGCAUGCUUGGGUCUGUGGGGUUCCUCAGGGUCCAUCCUGUCCCCUCAAGAAAUUUAACAUCUACCAAAAACUAUGGGGGGAAACCAUGCAUGGAUAUGGAGUGUCGUAGCACCAAUAUGUUGAUAACAUUCAGCUCUGCUUCUCCUUUCCAUCGCAUUUUAGGGUGGCUUUUGAGGAGCUAAACUGAUGUUUGAACUUAGUAAUGGACUAGAUUAGUGGUUCCCAACUAGCUCAGUACUGCGGACCCCCUAUUUUUCAAAAGCCAAGGCAUGGACCCCCUACUUUUGAAAAUUUUGGUAUCUCUGUGGUAGAUUUUGUUAUGUGAAUGUUGCCACAGACCCUUGGGUGGGUUAUGCAAACCCUCUGGGGUUCACGGACCUGCACUUGGGAACCUUUGGACUAGAUGGAAGCAAAUGCCUGUCUUUCCAGGCAAGACAAAGUUGGAAGUAGAUGAGUAGAAUUGAUCUGAAAAUUGGAGUUCAGCCUAUCUUGGGUGGGUACUAUUUCCCUUGAAACUUUUGGUUCAGAGUCUGAUAAUACUCCUGAGUCUAUAUGUGGACCUGGUGUUCAACUUAACUGCCUUCUCGGUUGCUACACCAAGGCUUUGGAACUUCCUCCCCUUAGAUCAGCCUUUGUCAACACAAUAUCUUCCAGAGGUUUUGGACUAUACCUCCCAUCAGCUUGAGUCAGCUGGGACUGAUGGAAAUUGUACUGAAACAUCUGAAGGGUACCCGGUUGACAAAGGCCUGCCAAGGCCAAUUUUGGGAUAGUGGUAGUUCAUGCUUUGGAUAUAGAAGGUUUCAGUUUAAUACCCAGCAUCUCCAGGUCAGAGUAUGAAUAAGUUUUGUCUGAAACCCUGGAGAGCUGCUGCCAGUCAGCUCAAUACUGAGCUGGAUAUAUCAAUAGUCUGACAGUAUAAGACAGCUUCAUUGAUUUGAACCAAGCUCUCCAGAUCCAGCUCCCUGGCAACUAAAGUCUAGCUACAAGCCUUCCAUUGCCCAGAAAGCGCAGUGGGUCAGUGCAUCUGGCUGUUAACCAGAAGGUUGGUGGUUCAACCAACCAGGGAUGAGUGUGGGCAGAAUUCCUGCACUAGAUGGGUUGGACUAGAUGAACUUCAGGGUCCCUUCCAACUCUAUGAUUCUAUUAUAUACUGAAUCAUCAUGAACAUAAGAAAAUUACAUAAGAAGAACCCUGCUAGAUCAGACUAAAGGCCUAUCUAGUCCAACAUGUUUCCACAGGGCCAACCAACAGCCUAUGGGAAGUCCACAAGCAGGACAUAUAGGCAAUAUACCCCGCCUGCUGUUGAUCUCCUGAUAGACAUCUGGAUUAGUAAGGAUACAUAAUAUUAUCCUCCAUUUAUGAACUGCAGCUGAGUACAUUAUUUUACAUGUAACUUUUUGUUGCUAAAAUAAUGUGUUUUCUCCCACUUGUUCUUCAUAGGUUGUAUAUGUAACAGCUACAUUCCCUUACAUCAUGCUCUUGGUACUGCUGGUUCGAGGAGUAACACUACCUGGGGCAGCUGAAGGGAUAAAAUUCUACUUGUACCCUGACCUAUCACGACUUUCUGACCCACAGGUAGGAGCUAAUAAAAUGUAAACAUUCAGUGCAUUGUUGUUUUCCAUCAUGUCCCCAAACUUUUGUCUUCUGUGUUUUUAUUUCAGGUUGAAACAAGGGGCAAAUCCCUAUAGUUUCAACUAGAUGUUAAGUAAGCAAAGCCAGUUUGGAAACAUUUGUGCUGUGUUUAAUUGUACCUAGAGAUGUAAAAAUUUCAGGAAUUUUGAAACCAUGAAAAGAAUACCAUUUCCUUAAUUUUUUUCCGGGGAGAGGGGUGGAUUUAGGAGAGAUGUUUGGAAUAUAUGCAAUACAUACUCUGUUAUCAAACCAACACUGGUUUUACUGCUUCAGUGCCAUAAAAUGUAUCAUUCAUAACUUAAUUAGCAUAUCAGAUUGUACUGCUUGGCAUAUUAAUGAAAUUUACAGAGAAAUCCUAUGUAUAUUUUCUUAAAAGCAAGACUCGCUUAUUUUAUAUCUGGAACAACUGUUGCCGUAUUAUAUUUCUUUACUUUUUCAAGCAAAUUGGUUUAAAUCUCAGGUGACUACUCCAUGGCCCCAUCAGUAGCUGCAGCUUUAUUUCCCAUCAGCCCCUGUCAGCAUAGCCAAUGUUCAGGGAUGAUGGGGGUCCAACAGCAGCUGGAUGGAAGGCCCUACUCCUGAAAUAGAGAUGUGCUGCUUGACAGCACGGAUGCUGUGGGCACGAUCCAAUAUGCAUCUGAUAGUCAAGCAACCACAUUAGUUAAACCACUCUAAAUGUCAAUAGUUUCACACACACACACACCAUACUAAAAUUAGUAGUAAAAUGGAAGCAUCCACACCACCUUUAUUUCAAAGCAAAACAGGCCUAGAGACACUUUAUUUCAGGCAUGGGCAAACUCUGGCCCAGCAGAUGUUUGGGACUACAAUUCCCAUCAUCCCUAGCUAACAGGACCAGUGGUCAGGGAUGUUGUAGUCCAAAACGCCUGGAGGCCUGGAGUUUGCCUGUGCCUGCUUUACUUGUUAAUAAGUCCUGGGUAGCUCUUUCACUCUAUUUUAUCUAGAUCUGGACAAAACAACAACAACAAGACUUGUGAUGUUUGUGGGUGGUUGAGUGGGGGAACUGUGUUAGCACUCCCAUCUUGAUUAUAGGCAUAGCUGUCAACUUUUCCCUUUUCUUCUGAGGAAUCCUAUUCGGAAUAAGGGAAUUUCCCUUAAGAAAAGGGAAAUGUUGACAGCUAUGAUUAUAGGCAGCCAGAGACCAGUAAGUAAUUGCAAGUACUUCAUACUGUAGUCUCAGUGAAUGGUUAAUCAACUCCAGCGUUCAGAAUAAAACAGCAGACUUAUUUAAAACAGUAUAAAACAAUGGAGAAAAAAUACAAAGUUGUGAUUUGAAAACAACAACCUAACAAUAUAAUUUCUAGGACAGGCUUAACAAAGUAACCUCAGCUGUCAUGGAAAAACAGCCUGUGUCAUCCCAGGCAAUUUGUAGCCAGCAUUCCAAAAAGUGAUAGAACCAUUGUCGGGAAACUGCACUUUAUCUGUUGAUAUUCAGGUGAGGGGCUUGAUUGUGUGGACACAGGGAUCCACUCAGACAGGACUCUGGCUGGGUCAGAUUCUGCACAAAGGCACAGAGGACAAUACCUAACAUACUGUUUAAAGCCCCUGGAAGAGGCUUUAAUUGGUGUAAACCUGAGGACACGUUUCUAAUUUGGAUUUGGCAAAGUACAUCCUGUGUGGAUGCUUGCUUUUGAAAUCAUGGAGAUAGGACUCUUUGGGCAGAAAAGCAGCAUUCUGAAAAGAAAGGGGUGCUGGGCUUUGGGUUUUAGUUACAAAGCACUUGCUUAUUAGAAGAUUCUGGAUUCCAUUCAACAACUGAGCAUUUGGUAUACUUUCCACCACUUGUCAGAAAAGGACUUAAAAGGGAGCCGGGAAAUGAAGGCCAUUGAAAGUGAUUUAUUUUAUCAAGGCCGAUGUCUUAAUAACUGUAAGACUUCAUCAAACAUAAAGUUUAUGGUGGAAUUAGACGGAGUCAAAUAAAUAAAAGAGGUGUUUGUCACUCUUCAUUUCUUUAAGUAGCUGCCUGAGUCUAGUGGCAACUCCUCUUUCGAGUUUCGAGGAGUUUUGGGGGAAAUGGUGGUGUAAGAUUUUUUUUAAUAAUUGGAUUUGUAUGGAAUUGGUGAAUAAUUUAAUGCUAUUUCCCCCCUUUUUCUCUGUGAUAGGGUUUCUGUUGUAUUGUUUUCUGUUGUUAUUUAUGUAAACCAUCCUAGGGCUUCCUGGCAAAGGGAGGUAUAGACAACUCUGAAAUAAAUAAUUAAUAAAAUAAACAGUGAACAUCUCAGCAAAAGUACAUUUUAAGGUAAUAUAGCAAUUCCCCCAAACCUUUCCUCUAGUACUUCUGAAGUUGUUAAAAUGUACAAAUUUCAUUUGGCAAACUCUUGAUAGAUACGAUCCUGUGUUUUAAGUAUUUGUAUGAAUCAUUCUCUUGUUCAAGCAGUCAGAACUUUUGAAAAGCAGGACUUUUUUCAAAUCCCCUUUGCAUGUCUCACUAUUUCUCUUCUUCCACAUUUUCCCAUUCAAUAAGAUGUUGCUAAUAUUCUGAUAUAGGACCUUGAAAAGGAGGGUUGCAUUUGAAAUCUUUAUCACAAUUUUUGUUUACUUUUAAAGUCAGCAUCACACCUACAUUUAAGCAUAGGCUAAUUACAUUAGUAACUUUAUUUUGCCAAAUUAUGUAUUUUAGCAGUUUCAGAAGCACUAGGGUAGAAGCUUUGGGAAUUGCUAUUUUUGUUUUUAUUUUGGGGUAUACAGGAGGGCUGUCAGUUUUAAUUGGUUUCAGUGUUAGAUUAAUCAAGUCAAGCUUUCAUUUAUUAAUUGAUGGAGGUCUGUUUUAAUUGGUGAGGGCAAUUUUUAAUUGGUUGGGCUAUGAGUAAAGGGUAUCCUUGGAUUUUUGAGGCUAUUUUUUUACUGUGUUGGAAAAGAAACUAUUCAAGAUUGCCAUUCUUCAAAGAAUGAGGAGGUGGCUUUUGUGAGUUACCUUACAGUUAUUCCAGUGUCUCAAAGACAUCAUUCUAUUGAGAUUUUGGUAAUAUGGGUUUUUAUUUAAAUAUAAUUUGUUGUUCAAUUAAUUGGUUAAAAGGCACAUGCUGUACAAACUGAACAUGGUUUAAUUGGUUGACAGUCUUGUGUGGACCAUUUUUUUGUUAGAGUUUUAUGGACAGAUAGUGCUUUUGCUUUUCUGCUUUUACUGUCAUUAUUGCUAUGGUCAUUUGUUGUUAACAGCCUUGAACCUUUUGAGGAAAGGUGAAACAGAUUUAAAAAACAACAAUGCAAAACAGUAAAAAGUUUUUUCAGAGUCCAAGCAACAUUUCACAGUGACCCAAACAAUCUUAUGCUGCCCUCAUAUUAUAUACCAUUUCAUAGACAUAAACUUGUUAAGAAGGCGGGGGGAUUAAAUGAUAGGGUUGCUAUAUAGUCAAGACAGUAAAUUAACUAAUGCAUUUCUGUACCAUACUAGAAAGCAUUCAGUUUUUGGAUAUCAGAUUGCCACAACUUCCACCAUUACAGUCACCAGCAAGUUAUAAGGCUAUACACACUUCACUGAAAUAAAAUUAAUAUGGUUUGCCUGUACUUUUUUUUAUAAAAAGUACAAAAAUUGGCAUCUCUGGACUUUCAUAUCUCUUUCCUGUUUACAACCUGAGACAAUUCUACAUAAUUAUUCUCAAUUUGUAACAGAAUCCUACCUGCACCCUACCUGCACUUUAAUCCUUGCUAUGAUUGCAUAUUCCUUCCUUGCUGGUAUAGAGAUAUGAACACACUGGAUCAAAAGGGUUCCCUUCUAUAAAUGAAAGAAGGGUCCCUUCCAUGAACAGAAGGGAAAUGGAUCCUUUGGAAGCUUUGGUUUACAGAAGUGUGGGGAAUGGUUUUCACUUAUUUUUUUUCCUACUAGAGUCACCCCCCACACACACCUAGGCCAUUUCUCAUACUGUUCUAGAGGUUCCCCAACACUCUGAAGCAGAUAUUCAGGGGACACAGGUAGGGAAGUAUGAAAUUAGUAGUGUCCAUUGUGUCGCUUGUUCAUUGUAAAGCGAGCUGGUUUUGUUCUGCCGCCAUUCCAUUUCCACCCAUUACAUAGCUAUCCAUCCUGCUGUUUGCUAUGGUCUGCAUCAUUUUAUUCUGAAAUAUAGCUGUAUUACACUAUAAUUUACAGUUCAGUUGCCUUCCCAGUAUAUUCCCUUUCAAAGUUUAGUGAAUUUCCAGAGAGGCAAACUCAACCAACAGCCUUGUGGCAUCGCUCAUCACAAAGCAAUCUAUGGCUACAAACCUAACCACUUCUAUUCAUAAGCAAGUCCCAUUGAGGUCAGAGAAGCUUACUUCCAGAGGGGUGGGGUUAGUAUUGAAGCCACUCUCACUACCUUGAUUUCACAAUUCUGUAUAAAUCUGUCAUCCUAUGUCAUUUCCCUUCCUCAGGCAUCAGGGAGGGACAGUUUCAUUAUAAGGCAAUAUAACUGUAGCAGGGGCUUGGAGAAGUAAAGAAAUUUUAAACUUAAUUUUACUUUAAAAAUACAUAAUUGGUGUGGUAAAGGUAAAGGGACCCCUGACAGGUGCAGUCGUGGCCGACUCUGGGGAUGCGGCGCUCAUCUCGCUUUACUGGCCGAGGAAGCCGGCGUACAGCUUCUGGGUCAUGUGGCCAGCAUGACUAAGCCACUUCUGGCGAACCAGAGCAGUGCACGGAAACGCCGUUUCCCUUCCCACUGGAGCAGUACCUAUUUAUCUACUUGGACUUCGUGCUUUCGAACUGCUAGGUGGGCAGGAGCUGGGACCGAGCAAUGGGAGCUCACCCCAUCGUGGGGAUUCAAGGCUCUGUAGUUUAACCCACAGCGCCACCUACUGGUGUGGUAAAAAUGGUUAAAUCCACAGUUCUCCCCACUUUUACAAAGAGGUUGGAACUAAUGGAGGAGCACAGAUAAAAUUCACAGGUAGCAAGAGACACCACUACUUUCCACCUGUAAGAGCAAUAAUGAGCUAUGUAUUCCAUUGUUGUUUUUUAAAAAUUCACAAUAGGAAGCAAAUUAAGGCUGGAAUUCUAACCCCAGUUACUGGUGAGUAAGCCUCACUGAAUUCAGUGGGAUUUUCUUCUGAAUAGGCAUGGUUAGGACUGCAGUGCAUAUAGACUGCCUUUGGCAACACACAGCACUUCAGAAAUAUGAAAAGCAAAGAGUCACCUGUGUACAUCAGUGACUUUCUCACACCUUGGCAGCCCCUUUAUCGGCCAAAAACAAGUACCUUGCAUUAUUCACUCCCCCGUCUGUGUUCUCUUUCAAAGUAAAUGAAGCAGCUAGCCACUCAUCAAUUAGCCAUCUCACCACAGGGUUCUAAACCUCUAUUGAUCUUCAUUGUAGCCGUCUGGGGAAACAUCAAGCGAAGUGACAUGUCAAAAAGUGUGACAUUAAUUAUGUAUAAUUUAUGGACUUAAAAGAAAACCAAAGCCUGCUGUGGAUGAAUGUGGAUUGCAAUCUCUUAAAUUCCAGUCCUGAACACUGAGUGAACAUGCAGGUGGUAUUUCCAUAUGUCUUUCUGUUUAGCCUGAAAUUUUCUGACAUCCCUAGACACAGAGGAACCAGGCCCUGAGAGUGCCUCUGUUCUGUGAGUGUGUGAAAUGCAUAAUCAGUAAAACAUAGAAGCCACACAUAUUUCCUAGAAGCCAGCUUGGAAGAAAGAGGAAAUGGAGACAUGAUGUUACUAGGGGAUAAAAGAGACUGUUGGUCUGCUCUGGUAUCUUUUCCUCUCUUGCUCCCACCAGACCUUAAGGCGGUGCUUAACAUGGUAGUGCUCAAGCCUUCCUGGAAAUCAUCUGACUUGGAGCCCCUUCCUCUUCCAGAGGCCUCAUACAGCAGCAGAGAUGACAGGAGAAGAGGGCAUCCCACCAGGUUUCAGUAAUGCCUAUUAGGUCAUAUUUGCCAUUCUAUAUUAAGAGCAAUUCCUCUUACUUGUUUCCCAUACUCUGUGGGUUAGUAUAGAGACAACCAAAACAGCAAGUCAUUCCCUCCAGCUGUUUCCUUCUGGUAGUUUCCUGCCCUUUAGCAGGUUUCUGCAGCACCACCUCAGUUUCUUGUGCAUCAAUUAGGCUAUUAUAGUACCAAGUGUUCCACUGUCAUUUGUAAUAUUGCCUCCCUCCCCCUUUGAUCCAAAAGGAGCCCCCAGUCUGAAUCUGGGGCCUGUACCAAUUUCUUGCUGAAGAUUACCCCACUUUACAUAGUUCUCUGCCGCUUAAGGUACUGUUUGCCAUAAAACAUAUUCGGGGCAACUUAUAGUCGGGGGGUCGGGGUCAUUUCAAUGGAAUGCUGGCUCAAGACCCCAAUCUAAAUCAGGAGCACAUUCCAGUUGGGAGCCCUAUAGCUCUUUCUCCCUCCUCUGCAAAAAAAAGUUGACAGUUUAAACAGGUAGUCCUUCUGAUAUUGGUUGGCCAAGUCAUUGAAGGCAUUAUAUGUCAUUUUAUCAUCUUAAAUUGGUAGUGAAUUAGCAAUCAGUGCAGAUCCCCAUAAAAUGUGUCCUGUCAGAGACAUCCAACAGCAGCCUUGCCAUUGUAUUUUGCAGUAAUUGCAGCUUCCAAACAGUAUUCAAGGGCAGUUACAUGUAGAGCACAUUGAAAUAGUUCCAGUCUGGAAAUUACGCAGAGCAAAUAUUAUUGUAGCCAACCUAUAGUUAUCCAGAAAUGGCUGCAUGUGCAGAUAGUUUUCUUCAAGGGAGUAGCUUGAAUUUAAGUGUGAGCAUUGGACUCUCUGCAGAUGUGAGGAUAUGUGUUUUCCUGCUUUGGAAAUUAUAAGUUGAAUACAUUUUUGUGUUGUCUUAGCCACUUUAUUUACAUUUUAAAAAAACUCUUUUAAAAACACAAUUUAAAUCGACCUCCCAAUCUUUUGAAAGCAGCAUUGCCACCUUGAGGCAAAGAUGUGUUAAAACACAGACCAAAUGAAAAGGACAUUUCAAUUUCACUUUAAAAGGGGGAAAUGUAAUAAUAAUAAUAAUAAUAAUAAUAAUAAUAAUAAUAAUAAUAAUAAUAUUGCCACCUGCCCUUCGCCAUAAGGUCCCAAGAUGGUUUACAUUUUUUAAAAAAAGAUAAAGGGUAUUUUGGAAAGGGUGAAUAAUAAUAAUAAUAUUGCCACCUGCCCUUCGCCAUAAGGUCCCAAGAUGGUUUACAUUUUUUUAAAAAAGAUAAAGGGUAUUUUGGAAAGGGUGGAAUUCCAUAUAGAGCUGCUUCUUGUUUGGGGAUCACUCAUGGCUGAGUAAGAUUGUCUUCCAUGAACAUAGUCUUAAUAGUGAGUCCGUAAGUGACUGUAGAAGCCAAUUCCGGAUCCACACAUCCUUCCAAAGUGGGGAUAUAGGUUUCCGGGUGGGGAGUUGAUCAUGGUGAAGAUUUGCCAUACAGCUAAUUAGGGUGUGAAUGUGGGGAAUGAGGUCUACCUGUGCAAUUAUACUUUCCCCUGUGUGCGCCUGAAUCCUAUUCUGGGGCUUUCCCCACCCUCCACACCAGAUUUAGAGGGGCACCAGGGGGGAGGCAGGGGACCUUGUUCUGUGCACACAACUUAGUUAAAUGCUGCCCUAAACAACUUCACCCCAGAUUACCUUACUGAAGCUAUAAAGAGACAGUGCCUCUGUAGCAAGGGUGUUCCACAGUUUUGCGGGCAUUGCAUAGAAGACUGUCUCAUGAGCCCUCUCACCUCAUACUGCCAAAGAAGAUGUCACCAUAAGAAUUGUCUCUCCUCCUGUAGAUUGCCAUGUUCUGACCAGCAGAAAGAGCAGAAGGAACUCUUGCAGGUAUUUGGGGCCCAAGUCAUUUAGGGCUUUAAACCCCAAGGUGAGCACCUUGAAUUGGGCUUGGAAGGGAAUAGGCAGUUUGUAUAAGUGCUUUAGGAGGUGUUACGCUUGUCCUGACAAGUUGUCCCAGACAGGAGUGCCACAUUGUUCACUAGCUGCACUAGACAGCCCCGUAUAGAGGGCAUUGCAAUAAUCUAAUCUGAAGGUUAUCACAGCAUGGAAUAAAAUGGUCAAAUCAUUACUGUUAAGAAAGGGCCAUUGCUUGCAUACCAGCUGAAGCUGGAAGUAGGCACUCCUAGCCUUCAAGUUCACUUGGCCUCAAGCAACAACAGUGUCUCAAGGAAUACCUCCAAGGUAUGCACCUGUUCCUUCCAGCGGGAGUAAAACUCCACCCAAAACAGGCCAUCUCUGCACCUCAUGGACCUGACAACUCUGCCCACAUAGGACCUCUGUCUUAUCUGAAUUCAGCUUUGUGACUUACACAGCUGUUCUCUUAGAUAAGAAUGGUAACAACAAUCUAAUUCAACUGAGCAUUUUCUCUUGGUUAGUUUGCCUUACUGAGAUAGAGGACAGUAAGGACCUAUUGUUACUAACCCAGAAGUAUGUAGGAUGUGUAUCUUGCAUACUUCAUACUCCUAGGAGGACGAAAACUAUGCUGGGCAACAGUCUCUCCAGAUGUUUUUAAAUGCCAGCUGAAAAUGUUACCAGUGCACUCAUGUGGAAACUGGGAGUGAGAGAUUUCUUGUAACGCCUUAAGUAUGAAAAUUCUUCCUGUGUUAAAUAACCAAUUGCUUGUGACAGAGGAAGGUUGCUUUAUUGGAAUUUCUUGUUAAUUCCUUAGUAGCACUCAAAGUAACAGCAUUCAUAGAGUGGUGCAUGCCUCUUUUGCCAACAUAAGAGUGCAUGGUGCAUUUAAUACUGUGCUUUCACUGGCACCCCUGGAUGGGGUUUUCCAUUUCAAUUAAUGUUGUGUCUUGUCACUCAGAGAUAUUCCUCUACUGAUUUUUCUCCAAAUGCAGCCUGUACAUAGAAAUAUUAUUUGACAAUUUCCCCAAACCUGGAUAAUGAAACAUAAUUAUCUGCUGCAGUCUCUCUGCUGUUCAUCUGACUUAUAGGCACAUUGCAGUUACAGCUCCUUCAAGCAUAACAGCUCAUUACUAUACAUGUCUACUCAAAAGUAACUCUUGUUAAAUGGGAUGUGAUUUACUCACAGGUAAGUGGGUAAAAGAUUGUCCCUCAGUCAGCUCUUGUCUGAAGUCUCAGGUGCAGAAGUGGUUCCAAAUACAUAUCUUACAUACUUAUUCUCAACCACAUCCUUCUGACCCAAGGUCACACCAUUAUAACAUACUAGGUAUUGCUGUUUGGCUUUCUCUACAUUUUCCUUUUCAAGCUUGGCAUAGCAAGUGAAUGGGGAAAUAUGCUGGUGCAUUUGUGAUUUCUUCCAUGCUGCCCUAUGCUGGUAUCAUUUUAUAAUAUAGGAACAGUGGUUUAUUACCAGGGUGUAUUUUGAUACAGCUUUAUUACUUGGAACCACAACCAUUAUCCUUAGUGCAUGAUGUGCUGGUAUCCUAUACCAGAUUAGUGGAGCUAUAGCUGGCUGGGCAUAUCUGUCCUAUAAUACUCUCCUCCAAUUUCACAUCACUACUCAUUAAAAAAGGGAAGAUAAUUUUCUUUACAAUACUCUGACAAUUAUUUCUUCAAAAGAGCCUUUUACAGUUUUAUUGCCCUUGCAUAAUCUCCCACAUAUACUCAUAUUCAUUAAUUCAUAUUCAUCUCCCACAUAUACUCAUAUUCAUUAAGCCAGAAGAGACAUAAGGCUGACAAAUAGUUAAUGAUGGUUAAGAUAUCAAGAGCAGGCUGUGGGAUCAUGCACUCCAUGUCACUCCAUGACCUCUUUCAUGCCUCUCCAUUUCUACCUGAACACAUCAGUUGUAGCUAAAGCUUAAAGUGGCACUGUCUUAAACCCAUGGUUAAUGUACCGUAUUUUUUGCUCUAUAAGACUCACUUUUUCCCUCCUAAAAAGUAAGGGGAAAUGUGUGUGCGUCUUAUGGAGCGAAUGCAGGCUGCACAGCUAUCCCAGAAGCCAGAACAGCAAGAGGGAUUGCUGCUUUCACUGCACAGCGAUCCCUCUAGCUGUUCUGGCUUCUGAGAUUCAGAAUAUUUUUUUCUUGUUUUCCUCCUCCAAAAAUUAGGUGCGUCUUGUGGUCUGGUGCGUUUUAUAGAGUGAAAAAUACGGUAAUUGUUAUAGCUAAAUGUAAAUGGGUAAGGCUGGGGAAUUGGUGUGUGUGUGAGAGAGAGACAGAGAGAGAGACAGAGAGGGCAACUUUUGUGAGUGAGGCCAAGGGUGCAGAGGAGGGAGCAUAGAACUGGUCCGACUGCGCUGGCCCAAUUCAAAGUGCUAGUUUUGACCUAUAAAGUCUUAAACAGCUCAGGACUGCAAUUCCUCAAGGACCUCAUCUUUCCAUAUGAACCUAUCUGGACCCUAAGAUCAUCUUCUAAGGUCCUCCUCCAUGUGCCUCCUCCUUGAGAGUCCAGAGGGUGGCAACAUGACAACAGGCCUUCUGGAAUGCUCUCCCCAGGGAAGUUCGCCUGGCACCUUCAUUAGAUACCUUUAGGCACAAGGCAAAGACAUUCCUUUUUAAUCAGGCCUUUGGUUGAUUUGAUUUACAUCCUAUGCCCUUUUAAAAUGUGGUGGGGUUUUGGGGGGGGCGGGUAUUGGGUUGUUUUUAUUUUGAUUAUGUAUUUUGUGGUUUUAUAUUUUGAUUUUAUUUUGUGAACCACCCUGAGACCUCUGGGCAAAGGGUGGUAUAUAAAUUCAAAUAACAACAACAACAACAACAACAACAACAACAACAACUGCUUCAAAUCAUAGAAUCAUAGAAUCAUAGAAUCAUAAGUUGGAAGAGACCACAAGGGCCAUCGAGUCCAACCCCCUGCCAAGCAGGAAACACCAUCAGAGCACUCCUGACAUAUGGUUGUCAAGCCUCUGCUUAAAGACCUCCAAAGAAGGAGACUCCACCACACUCCUUGGCAGCAAAUUCCACUGUCAAACAGCUCUUACUGUCAGGAAGUUCUUCCUAAUGUUUAGGUGGAAUCUUCUUUCUUGUAGUUUGGAUCCAUUGCUCCGUGUCCGCUUCUCUGGAGCAGCAGAAAACAACCUUUCUCCCUCCUCUAUGUGACAUCCUUUUAUAUAUUUGAACAUGGCUAUCAUAUCACCCCUUAACCUCCUCUUCUCCAGGCUAAACAUGCCCAGCUCCCUUAGCCGUUCCUCAUAAGGCAUCGUUUCCAGGCCUUUGACCAUUUUGGUUGCCCUCCUCUGGACACGUUCCAGUUUGUCAAUGUCCUUUUUGAACUGUGGUGCCCAGAACUGGACACAGUACUCCAGGUGAGGUCUGACCAGAGCAGAAUACAGUGGCACUAUUACUUCCCUUGAUCUAGAUGCUAUACUCUUAUUGAUGCAGCCCAGAAUUGCAUUGGCUUUUUUAGCUGCCGCGUCACAAAUCUUGAACAAAAUCACCAGCUUCCUGUCUGUAUCACCUCAUAAUCUCUCCCAGAGUAAUGCAUCUCUUUUUUAUAAUUCAGAAUGGCCUGCAAAUUACCAAAUAGGAUAAUUAUGAUGAAUUACCACAUAAAAAUAUCAAAAAUAAAAGCAGCAUAAUAAUAAUAAGUGUUAAAUUUAUCCCAUACAGUAUUUCCAUGCAUGAGUCCCAGUUAGAUCUGUGUUGUCUAUGUUAUGAAACGCCUUCAUUUAGUUAGUUGCUAUAUUUUAUUUAUUUGGAUCCCACCACAGUGCUGUGGUUUCUGGGCUUGUAAUUAUUUCUAUAAAUAAAAUCAAUACACUAAGUCUGCAUUCUUGUGUCAUUAAUUCAUACUGAACCACAUUGAACUCAAUGGGAUUUACUAAACACACAUAAGCUAAGUCUGCAUAGCAGGAAUGUAUACAGUACUUGUAUGCAUAUGACCUAUUAAAAUGUCAUCAACUGGCUAAUCACUACUGUUAAAUUAUUUGUCCAGGAUUAAAAAAGAUCCUGUUAUGUCACAGACAAAUAAAUUCUGUAUUUGGCCAUAUAUUAUAACUUCACAUUUUAGUCUAUAAGAUUAAAAAGUGAUUAGUGAUUUUGUCUGCCCCCCCCCCAAUUAAACACCUCAUAUUUAGGGAUUUAGGAACAGGAAGUGUUAGUGUAAUAAAUAGUUACUGGAAUGUUUGUGUCUGGAUAGAAGUGAGAUAAAUGGUAACAUCUUCUGACAGGUGAAAUAAUGCAUUGUUUCCUCAGAUGUGAAGUCUUAGUUUGUUGGGGGAAAGCAGCCAAUGAACGUUUACCUCUUCAGCAGCUCAUUCAAAUAAUUAGAAAUAAUUUUAGUUUAGAAAGACGCUAAAGUGGUAUUAACAAAAGAACAUGUGGCUCUUAUCACAAUGAGAAUGAAAGUAACAAGAACAGUGAACAAUGCCAAAGCUGAAGAAAGCGCAUUGGCAUUAAUGAGCCAGAGAAAAGGGAAAGGAUUAGAGGGAAUGCAGGUACCUACUACACAAUAUGACUGCAGCUUUUUAGUCAAUGCUUGAAGGUAGAAGGCAGAUAGGAAUGAAAAGAAGUAAUUACUAAGAAAAAUGACUCAUGGCUCGCAGAAAUGUGUGGUUUACUCAUAAAAUGUUAUCACAUGAUUAAUCUGCAGCUAGGGGACUGAAAUGCCAAGUAUCUACAAGAUUGAAGUCUAUGACUUUUGCCAAAGAGGCUUCUUUCUGUUAUCUUUUGCACAUCCACAGAAGAGCAGAAACGGUUUUUGUUGAAAUUCUGCUGCCCCUAUAAUGAAUUAAGCAGUACUAACAGAGGCCCUUGAAAGUGUGCAAGUCAUUAGAAGCUAUGAGCCCUUAAGCCAGUAUUAUUAGGUAUCUACAUCUGGUUCCAUGAGUCCAAUGGAUACCUGUAGAUCGGAAUGGCCCAUUGAAAUCCACUAGAGUUAUGGCCAAGAGACACAGGCAGACUUCUCCCAUGUACAGGCAUUAGACCUGUGGAAUUUUGCACAGCUACUCUUCUGUUUACUUUAGCCUGUCCAAAGUUGACAUUGCUGCUUUUGGGUGAAUAGCAAGAGAAUUUUUACUGUUGGACCACAGGAAUUGGCAGCUCUAGACAUGCUGAGAUGAAAGAUGUUCCUUGUGGUCAAAAUCCCAAUGCUGAUUGACAGAACAUUAAUAGCAAGAAGGCUUGGAGAUUGCAAUAAGACUCCUUCCAACAUGAAGAUAGUCUUGGGAUUCUGUCACUGUCAUACCACUGGAAGGCAAGCUGAUGAAGUUUGGGGAAAGUUCCAGGAUAAGUGGCAAUGAGCCCUCUUUCCUUCUACAAGUUGAAAGCUCUGUAGUUCUAGCAUUGGGGUAGCAUCCCACAAAGAGAUGGGGCAGAGAGGAGUGGGCUGGUUGCUAAUGUGAUCUGCUUGAACUGUUAGCAGGCAUGCUUUUGUUUGAAUUGUUAAAAGGUAUGUAAAGCAAAGCGAGCUAAAUAGAGGGCAAGCAUGAUUCCCUGCUAGUUUCCUGGUGUGCAGAAACACUGCAAACAGCAUGGGAAAUAAAUGGGAAUACAGCUGAUUCAACACUCUCCCCUCCAGAGCAGGUCCAGGCCCUCCCUCCCUCAUAUGUGUGUAUGGACAAACAAACAGGAUGAAUAUUUCAAAGGAAAGCCUUGGAAGAGACAACUAGUUGCUGCCAUCCUAAGUAUGCUGGCAUCCAGACUAUGGAUCCCUUUGCUCCCCCUUCUUAGAUUUGAUUAAGUUAUUGUAUUGUACUGGUGCUUUAUGAUUUGUAAAAUGUCUGUGGGUAGGAGGCAAAAUACUUUGUGCACCAGCGUGGGCAGCAAGGAAUUAACAUUGGAGAGGCUUGUGGAAUUAACAAUGGAGAAGAAUAAAACAGAGGUAAUAUAGCUACUAAAAUGCAUAGUGCAGUUGUAAGAGCUAAAGUAAUUAGAAUAUUAGAAUUAGAAUAUAAUUAGAAUUAGAAUAUACAGCUGCUAAGUUAGUGUCAUUCAAACAUCAAUAUGUAAUGGGUAUUUCUAAUAGCUCAGGUGGCAUCCAUCUGUCUUGGAAGACCGUGGAGGAGUGCAUCUUUGGGGGUGAAGUCAAACUGUUGGAAGGUUGCAGCACCUGCUGUGGUUGUAGAGCCUGAUACAGGAGAGACAUGUUUUGUUGCAGCUGGGGCAGAUGAAAGCAUCCAUUUGUGCUGCUACAGAUACACCAUGGUGUUUCUUCUCUCUGAGCUCCACCAAGUGGUCAUUGCUCCUCUGGUCACUGACUGGUCACAUGCACGACCUGUCUGUCUGUCUCCAGGCAUUGCAGUCAUCUACAAGGGCAAGGUUGAUGUUCCCAGCUUCCAUGCCACAUUUGCAGACAUCUUUGUAAUGCUGAGUGCAUGGAGUGCUGGCGAUGUCCUGACCCAACAUAUUGGUCCUCGUCAGGCUGAACUCAGUGCAGCCUUGGGCAAAACAGUUGAUGGGUCUCUGAAGAGCUUCCUUGGAGUGCAUUGUCAAGGCUGUGUCAUCUGCAUACAACAUCUCUCAAAUAAGGACCCGCCACACUUUUGUCUUGAUGUGGAGAUGGUCCAGGUUGAACAGACCUCCAUCACUCGUUGAAUGGAUGUACACACCAUCUUCAGUUGAGCUGAAGGCAUAGGAGAGCAACAGGGAGAAGAAUAUGCCAAAGAGACUUGGGGUUGAGAACACAGCCCUGUUUCACACGGCUCCUUAUAGGGAAGGCAUCUGAGGAUCAGCUGUCAUAUUAGACGGUGCUGUGCAUGUUUUCAUGGAAGAACACAAUCAUCUUGUGAAGCUCAGGUGGGCAUGCUAUCUUGUUUAGUCCUUUUUGGCUAAUGAGAUCAAAGGCCUUGUCCAUGAAAGCGCUGUAUAAGGGGCAUCUCUGCUCUCGGCAUGUCUCCUGCAGUUGGCACAGCGAGAAAAUCAUGUCAACUGUUGAUCUCUGAGCUCUAAAGCUGCAUUGUGUCAAUGAGUGACUGCAAUCUGUUGAGAACUACAUGGCUGAAGGUUUUCCCCACAGUACUCAGCAGGGAGAUCCUAUGGUAGUUGUUAAAGUCAUGGUGGUCAUAUUUGUUCUUGUAGAGCAGGGGUAGGCAACCUAAUGCCUCUCAAUCGCCUUCUCAAUCCAGCCCGCAAACAAUCCAGGGAUCAGCAUGUUUUUACAUGAGUAGAAUGUGUCCUUUUAUUUAAAAUGCAUCUCUGGGUUAUUUGUGGGGCAUAGGAAUUCGUUCAUUCCCGCCGCCCCCCAUACAGAUCCGAGGGACGGUGGACGAUCCACGGCUGAAAAAGGUUGCUGACCCCUGUUGUAGAAGGUCACAAUGCUGGAGUCAUGCGUGUCUUGUGGCAUGAAUCUUUGUUCCCAACAUUGCAAGAGGGGGCUGUGGAGUUAUGUCAUGAGGGAGGAAUUGAAGCUGGCUUUCCGUGAUUCUGUCCUGCCCUGGGGCUUUACCUCAUGCCUGAGAGUUGAUGGCUCAUCAAGGGAGAGUCUGGAUACUGUCAGUUGCUAUGUCAGAGACCAUGCUUUCCUGUAAGUACAGUUCUAGAUAGUGCUCGGCUCAUCACUUCAUCUGCUUGCUGUGGUCUGUGAUGCUCCCUCCUGAGAAGGUUUUCAGAGGUGCAGUUUUCCUGUUGGUCCAAAGGCUUUCUUCAUGCCUGUGUACAUUUUGCAAGUGUUGCUAGUGUCAUCAGUGAGUUGAAUGCUCUGACAGAGCUUUAGGCAGUAAUUGCUCCCCUGAUGAUAUAAAAGGAGGAGUAAGUUAUUACCCCUCCCCAGCUGAACUGGGAGAAAAGAGUGCUUUGAAAGAGUGAAACAUGUCACUUGCUAACCAGUGUAACAAGAAACAAUGGUUAGCUGCGAAAUGAGCCAACUUCAAGCAAUGGGGCAAGAACCUGGCUUGUUUUAACUAGACAUUUUAUAUUCACUUUCUUCCUCACCAGGGUAUCGCCCCUGUCCCAUUAUGUGCCUUCCUUGUCUCCCCAUUUCUUCGCUCCUCAACUGUAUUGAAACUUCCUUUGGUUUGGUGUAAAUUGUUUUCCUCUAAUCAUUGCUUCAAAAUGGAAUCAACAGUUUCCUAUUUUGUUAUAUCCUUUUAAAAAUGAAAUGGAUUUAGCAAGUAAGUUCUCUUGGAAAUAUGGUUGGUAAGGAGGAGGCAAAGCUGUUGUGUGGCUGCUUAGCAGCACCUUUUGCAGAUCAUUCCCUUGUUUACAACCGUUGUGGUAGACUUCAGACCUUCAUUGUUGAUAUCCGUAUUUUGUUAUAGUCCCAUUAACCAUUUACAGUGCAAUUAGUAUAUUUGCAACAAUAAACUAUGUGAAUGAUGGUGAAAACGGCUUUUGCUAUGUGGGUAAGGUUUUCCUAUGCUUUCAGUGUUUCUUUAAAAUUUCAUCAGGCAGCUAGAAACACACGAAGGUUAGUUGUCUGUCAAAGUAGAUCAGCGACUGUAGAGCUAAGCUAGUCUCGGCCUCCUCCCAGAGGAAUGGCUCAGUUUGUUUUGGUGAGCUGAAAUGAACCUUCUAUUUGAAGAAGUGGUGAAAAGAACUGAAUCUCAGUAAGUGCCAGCAACUCUUCAAACAUUUGGGCUUCGUAGACACCCCCCCCCCUUUCAUGUAUGCUUUUUCUUCUAAUUCCCAGUUAAGCAAAAAGCCUGCCUUUCACCUCAGGCAUUCUCUCCAAAGAUGAAGUGGUGGGCAUUCUUUUCAUAUCAGGAAAAGAAAAGCACCUUUAAGUUUAUUUCAGAGAUGAAGGUUAGACCCAUUAUGAGCAAUGCAGCACUACUCAGGUGCAACAUUGGCUAAAUUGGAUGGUGGUCCAGCUGCAGUCCUAUUUGGAGGAAGAUUCCCCUGCUUCAGUGGGCUACACUCUGCUACUACAGUGUAUUAAAAGUUGUACUACUUCUGAGGAUGGUUUAGAUAGAAACUACAGCUCUGCCAGUGCUCCUGGCUCAGCCUCUCACCCCACUGAGGGGAAGGAACUACAGCCACAUACACCCUUGUGUGCAGUAAUGGUUUGUUCUGCAUCUGGUCUAUGAUUCUGCAAAGCGAAAUUGCUUGUGAGUCUGUGGCCAGUAGUGGUAGUGACAGAAAUGGAAUGCCUCCGAUUCACCGAUGGAAAGCUUGUCUGCAUGCAGGGAGGAUUGCUUAACCCGUGUGGUAGGCACUGCUCUCAGCUUCUGCUCAUGAAGAAAGUGGCAAGGAAUGUAGUAAGGGGAUGGGGAAAUAAAUGAAAAGUAGUUAAAGCAGUUACAUUUUGCAGCAUGGAGCUCCCUCUUUCCUUUUGUACCUGUGUGAUGUACUCUUCUUUGCAUGCAUCCCUAGCUGGGGCUGGGGCUGCGUUUUGAAUGUGGAGCCCUUGAGACAAGGUAUAAGAACAGAAUCAUAGAGCUAGAUGAGACCUCAAACUUGGGUCUCCAGCUGUUUUGGGACUACAAUUCCCAUCAUCCCUGAACACUGGUCCUGCUAGCUAGAGAUGAUGGGAGUUGUAGUCCAAAUACAGCUGGAGACCCAAGUUUGGAAAACCCUGAUCUAGCCCAGCAAACAGCUGGUGCAGGAAAUCCACUGCUACAGAAACUCCGAUAUGUGUCAAUCCAGCCUCACCUUUUAAAAGUGAAAGGAGAGUUCACCACCUUCCGCGGCAGCCUGUUCCUCUAAAGCAGGGCUGGGGAACCAUAUGUCAUUUUCCAAGCCUCUCUAUCCAGCUCUUGGCUACAGUUCUCACUGGCCCUGCUCAGCAGCCCUUGUAAGUGCUUUUACCUGACUGAAAUGUCUUAUUGAACUGUGUUAAUGCCUUUUGCCUUUUGGCUGCCUGAAAAGUGUGUGCAUGCACACGUGCCAUGUAUAGGUAUGUAAACCUGACUUUUGUGUGGUUGGAAUGUAGCCUGCUAUGCAAAGGUGAAAGCCAUAGCCAUUUCUCUGCCCAGUUUUGCCUCUGGCUUCUGGCUCCACCCUCCACUGGCAUGCAUCCCCUGGAAGUCUGCAUGUGAGGGAACAUGACAGUCAGAGGAAACUUGCACAAAUUGUUGAAAAGGCAAUCUGCCUCUCCUACCUCAAAUAAGUACAGUGGUACCUCGGUUUAAGAACAGCCCUGUUUACGAACUAUUCAGUAUACGAACUCCACAAAACCAGAAGUAGUGUCCUGGUUAGCGAACUCUACCUUGGUCUAUGAACAGAAGCCGAAUGGUGGAAGGGCACCGGCGGCGGGAGGCCUCAUUAGGGAAAGCGCACCUUGGUUUAAGAACGGUUUCGGUUUAAGAACGGACUUCCGGAACAGAUUAAGUUCGUAAACUGAGGUACCGCUGUAGUUGUGAAUUUUGUUGGUUGUAGCGCCUCUUGUCAAACUUUUACAGUUUCAAAAGCGGGUUUAAAACACUUCAUUUAUCUCUUUACAAAUACUCAAGACAUUGGGCUAGAUAGACCAGUUGUCUGUCUCAGUAUAAGGCAGCUUCCUAGGUUCCUCAGAUCAGUACAUUUUUGCGUGGUAUGACAGCCUAGCUUGUGCCAAGCUCAAACAUCCAAAAUAAGAAUGUUAUAAAUUUCUGUCUUGCCACUGGUAAGGUUUUGGUUUAGAAUGCUUUUUUUUAUAGUCUGGCCAAUGAACAGCCUACUUUCUUGUUUCCCUGUGUGACCCAUAUAGCUAUCAGGGGUAGAGAUGUGGGAAAAAUUUGAUUCAGGUCUCAUUUAAAGCCGAAUCUAUCAAAUUCACACUUUCCAGAAGGAUAUGCAAUCCCCCAUGCUUUAAAAUUUGCACUUGUCUGAAUUUUAGUAUCCCAGUUCGCCAACCAUCGUUUAAAAAAAUGCUUUCAUUAAGAGAAAGUAUUGCUGAAAAUGAAUAUAUUGGUGGAAAAGACAUAGCAUUACAUUAGGAGAAAUUGCUUGCAAAAACUGCAAAUAAAAAUGUGCUUAUUAGGAGAAGUUUGCACUAAAAUGCUGGUGGAUUUUCAUUAGGAAUUUUUAAAACAAACAAACAAACCCCAAACCACAAAUUGCUGUGAAAUGUGGAGAACUGAAUUUAAGAUUAGAAAAAUGAAGAGAACUGAAAUUGACCGGUCUUUCAAUCCCUAGUCAAGUAUUCCUGGUUUAUGCUAGACAUUUUAAAGAAAAAAUGUUGAUGCAUCUUCAGGGUAAAUGGCUAGAACAUAGGAUUGCAGAAGGGCUACAUAAAGAAGUUCCCCCCUUUUUUCGCUAGACACAGUCAAGCUGGCAACUGACUUCCUACAUUGGUUGGCACCACAAAAACAUGACACAAGUGUGACUUUUCUUCCAAUAAAGUUUUUUUUUUGCUUCAUUUAAAGAGAGAUAGGUUCCUACUAAUCAUGCCUGGACAAAUUAGCAUUUAAAUAUGUGUAAAGUAUUUUGAGCUAUAGUGCUUGGUGCUGGAGGCAGCAGUGAAUAAACAAAAACAAAAAAAACUUCAAGUAUUUAGGCCCUUCUAUCCCUCAGUUCCCUUUUCUCAUAAUGAAUAUGCUGUAUUCAUUGGCGUCUGUAAGUAACAUUAGCAGAAGGUAGGAGAGGGACUGCUUAGCAACCCACAGAAAUCCCAAAGAGAGGUGGAAAGGAAGUGAUUUUCAUGUAAUUAUUCACUGCUACAAAAGCUGUUGUCAGGUAGACACUAGAAACAUAGCUGUUUUAUUAUUCCCCUAACCUACUUUUAAUCUUUUGAGAAUCACUUCCAUUAAAAGAGGGGGAAAGAAAGGGCUUAAUUCAGCCAUUUUAUGCCUAACCAUUUAAGUUCUGUUUUCUCCCCUAAUGAAGCCUCUGCUUACAGAAGCUGUGUUGUUGAAAACCCCUGGGUAGUAAAACCUCAGAAACAAAAUGAGUCCGGUAUCCAAAUACUGCACAUUUGCUGCUAUUUAUAUACACAAUGUAGAGUUCAUAUUUUGUGUUGCUUUAUUUUCCUGUUGAAUCGCAGCAUUUAAGGGCGAGACAAACUGAAGGUGUAAUAAGAUUCUAUGUACACGUAGUAAUGAAAAGCUUGGAUUACUGUGGUGAAAGGUUAAACAUACUUAUAUUUGAUCAUACUGGAGCACUUUCUGCACUUAAGAUGCCACAGAAGGCACAAUUUAAGUCUUGUUUGCUUGUGAGAUUAAUUCUUGGGCAGUCCCUGAGUUGUGGAACUCCUUGCCUACAGAGGUCUGUCUGGCAAUGUCAUUGUACAGUUUUCAUUGGUGCUGCAGAUGCGCCUCUUUACCCUGACCUUUGUCCACUGAGAUGUUCAUUUUUUAGGACCCACUCUAUUUUUGUGAUAUUUUUAAUUGUAAGUUUUUUAUCUGUUUAAACAGUAUUUUACAUUGUAGUCUACUCUGGGACCUUUAAAACAAAACAAAACAACAACAGCAACAACAACCAGCCCAUAAAUUGUGUAACAUCUCAGCAACAUGUCUACUUCCUUCCUCCCAAACUUAGAGAAAAGCUCAGAAGUAUCAAAGAAUUUUCAAAAACAGAGUUUUGUUUUCAACUUCAGGAAAAUUGCUAUUUAAAAUGUAAAUAAUGCCAACACUCAUCAACAAUAAUGCAUAAUUUAUGUCAGUCUUCAACUAUAAAAUGAUUAUUCAUUCCUUGAUGAAAAUAAGCAUAGUAAACAGCUUUCUGUAUCUGGAAGAGUCUGUUUUAUAUAGUAGUAGAUCUGAAUUUCAUUAUAAGUGCUCUGGGGGAGGGGGAGGGAAAUGCUGUAGUUGGGCUAAAACAUCUGUAUAGCCACUAAUAUGCAGGGAACUUUUUCUCAAACAUUUCUUGUGUGUGACUGAUAGUUGAAUACUGCAGAGGAAGUGUGCUUCAGAGCAAGCACUACUUAGUAGAAAUAGUAUAAUCAAUCUAUAAAGUAAUUAAUUAUACAUUUAAAAUAUAGAGGUUGUUCUCUGUUGUAUUGAAACUCAAAAUUUUAAUGGCUUCAGCAAAUUUCUGAAUCACACAUUUAACUGUAAGAAGUUGUUAUCAGUCACCAGAAAUCAUAGUAUUCAAUUUAAUGCAAUGCAUGUUAUACUUAUAUGUUAAAGGGAUGCGGGUGGCACUGUGGGUUAAACCACAGAGCCUAGGACUUGCCGAUCAGAAGGUCGGCAGUUUGAAUCCCCGUGACGGGGUGAGCUCCCAUUGCUCGGUCCCUGCUCCUGCCAACCUAGCAGUUUGAAAGCACGUCAAAGUGCAAGUAGAUAAAUAGGUCCAGCGGGAAGGUAAACGGUGUUUCCGUGCACUGCUCUGGUUCGCCAGAAGCGGCUUAGUCAUGCUGGCCACAUGACCCGGAAGCUGUACGCCAGCUCCCUCAGUCAGUAAAGCGAGAUGAGCACCACAACCCCAGAGUCGUUCGCGACUGGACCUAAUGGUCAGGGGUCCCUUUACCCUUUACCUUUAUGUUAUACUUAAACUCAUAGGGAGGAAUUCAAUGUAGCACUGAGUGGGGAAUGCACAUGAGGAACUUGGUGCUCAUGCAGUAGGACUUUGCCUCACUCUCCUUUUCCUGCACCUGACCUGUUGUGAGGGUUUGCCCAUCUCUCCAGAGCAGAUUUAGGGGGGAAGUCCCAUUGUACAAGUAGAGCUUGUUCCACAACUGCAACAAUGUCCUUGUAUCUCACCUUUCAGUUUUAGCAAAGUCAUGUUCAUCAUACCCUCUUCCGAAAUAUUUGCUGACUUUUAACUGAAACAAAAGUCAAAGAGAGCAGGUUCUCUAUUUCCCUUCUUUUCUAUUGUAAAACUGGGGUGUGGUGGAACCUUUCCCAGUACAAAAAUCUUGAUCAGUUAUGCCAGAAUUGUGUUGUGUGUCGAGGUCCCCAAGCCACCCCCAAAUAAAUCAUAAUUCACACAGAAUUUUUGUUUAAGGUUUUUGGCAUAAUUUUGGCCACAACUUUAUUAAAAUACAUAAAUGUGAGUGGUUGCUUAGGCACUGGUUCCGACUAUCUGUCCCCGUCCAGGGACAGAACUGACUUCGGAUUCCAGCGAAAGCCAGUAAGGGAAAACAAUAUUGGGGAGAAAAUGGAGCCGGGCACCACACCCUCACCUCUCCCUGCAUGCUCCCAGGGGCUUGCGCGGCCCAAGCCCCAUGCCAAGGAUUUGGACGAAAGCAUGGCGAGCCCCUGGAUUCCUUUAACAGAAUUCCCUUGCAGCAGCAGCAUUGGAGGGGCAGGCACUGCCAACCACAUCCCCUCCACCAACCAAAAAUUAACCAAUGCCUAAACACAACCUUACAAGUUGUGAUGAUUUGCUACGCAGUAGGCAAAAACCGAAUUUUGUUGUUUAGUCGUUUAGUCGUGUCCGACUCUUCGUGACCCCAUGGACCAGAGCACGCCAGGCACUCCUGUCUUCCACUGCCUCCCGCAGUUUGGUCAAAUUCAUGCUGGUAGCUUCAAGAACACUGUCCAACCAUCUUGUCCUCUGUCGUCCCCUUCUCCUUGUGCCCUCAAUCUUUCCCAACAUCAGGGUCUUUCCCAGGGAGUCUUCUCUUCUCAUGAGGUGGCCAAAGUAUUGGAGCCUCAGCUUCACGAUCUGUCCUUCCAGUGAGCCGAAUGGCACCAGCCAAUCAACCAAAUGGACAAAAUUCCUACCAGGCCCCUGCCCGAAAAGCAGACGACCCCAUGACAGGCAUAGCAAGGUCAGACGCAAGAGCCCUAAAUUAGGGAGGGUGGGCGAGUGAUCCGGUACAAGCUGCAAAAGAGAAUGCUCAAUGCUGCAUGCCCUGCAUAUAAAACCUUUGGUCCAUCCCACAAAUUGGCAACAUCAAAAUUAGCCCAGUAACCCAAACAGCCCAAUCACUGCCAAUGACCAUCUAAAUGAUCCCACCCAGCAACUGAGGGGGUGGCCUGUCAGACCCCACCACAACACGUGCUCUCCAUGAAGGAGAACACGCUUUAUAGUAUCUCAUAAAUUUAGGGACGCAGGUGGCGCUGUGGUCUAAACCACAGAGCCUAGGGCUUGCUGAUCAGAAGGUCGGCGGUUCAAAUCCCUGAGGCGGGGGUGAGCUCCCGUUGCUCAGUCCCUGCUCCUGCCAACCUAGCAGUUCAAAAGCACGUCAAAGUGCAAGUAGAUAAAUAGGUACUGCUUCGGCGGGAAGGUAAACGGCGUUUCCGUGCGCUGCUCUGGUUCGCCAGAAUCAUGCUGGCCACAUGAUCUGUACGCCGGCUCCCUCGACCAAUAAAGCAAGAUGAGAUCCGCAACCCCAGAGUCUUUAUCUCAUAAAUUGGAUAGAGUCAUCUCUAUUCAACCUUUAUUCUUCGGGAAUAAAUCAGAUAUAAUAACACAAGAGGAACUCACCAGCAGACUCCAAAUCUCCAAUGAGAACGUUGACUGUUUUUUGGGAGGAGGGUUGGGAAACCCGGUGGGAAAUGGAGUAUCCUGAAGAUACUUCACACUGCAAAAUUUUGUCACAGAAUUCUUUGUUGUGAUUCAUAAUUCCUAGAGUUAUUAUUUAGGCAUGGUGGGUGAGAGAGAGAAAAGUAAACAGGAAAUCACUAGGAAAUCUUUGGAAAUGGCAAAUUAUUCACAGUUCCGGUUGUUGUAAACUAUUAAUUUCUGAUUAGUUUGGCUUAAUAGUAUAGGGUUGCCAUAUGUCCUCCUUUUCCAGGACACAUCCUCUUUUUCAUGGGUAUGUAAAUUGAGAGUUGUCAUAGCGAUCCAUAGUUAAAAGUGGAAGUCAGCUAGUGUCCUCUUUUUUGCUCUUCAAAAUAUGGCAACCAUACCAAAUGAACAUCGCUUCAUCACAUAAGAAUCCUUCCUUUAUUAUAUUGACCCUUUGUAGAUUCUUAUACUCACUGAGGAAUGUAUUUGUGAGCAUUGCUUUCUGAUCUUUGCGAUCAACACCAUCAAAUGUACAUUCCAAUAACACGCUUGAUAAAUUUGUUAGAUCUGCUAGAUUUCCCUGUUUCUAGUAUUUUACAACCAUGAUAUAUAAAGCAGCUGGCAAUGAUGGCAUGUUUCAAAGAUAUCACUUCAUCUCUUCAAGUCACUUCAUUACAUUCAAUAGAUCCAUUGUAGUUCCAACUUUGUAAUUUGCAGCUUUGUUGUGAUCUCUUUUUUAUAUAAAAAAAGUUUUGAAUGACUUAUUUUUACCACCCCCUUUCUCUGGAGCUUCAAAAUAUUAUAUACAAUAGUUUUUGCUCUUUCCAAACCUACGUUAAAAUGGUAAAAUCUACAGGGUAGGUGUGAACAGACUUCCUCAUCCCAUCCUCUUCAUAGCAGCUUCCAAAACCCCACCGUGAGGAUUCAGGAACCCUGCUGAAUUGGGAGGGAAGCUGAGGUAUGGUGGGCUGAUUAGAAGGGGGAAAUUCUUUAAAACCGAGUGGAGGCUUCCUCCCCAAACUGAACUCCUGCCUGGAGAAUUAGUUUAUGCAGAGUUUUCAGAGAUUCCUCCCUUCUCCCCCUGCGGCCAUGCAGUAUCACCUUAAGGGAGCCUGGGCGGUGGUUUUUUUCCAUAACGGGAUGUAACAGCCCCAUUGGGUGAUCCUGGGGGAUCAUGAAUUGACAUCUGUAAUUAACAAAGUUAUGGCCUUUUCAAUCCCAACACACCUGUCCUGUGUCAUUUGUUGAUGUCACUAUGGCACCACCGCUCCUGGCUCUACUCAGCCCACAAAGCCCUUUGCUGGGUGUGGUGGUUGGGGCCACAGUGACGCCAUGGCAGGGCUGAUCUCCCUUCCUCAGCUUUUGGCACAGUGGGAGGUGAUGCUCCUGGUUCCUCUCACUGCACUGGUGGCUAGGUACUUACUUGUAAGGCCAAUUGCAGGUGAGCUGGGGGUAUGGCUGGGGAGCAGACCUGAUGGAGAUAUUAUUCUCUGUGGUCAACUUCCUCAUUUUCUUUUUUUUUUUUUAAAUAAUUUUUAUUAAAGUUUUAAACAAAGAAAAAAGAAAAAACAACACACACAAAAAAACAAUACAAAAUUUAACAAUAAAAACACACAACAUAACAAUUUAAAACAAACUCUCUUUUACAUUCCCAAUUUUGAAUUACUUAUUUUCUGGACUUCCUCAUACCUCCCUCUUUUGUAUUCCAAUCUACAUUAUUUGUCCAGCAAUUUCUUUUCCACUUUUUUUAAACCCAAUCUUUAAUUUAAUAAAAUAUUAAACUAUAUAACAUAAACAUAAUCCUUGUUCUUAAUGUCAUAUACCUUUAAAUUUUUCCCAAUCUUAAUCUUUAAUCUUAAUCUAUCCUAGCUUUAACCUGUACAGCUGGAAACCACUUAUUUUCAAUCCAACAUCACUCUAACAUUCCUUAAUUUUGCAGUGUUUCUGAAGAUAGUCUUUGAAUUUCUUCCAAUCUUCCUCCAUCGACUCUUCUCCCUGGUCACAGAUUCUGCCAGUCAUUUCCGCCAAUUCCAUAUAGUCCAUAAGUUUCAUCUGCCAUUCCUCCAGCGUGGGAAGUUCUUGUGUCUUCCAAUACUUUGCGAUGAGUAUUCUUGCUGCUGUUGUUGCAUACAUAAAGAAAGUUCUAUCCUUUUUAACACCAUUUGGCCCACUAUGCCCAGGAGAAAGGCCUCUGGUUUCUUGGGAAAGGUAUACUUAAAUACCUUUUUUAAUUCAUUAUAUAUCAUUUCCCAGAAAACCUUAAUCUUUGGGCACGUCCACCAAAGGUGAAAAAAUGUACCUUCAGUUUCUUUACAUUUCCAACAUUUGUUAUCGGGCAAGUGAUAAAUUUUCGCAAGCUUGACUGGGGUUAUGUACCACCUGUAUAUCAUUUUCAUAAUAUUCUCUCUUAAGGCAUUACAUGCCGUAAAUUUCAUACCAGUGGUCCAUAACUGUUCCCAGUCAGCAAACAUAAUGUUAUGUCCUACGUCCUGUGCCCAUUUAAUCAUAGCCGAUUUUACCGUUUCAUCUUGAGUAUUCCAUUUCAGCAGCAAGUUAUACAUUCUUGACAGAUUCUUAGUAUUGGGUUCUAACAAUUCUGUUUCUAAUUUCGAUUUUUCCACCUGGAAGCCAAUUUUCCUGUCUAAUUUAAAUGCCUCCAUUAUUUGAUAAUAAUGAAGCCAGUCUCGCACUUUGUUUUUAAUUUUUCAAAACUCUGCAAUUUCAGUCUAUCUCCGUCUUGUUCCAAAAUUUCCCAAUAUUUCGGCCAUUUGACCUCCAUAUUGACCCAUUUCAAGGCUUUCGCUUCCAUUGGUGACAGCCACCUUGGGGUUUUAUUUUCUAGCAAAUCCUUAUAUCUUAUCCAAACAUUAAAUAGCGCUUUCCUGACAAUGUGGUUUUUAAAUGCUUUGUGUGCUUUGACCUUAUCAUACCAUAAAUAUGCAUGCCAUCCAAAUACGUUAUUAAAACCUUCCAAAUCCAAAAUGUCAGUGUUUUCAAGAAGUAGCCAUUCUUUCAACCAGCAAAAAGCUGCUGAUUCAUAAUAAAGUUUAAGGUCUGGCAGGGCAAAUCCACCUCUUUCUUUUGCAUCUGUUAAAAUUUUAAAUUUUAUUCUAGGUUUCUUGCCCUGCCAGACAAAUUUAGAAAUGUCUUUCUGCCACCUCUUGAAACAGUCCAUUUUGUCCACGAUCUGCAAAGUUUGAAACAAAAACAACAUUCUAGGCAGUACAUACAUCUUUAUCGCAGCAAUACGGCCUAGCAGUGAAAGCUUCAGGUUUGACCAAAUUUCUAAAUCUUUUUUCACUUCUGACCAACAUUUUUCAUAGUUAUCUUUAAAUAAAUUCCCAUUUUUUGCUGUCAUGUUAAUCCCCAAGUAUUUAACUUCCUCAUUUUCUUCCAUGGAAGGUACAUAUGUCCCUUCUCAGUUCUGAGGCUGGUACCCCCUCUGAAAAGAGUUAGACAAAAAUGGCUUCAAAAUGAUUUGUUUAAUUUCAUUGCUCUCUCAGCUUCCAAAAGUGUGGUCUCUGGACUAGUAGCAAAGGUUUAUGGAAUCAAGUUGAUCUAGUAGAUACCGUCCUCCUUAUAGACUAUGCAGACAUUAUUUUUAUUUUAUUAUUAUUAUUAGUAGUAGUAGUAGUAGUAUUAGUAUUAGUAUUAGUAUUAUUAGUAUACCGCCCUUCAUCCGUAGAUCUCAGGGCAGUUCACAGCAUAAAAUACAAUAUAUAUUUUUUUAAAAAAGCAUAAUAAGCAUACAACGUAAUAAAAACAAGAACAAAACAAAACAAUUAUCUUCCUCUCCUGUCCCUCUAGCUAUUUGGCAAAUAUGACAUCACAGCAAUUCUGACAUAUCAAUUUUACUCCACGGAUACCAAUGUUAAUUCCAAAAGUAGCUUCAGUAUGGCAUUGGUAAGAUGUAUGUUUGAAAAUGCAUUGUAAAAAAAAAAACAUUGCUGCAAUAUUCCACCUAAUGAAAGAAUUGUGAGAUGCUAUUUCCAAGAGUUUGAGACCACUUUAGCCCACAAAUUAUCUUUAAAAAUCCAUUUUGGUUUGCCAUGCAAUGCAGAGAACUGCUGUUGAAGAAAUGAGAUCUCCAGACUUCUUAGUUAAAAUGUGUUUCGUAUCCAUUUUUCUCACUAUGAAGUAGAACAUUUUACAGAUGUAAUCAGCUAUAUUUUACUCAUCAUGACAGCAGUGAAACCAUUUUAACUUGUGACACAAAUUAAAUGUGAUCGUACUAGUGCUUCAAAACAGAAACACUUCCAGCUUUCAACAACUUGAGAAAUCGGCGCCUCUUAGAAGUUACAUGUAAAAUACAUUUUUUUCUUUUUUUAUGAUUUGGAGUUCCAUGAGACAACUGGUAAUUCAAUCCAAUUUCUAUCUUGCAUUAAGCAUUUUGUCGUGAAAUUUUAACGGUUAAAUGAUCUACAAACAGAAUAAAUUGCUAGAUAGGAGUAUUAUCCAUGGUUGGAUUUCUCUCUGGGUAGCUAACCUGUAUGCAAUGUUGCAAAAUGCUUUUGAAACUCCCUGUAGUUCCAAAUGCAGUUUUCUGUGAUCGACAAAAGAAGCAGAAAUGGUUUUACAGUUCAUUGAUGCUGACCAUAACUUUUACAUUCACUAUACUCAUCAAAGAAUAAGUUACAGUUCAGUCACAUCUGGAAUGCUGUGUCAGAGUUGGCUUUUGGGUAGCACAACCGGUUGAGCCUAGGGGGCACCACUGGGUUUCACAACUAUGAUGUAAUGAACUGCGCAGAACAGAAGGCAAGAGACAAGGGCCACCAAAUUUUGGCCUUGCACAGGGCACCACUGAAAUUUGAAAGACCAAAGUCCUCCCCUAGCUGUAUGCUGUUGUGGUUGCUUCAUCUAAAAAAAGAAUACAGUGGCACUGUACUUGAACUUAAUCUGCACUUGAACUUAACCUGUUCCAGGAGUCCGUUCGACUCCCGGAACCAUUCGAAAACCAAGGUGCGGCUUCCGAUUGGCUGCAGGAGCUUCCUGCACUCAAUCAGAAGCUGUGGAAGCCACAUUGGACGUUCAGCUUCCGAAAAAACGUUCGCAAACUGGAACACUCACUUCUGGGUUUGCAGUGUUUGGGAGCCGAUUUGUUUGGGAGCCAAGCCGUUCAAGUACCAAGGUACCACUGUGUAGUUAAACUUGAAAUGAUAAAGGAGAAGGGGCUGGAGUUGCCAUGGGGAAAUGGUGAUGGGAAGUGCAUGGCCUGGAGGCAGUGGGUAGAGUAUAUCUAUGUGACUCAUAAAAUCAUAAGAGUUGGAAGGAAUGCAGGAAUAUACAGCUGACCCUUAUGGGGAUCGAACCUGCGACCCUGGACUCACACUACUAGAAUUCAGGGUUAACCGAUGAAGUGGCUUCGCAGUAGAUUCAGGAGAGGUAAAAGAAGUUUAUGAAAUUUACUGCCAGAAGAUGUAGCAAUAGCCUCUGGCUUAGAUUACUUUAAAUUGAGAUGUAAACAAAUUCACAAGGGAUAGGUCUGUCAACUGUGACAGAACCCGCUGCUGUUUGAACCCGCUGGAUAUGGUACGGUUCUGAUACUGUAUGGGUGACAAGCAGCAGAAUGAAUGAGCAGAAACAGAAUGAUGAUAACCGUUAUAUAGCCAUGAAGGAAAUUCCUCAUUCAAGUCUAUUACACUGGUCUGAAAAAAAUGUAAUCUUUGCAAUUUCAAGUGAAUUGGAAAAAAAACAAAACCCACCACUGGAUAGCACUAGAAUCUAAUUUCAAGGCUUCUUCUAAUAAUUUAUGAUCUGCUUACCUUAUAGUAACAAGGAUUUUUUUUUUUACCUUUUUAUAAUUAUUGUUAUUUUUUGUGUUUGCAGGUCUGGGUGGAUGCUGGAACACAAAUAUUUUUCUCUUAUGCCAUCUGCCUGGGGUGCUUGACAGCCUUAGGGAGCUACAACAACUACAAUAACAACUGCUACAGGUAAUACACGAUUACAGUCAUGUUUAUUUUUUCUGUUCAGUGGUCUAGUCUGGCAAAUAUGUACAUGACUGUUUGAGGUACCCAACUAAAUAACUGCGUAUGUGGAACAACUUCACUUCGCUGCCCCCCACUUCACUGCUAAAUCUUUGCUGGAGGGUUGCAGGAACUCCCAAAACAGAUUUAGGGGAUGUGCAAGGGAAGGAGAGGAAGGAGAAGUUCAUUCGCGCAUUCAAAAGUUAUUUUAUGUGUGCAGUGGAAUAGUUGCAUAGAGCUGAAUAUAUACUAGUUAGAUACACAGAACAUGCUUGAGUACUGUGUUUCACACAAUGACAUUUUAAGGGUUCUGAGCAUUACUUGAUCCCUUUGCUUUUGAACUGAUUUUUUUUGAAAACGGUAAUUUGGGAGGAAGAAUUAAUGUUCCAUUAUUAAAGUUAUAAAGAUAAAUAUAGAAUAGAUAAUACAUUAACUGUGUUUUAGGCACACGUAUGAUGCACGCAUUAUACAAAAAUUAACUAGCACAAGUGCUAUCAUUUGUGAAUAUUUUUUCAUGUACUUAGAUUUCAGUCAUAUCCACUUACCUGGGAGGAAGCCUCACUGAACAGGGUGGGACUUAAUUUUUGAGUAGAAAUGGAGGAUUGUGCUGUUCAGAAAAUAUAUGGCUACAUGGAGCAGGAAUUCUAACAGCCCAACCCCUCUUUUAUGACAAAGAUUAAUCUAGAAUCCCACAUGGUGGUACAUUAGCAUUGGUGCCAUACUAGUAUAAAAUUGUGAAUUUGGUCAGUAUUCACUGCAGGUGUGGUAUCAUCUUUCAGGACAUUAAAUUACAUGGAAUGACUAGUGGUUCUGGUACUAUAUUUGGGGGAUGAAAAAUUUACAUAGUAUACCCUUUGGAGAAUGCUGAUUUUCUGAGUGUUUGUAAAAUGGCAGGUAAUGGAUAGAACAAGAAUAGUGUCCAUUUCAUAAACACUUUUAAAAAGCUAUAACACAGCAGCCAUAAGAUCUAGGUACCGCCAUGUGACAAUAACCUUGUAUUUUACAAAGAAAUUUGAAAGUGGUGUAUUGGCUCCCUCUAGUGUAAACUUUAAUGCUUAUCCCCUUUAACUGUAUUGCCAGCACACAAUACAUGCCCUUAAUUCACCUCUUAGUUUCAUCUUUCAUAAUUCUAAAUAAUCAUCUGCUUGUUCUUUCUUAAGACUACUAUGGUAUAUUAUUAAGUGAUUGAUCACUCAUUUGAUUCUGGGACCAGUUUGUCUGUUUACUUAUAACAGCUUUUCUUCAUAAAAACUACAUUAUCUAGGUAAACAUUACAAUUUUAAAAAAUGAUUUGUAUCACAUCAGGGAAUUUUAUUUCUAUCCUGGGAUAGUUCAGUUGUCAGAGCAUGAGAUAUUCCCUCAGAUGGAGAAUCAACUAUGAUAUUUUGAGAACAUUAAAAACCAAAUAUAUUUUUUCAUGAAUUUUAAUUAGAUACUAUUUUACCUUCAAAUUUUACCUUUUUAAAAUCCCAAUUCCUAGUCACUAACAAAAUUUGCAUAAGGUUUCUGGGAGGGAAGUUUAAGAUGUUUUUGUGAAAAUCGGAUGCUGCUAAGCUGCUAUAAGGAAAUUGAAAUAUACUGCAAAAAUAAAGUCAGUGUCAAUUUUAUUCAUAGGCUGCAAAGUCCCACUAUCCUGUUCACUCACCAUGUUUAUUGAACUACCAAUUCAGCUGGUCUGUUGGUCUAUUUAUUAUGCAAAAUAGGAAGGGAGGAAUAUCCAGUUUAAACAGACGUCAUACAGUUAUUGUAACUGAUACAUAUAUCUGAAGCACAGUCUAGCAUUUCCCCCUAGUCAGUGGUAUUUAUUAUAAUGAUUUUUAAUGCAGCUAGUCUGUAAAAAUGUAAGAUUCUUUACACAUUAAAAUGAACCUCUUUACACAUUAAAAUGACUGAAUCUAUCAGUUCAGUUGAAGGCGUGCUCUGGUCCAUGGAGUCACGAAGAGUCGGACAUGACUAAACAAUAACAACAUCAAUUCAGUCAUUAAGAAAUGAUGCCUUAGGCCAGAACUUAUUUUAGUAAAUUACAAGAUAAACCAAUAUUAUGUAGUAGAUCCAACUAUUCAGUCAUGCCUGACAUUGUAAGUCAUGCCAACUCAUAAUAUUCAUCAAUAUUGCAGUCUUAUCAUGAGAGUAGAGAACGUUGCUUAUCUGAUCCUUGGGCAAAGUUAACACAUUUCUUAACAAAUUCCAGAGAGGUAGCUUUGUUAAGCUGUAGCAAGAACAGCAAUGUCUUGUGGCAUCUUAAAGGCUAAUAAACAAACCUGUUACUUUUAAGGUGCCACAAGUCUGUUUUGUUUACAUUUUUCCUCUUUUACAGACUACUGUGAAAUUACAUAUUGUAUUGUAAACAUUUACUCACACUUUUCAAACAGCAUCCAUCAAGAUGUGAAGGAAUCACAUGCAGGAUUUGGUAAAACAGAUUUAUCAGCAGGGCCGGCUCACCCAUGAGGCAAGGUGAGGCAACUGCCUCAGGCAGCAGGUUCCAAAGGAGCAGCAGAUCCCGAUGUAGAUCUUUCCUCCUCCCUUGUUCCUGAUGUAGAUCUUCCAUCACAUCUUCUUCCCUGGCAGGGAGGGGAAUGCCAUUUUGUGGUUUGCCUCAGGUGCCAAAAUGUCUUGGGCCUGUUCUGUUUAUCAGUAUAAAAAAAAUUGCUUGCCUGAAGUGUGUCACUGGAAACAAAGCUGACUAUAAACCUGCUUCAGGCAGCAACCCUGCACAUAAAUAUUGAUUGCAAAUACUAAAAUGUACGACCUCUGAAGGGUUUGUGUCACUUCUUCUAAGGUUAAGAGUUUUCUCUGUUGACCUUGAAGCAUAUCUGCAUCACUAUGAACUCAGCUAUGUUGAGGCCCAUGAAGCUAAUAAUUGCAGAUCCACAAAGGAGUGAUUUGGAAGUUGUCUUACUAGAUACUGAGUGGAGAAUUGGAAGCAGUGAGGAAGCCCUGCCUAUUGGCAAAGUCCACCAAUCACAACUUGAUGGCCAAAUAAAGAGACAGGCACAGAGGCUGGGUUGAACUAGGGCCACUUUAUUUAAGAUUAAACCAUAAUAAAACCUCUGCAGAGGGGAAGGAACACUAUUGCUGCUCUACGGUGACCAAAACACUUGUUUCAUUGUCUGAUUUUUCUAAUAACUGUAGUGUCUUGAUCUACAUGUGUACCAAAUCUCAAAGCUGUUGUAGCCACCCAAAAAUAUGUGAAGCAAAGCCGCACACUGAGAACAAGCAAAUUGCUCUUUCUUCCACAGAGACUGCAUUAUGCUCUGUUGCUUGAACAGUGGAACAAGCUUUGUGGCUGGUUUUGCCAUCUUUUCUGUCCUUGGCUUUAUGGCGUAUGAGCAGGGAGUGCCCAUAGCAGAAGUUGCAGAAUCAGGUAAGUACUAAAAGUAUACAUUUAUUAUUAUUUUUAAGUGUAUUUGUUAUACUAGUGAUAUUGUGUACUUUAAUCAUUAUGUAUUAUUUGUUAAAUUUAUAUCUCACCCCACUGUGCAAGACCACCAUAUAAACAAUUCCUAUUUAAUUUCUUUUCUUUUUUUUCCAGGACCUGGGCUUGCUUUCAUUGCUUACCCAAAAGCUGUAACAAUGAUGCCUCUUUCUCCGUUAUGGGCAACUUUGUUUUUCAUGAUGCUGAUAUUCCUUGGUUUAGAUAGUCAGGUAUGGAUCAAAGAUGACAUUUUAGAACAUCCUUUCCAGGUGUAACUUAAGCUGAGAUCUGAAUUUAAAUCAAACUGUAACUUUAAAUUGAAUUUAAAACUAAUUUAAAUUGCCAGCUUAAUAUUGCUGAAUUCUUGCUUCACUGUACUUCAUUUUAUUUUAUUAUUUUAAUGUGUCACCCACAGGUGAGUGAGAAGCAAGGUUAUAAGAUAGGAAUGAAAUGUUAUGAGCCCCAAUCUUAUACUGGACAUGAGUAUGCAGAGCCCUUCUUUAAAAGCUAAAGUGGUGGGGACUGCAUCUAGCUCUCAUGCAAAACAGCCAGUUGGUUGGAAUGCAGCUGUUUUGGGGAAUCACAUGCACUCAGCCCUGCUGCAUAAGGUUGGAAAUCAUAAAGUACAGAAUAUACAGUCUUACACAGUCUUACACACUCACUUUAGAGACACUCAUAUGGAUGGGUUCUAGCAAGACUGGGGCGAUGAACUAAAGAGCAGAAAAUACGUUUAAGACUAGAGCAGGCUAGCAGCAUGGUUCAGGAAGUAUUGGAUUAGACAUGAGAAAUAUCAACUGAAAUCAUAGAAUCAUAGAAUUGUAGAGUUUGAAGGUUCCACAAGGGAUCGUCUAGUCCAGCCCCCUGCAAUGCAGGAAUCUUUUGUCCAACAUGGGGCUCGAACCCAUGACCAUGACAUUAAGAGUCUCAUGCUCUACCAACUGAGGUAUCCCAGCUGUCUGAUAGCUCCUGAGCACUGAUAGACACAUAGCACUACAGAGUUUGAAGGUACCCCAAGGGUCAUCUAGUUCAACCCACUAACUAACUAAACCAACCAACCAACCUCAGGUUACUCAUGUCACAGGGUUGUCAUUUAAUGCAGUGCCUAGUGCCUGAUGCAGUACUUUCCCUGUGGUCAGCGUGGAGGAAAUGCCAUCGUGCAAGAAAGGCAUGCAGAGAGCUCUUAUCAGGUGGGAGCAAGUAUGGCAAGUUAGGUGCUAUCUUUAGUGGGGAUACUUAAAGCUCUAUAUAGGAACGGGCUAUAAAUAAUCCAAAAAAAAAUUAAAGCACAUAGUGCACUGACAUGUGCUGAGGAACUGGUACUGUAGAUCAUUUACUCUAUAUGUCAUUUUUUUCUGCAUUUGCUUUGUUCAGUUUGUGUGUGUUGAAAGUCUCGUGACAGCCGUGGUAGAUAUGUACCCAAAGGUUUUCCGGAGGGGAUACAGACGAGAGCUGUUGAUUCUCGCUCUUUCGAUUGUAUCAUUCUUCCUUGGUCUAAUCAUGUUAACGGAGGUAAGAUAUAUAUAUUUGUAUUUGGAUUGGUGGGGAAAAAAAUUGUUUCCAUUCUUUUUUUAACUUGGGCUAUGUUCGCACUAGUGGCUUGAAACACUAAGUGAUAUCUUUCCCCAUGCUGAGUGAAACUUUGAUCUGCGCACAUGUCAUCAUGUGCACACACACAAAAGCCACCUGAACUAGAGCACAGUGGAGCCAUGGCUUCCCUUUUCAAAUCAGAUGGAAGUUGGUUCCAAGCAAAACACAUCAAAGAGCUACGGGACGCAGGUGGGUUGUGGCUAACAUCAUGUGAGCCCAGCUUUGAAAACUAGCAGUGGGAGUAAAAUAGCAGUAAUUAGCAAUGUGAGCACAGCCUUAGAAAUUCUAAGCAAAACUAUUUGAGGAUUGAUAGACACCUGGAGCAACAAAAUAUUGAUCAAAUGUUGUUCUGUGACAAAAUACAACAUACUUGGAAAGAUAAAAAACUCAAAGGAACUGCAUAUGGGAACAUAAAUUAUUGUAUUAUAGCGACGGGGGCCUUUUACUUCACACAUCACCCUCACUAUCUGAUAUAUGGCAAUUGAACAUGGUCAUCUGUUGCUUUUGGCUCUAAGGUAUAUUGUUAGUCUAGUUUGAAAUAAAGAGCUGAGUGGCUUGGUGCUCUUGCAGCAAUGCAGGACUCUUCAUAUAUAGGCUGGCAGCCUCACAGGAAUUCCUAGAAUGUCCGCAUGAUGCCCUGUGGUCACUUGGAAACUGUAGGAAGUGCUGUGAGGAGAGAUGCUGCAUUUGUAAAGAGCUCUGCUCCACUGCAAGUGUGCGCAGUGUGUUCUAAACAUGUCACAGACACCUCUUUAUAGUGUAUAAGGUAAGAAUAGCACACGUUGCCUUUCUCACUGAGAAUAGUCUCUGAAAUUCUCACACUCCCUGGCCUCUUCCUAAACAUCUGCUUCACCCCACACCAUCUCUUAAGUUGCUGAAAAUUAAAAUAGUUGGUGGAAUUCACCUAAUGAACCCCAUCAGUGGAAGCCUUGUGCAAGGGCUACUGUUUAUGCAAUGAGGCUUCCCCACCUUCCCCCAGCAAACUCCCUGAAAUUGGCUCUGGGAGUGUUGGGAGAACCCCCAAAACAACACACAGUGGGAGGCGGGUCAUUCCAUUGGGAAGCAGUUAUGCUUGCAUACACAGAAAGCUUGCUAUAGCGUGACUUUGAAUUCAACCCUGCAAAAUGUUCAGCACACUACUAUUUAUUGUUCCAAUCUGGCUGAACUGUUUUUCUUUUUUAAUAAUUAUUGUGCUAUUUUAUAGAUUUGCUCCUUUUAGGUUUUUUAUUUAUGAUUUUAAAUGGCAUCAUAUUUUAUUGUAUUUUUACAAUACAGUGACAGUUGCAUUGAAGGGUAGAAUAUAUUUUAUAAUAAUGGAUGAAUAAACAGGGUUUGGAGAAGCUAAGGCAUGUACUAAAGAUGGAAUUGCUCAGAGUAGGGAGUUGAGGGCAGACAUUUUCUCUACAAGUUUGCAGGAUCUAGCAUCAGUAGAGGUCCUUCCCUGCCUAACAAGUAAGAUGUAAAUAAACAAAUGUAUACAUUUAAGAUUCAUUACAUGCAUUGGCAUUACCUGAGGCUGUUAGAAGAAAACAGAUCAUUAAUCACCAUCUUGCAAGGGUUUUCUGUACAUAUGACCAAGAAAUUGUGCUAUAGAUAUCUAUUAUCUACUCUUAAUGACUACUUUCCUACAUAAUGACAUCCUGAAUUUGUACUUCAGGAUGUUAACAUUUAAAACUGCACAGCAUACUCUAUUGGAUAUUAUUAUUAGGCUAAUUAUUAAUUUGGGAUACAAUAGUGUUUCACUAGAACAAAAAAAAUGAGGUUGUUGAAUGUCCAUUUAAAAUUGAAUACCAAGCUUUCCAACCUUUGCCUUUCAAUAAUAAUAAAAAAUAAAAGAGAGGUGUAUAACCAUAUACAUAUGAGUUGAUCUUCUGGUCAAAGUUCACUCUUGCUGAAGGGAGACCACUGAGUCCCUUCUGCAAACAGGAUGACUGCUUCCCUUUGUAGAAUAGACAUUUUGCAACCACCCCAAUAUGUUUUGCAUUUAGUUUCAAUCUUUUGGGCACAUUAUUGCCCACACAAGCAUCAGCACUCUGAAAUGUGCAUCCACACAGCUAGUUUAGACCAAAGGCCUAUCCAGUCCAGCACUGAGGCCACAGUGGCCAAAGAGUUGCCCAAGGGAAGCCAGGAAGGAGAGCAAUAAACCUCUCACCACUGUUGCUGUUUCCCAUCAGUUGCUAUAUAGAAAUACAAUCCAGCUUUGUUGUCAAUUUUCUCCUUCCUUUUCUAUGUAUUUUUCAAGCAAGUCCACCUUGUUUCCAUGUACAGUUGUUACUCUUCUCAGAGUUUCAGAGUCAGGCUCCUAGUUGUUUUUGUUUGGAUUUGGGCUGGCAGUCCUGCUUGAGGCUGGACAUCAAGGAAUAAGCUAUUUUUCAUGGUGAUUAAUUCAUCUUCCCCAUGCUGUUGUGUAGAAUGGACCCAUAGUAUUCAGUUGUUAGUACUUUCGUGCUUACCCAACUGUUUUUGAUGGGAUGCAGGAAAAAGAGAAGCAAAUUGUUCCAAAUCCCAGCACGGCAGCUGCUGCUGUUUCUGCUGCCGGGAAGAGUGCAAUGUAUGCUGUGAAAUAGGCACUCUGCAGUAUAAAUCAAGUUGCAGUGUGCAUCAUGUGCCACCAAAUGGCACUGUUGUGCAACAUUCCAUCAUGUAAAUAAUUUCUUUAGAGCUCUUUCCAAAACGUUCCAAGGAGCUUGGCGUAGGGUGCAGAAAUUCACUCCUGUUCAAGAGGACUUGAUUCCUUGGGAGCACUUGAAAGCAAUACUGAAGAGGGUUUGUUGUGCAAUGAAUUUCAGUCUCAGUUUGCCACUGCAAAGCCUGGAUCUAGGCCAGCUCUCAAGACAGCCUCAAUAAUUAGCUGAGGAGAUAAAUGGCUAGUGUCCCAUUCAGUAUUUCUGACUUGGGCUGACUGUUGAAGAUUAACUUUUGAUUCGGAAGCUUUGUAUUCCCAAGUCCCUCACCAUAUGCACUCAUAUGAUAAUAUCUAUAGUUUCUUACUUGCUGUUAUUAUAAGAAAGAUACUGGUGUCGGCGACACAAUAGGACUAGCACAUAGAUUAAGAUUUUGAUCAGCUAAAGGAGCAUAGAUUACUCUGCCUCCAUGUUCGGAGGCAGUCUGCUUCUGAAUACCAAUUGCUGGAAACCACAGAAGAAGAUAAUGUUCUUGUUCUCAAGCAUCUGUUGGCCACUGGGAGAACAGGAUUAUGGACUAGAUGGCCAAUUGGCUGGAUCCAGAAGACUCUUCUUAUGUUCUUGCAAGUUACAUUCAUAUCUUACCCUUUCAUGAAAAUGUUCCAUGCACCCUGAUAGAUGCCAUUCACCCAGAAUACUGUCUGUGGUUUUGUACUUGCUCAUGCAACACACAACUGAACAAAUCUGAAUAUUCAUAUAAUGUACUUCAGAGACUAAAAGUGUUUUCAGUGAUUAGCAACUUAAACCUGAAUAUAUGCAGUUGGAAACACAUCUCGAAAGAGCAAUGCUUAGUGCUCUGUCAUCAUAAAUUAAAGUAUAAGACAUCUUCGCCUGUCCCCCCCCCCCCGCCGCCCACUCCAGAUGUUUACUAUGUGUAUGGAAAUGUACACUGCUUAUGGGCUGAUACAGUGUAAGACUUUUUAUGUAACAGAUAUUGCCUUAAAAUUCCAGGGUGUUUAGAAGGAGGAGAAUUCAUAAUUCACGUGGUGUCUCAACCUGUUGCCAAGGACAAAUAGCUUCACUAUCGAGUGUAUGCUCCAAAAAUAAGCACAAGGUGUGAGGAAGAACUUCUUUAAGACGGGAGAUUUUUUGUCUCUCUCACAGUUUCAUUCGCCUUCUAAUGUGGACAAAGGGCCUGUUUCCAAAAAGCAAUAUAGGAAGUUUUUGGGUUGAAUAUUGUUACCCUUCUGGCAAUACAAUUCUUAAAUAAAAUAAAAGAAGGGAAGAACAUGGUAUAAAACACAGCAAAGCAAAGGAUUGCCAAGGGACAAAACAAACACGCAGGGUUUUUUUUUAAAAAACCAACCAUGGUUUUCUUUAAUGGUAUACUUUGUGUGGUGGAGUAAUAAUUCUCAAGAUCACAACAGGCAUGGAGCGCUUUUAAAACUCUUUUAUUUCCUGCUCCAGUCCUGAGGAAAGGAACCAGGGAGGAAAUAAUUAAAUCCCUCCUCCAUUGAGAAUGAUCAGUCACACCUCAAACAGAUGAUGUUUGCUUUUAAUGGUCCCAUAAAUACAAGCAUGCAUUUAACAUUGCAUCUCAUUUGACACUUAAACCUAAGCAAGCACACAUAAUUUAUGUUUCCUUCACCAACUUGGUGCACUCCAGGUGUUUUCAACUACAACAUCCACCACCCUUGGCCACUGGCUUUGCCACCUGGGACUGAUAGUUGCUGUAGUCCAAAAUAUCAGCUGGUUUAGAAAUUUCCCAAGUGGAGGGAAACCUUAUUUCAGCUCUAAAGUGUUAUUCGCACUCAACUUUUCCUGUUUUUAACUGUUUAUCUUCCAGGGUGGAAUGUAUGUUUUCCAGUUGUUUGAUUCCUAUGCAGCCAGUGGAAUGUGCCUUCUUUUCGUUGCUAUAUUUGAAUGUGUCUGCAUUGGCUGGUUUUAUGGUAAGUCAGCAAUUCUUGCAAUGUUAGGGCUAAUUCUGAAAUCACAUCGUGCAUUUUUAGAAUGAGUCUUACCGUGUUUUCCAUAGCCUACCUUGCCAUACAUCAUCCUUUGAAUUUCAAGGGUCAGUCUUCUUCACAGUCUUGUUUUCAUAUUGCAAGUUGUAUAUAUUUCCCCUUCUGGUGGAUCCUUUUCACAUGCGAAUCUUCAUUUCAUAGUACCAGAAGAGUCAGUACAAGUUGUACUUUCUCUAAUUAUGCAUCUAAUAUAACAUAUGAAAAGGAAGUUGUGAGUCUGAGAUAGAUCUGCUGCUUUUAUGCCUGUAGCUUGUACAUCUCAUCUUCACAAGUCCUUUUUCUAUGCUAUGCUAGAAAAAACACAGCUUGCACAUUCUUCCUCUACUCCAUUGUAAUAUGUGGAGUUGUGUUACAUGCCUUUCUCUGGAUGCCAAGGUUUAUGUUAGUACUACAUGUCAUUUGUGCAGUUAAAUUCAGCCAAACCAUUUGGGUUUGUCCCUUUGUUGACAGAAGGCUUUUUGAUCCAGUGGGAGCUUCCAAGAGCAGAAAUGGGAAGAGGUGACUUUAAUUGAUUCCCAGCGCCCUUCCCAAAUCUACCACAGAGGGUUGGGGCACCUUUGGGACAGCAUGAUUGGUGGUGAAGGGGUUGCAGAAGAAAGGAGGAAUCUAUGAAAAUCAACUUACAUUCCUUCCGUCAGCGGAGAGAAACCACUGGAUACAACUUCUUUUCUUCAAGGAUGGCAGAAUAGUCACCUAGCAGAGGUGUUGUGUUUUUACCUCCUUCUCCCUCUUAAUGCUGAGGAUACUAAAACUAUUAGUGCUCAGCUGAAAUUUCACUGAAACAACUCAGCUUUGGAACGUAAAGAAGAAUCAUAAAAGGGGGGGGAAUGUUUUUUUUCUUUUCUUUCAGAUUCCCUCCUUUAUCUUUGAUAACUCUUUCAAUUCUUUUUGUUUUGGUUUUGGAAAAAGGUAUGCUAGACACUGCCUGUGGCAGUGACAGCAUCAAAUCUCUUCCUGGUGUCUAUAAGCUCCAGCCACUGUUUUCUUCCCACCUCAGUGCUGCUGGAUAACAUACCAUCAUUCUGAGAGAGUUCUUGGGUAAAUACUUGGCAGCCUCCAUAUGGUUGCUAUUUUUUCAUCAAGUUCUCUCAGAAUGACAUUAUGUUAUUCUAUAGCAUCAUUCCAGGGGUAAAUAAUUCUGGUGGAAAUAACAUGUCAACCAAAGGUCUCCAUCUGCUGGGAAGGGAGCUGCUGUAUCAUCUCUGCAGACCCCACUAGAGGUAAAGGAGGGCUUCAGUUUUUUCAGCAGGCCCUCCAAAAAACGUUUCUUAUAUAUGCUAGUUGUGAAUGAGAUUGUGGGGGGGGGCAGAUUUUCAUCUCAUUCCCACCAACUGCAUUUACCUUGUGUUUUUGGGCUUUCCUUGCCAAUGGCAGAGGCAAGGAAUAUUCUAAGAAUGAAAGCAUAAAUUCUAAUGAAGCUACAUCCAGUAGCAUAAGCCCUGGUGACCUAUAUUCCUUUUCUAUUAAUUUUUAUAUUGGUUUUAUUCAGGAAGCAAUCGUUUUUAUGACAACAUUGAAGAUAUGAUUGGGUACAGACCACUGGGAUUAUUUAAAUGGUGUUGGAUGUUGCUCACUCCUGGCAUUUGCGCUGUAAGUAAUGAAAGUGUGAUAAAAUGAUAGAGCAAUCUGUAAGGUCCUUGGCAGAACCUUUUCCCAAAGACUUUAUGGAAAUAAUUUUCCAGAAAUAGAGCAUAAUCAUGGAGCCACACACAUGUGUUGGAACAGGAAGUACACCUCCAAAAUGCAAAAUAGUUUAACUUCCUGGUAUCAGUAAAAAAAAGCAACAAUUCCUCAUAAAUUAAAUAAAAAAGUGAUUAAAAAACUUAUUUAAUUUUCAAGCAGAUGUUAUUUAUUUCAAUAUUUCAAAUUAUUUAGGUAUUUCUUUGCUAUUGGCUUUAGACUUCAGUAGCCCCUACUUUUUCUUUUCUUCCUCUUUCCCCACCCCCCUACAAUAUGAUGAGGUAUGACAAAUUCUUUUUAUGUGUUCACACAUUUCUGUUCCUACACCAUAGUGGUUUCAUAUGCACUCAAGGUGUUUAUUAUAAAUUCAUGUGUAGGUAUUAAUAGAGCAAUUGUAUGCUACUAUGCUGUUACUUACCGUGAAACUGAACUGAACACAAAUUAAGGGCUGGAAUUUAAAGGAUUAUGUGUAGUAGCCCUCACACACCCUGGGGCUUUUGUGGGGAGGGUGGUGGCGUUUUCCCGUUCAUUUGAAAAUGUACAGGGGGAGAGAAAGAGUUAAUAAGUAGACCAAUAGAAAAGCCAGAGGCGGAGCCUACCUGUUUAUAAAAGGGCUUAGCCCGAGGGUUAGUUAGUUGGUUGGGAAAAGGCAGUUGGGAAAGCAGUUGGCAGACAGAUGGAAAUAGAGAGACAGUUCAGCUAGUUCUUGUGUGAGGGGAGGUGGAAGAGUUAGAGACAGAAUAAAAGAAGACUAAGAGGGUAAAGGGUAACAGCAUUUCAAAUGCACUUAAAGUUUAUUUGUGCUUGCAAUAAACUACAAUCUUCACUGUUAACUUAAGAACCAGACUGAGACUAAGUGAUUUACCAGGGAGGACCUGGUUGGUGGCAGUGGAUUAGUGGAGUACGGGUCAAUAGUCCAUGAGACGACCGGGGGCUCUGUACAAACGCCACAGGGGGUUCCCAUUCUUGGUGCAAUUUUUCAGGGGUCUUCAAAAGUGAUACACAGUGUGAUGCAUUUGGGGGUGAUACAGCUGGUGGGGCAUGCGAGAAUCGUGACCCCCUCUUGUGUGUUCAGAAGUGCUUUCAAGCCACAGAACAGAUCCCCUCCCAUGAGUCUCUUCAGCACAGCUGUAACUUGUUGUCAAAUGGGGGGGGGCAAUUUCUAUGGUCCUUAAAUGAAGACUGAGAUUAAAUGUGAAAGGAAGUUCCAGUGGAAGGAAGAAAGGAAGCCUGCCUGCCUGCUUGCUACCUGUCUUGAAAGCUGAAUGUAGCAAUUCAGUGAACUGGGGUGAAUAAGUUUCCUAAAUAUCUAUGUAUUGUUCCCAAAAAUGGAUAAAAUGACCAUCUCCAUUUCAGGGAAUCUUCAUCUUUUUCCUGGUGAAAUACAAGCCUUUGAAAUACAACAACGUUUAUAUAUACCCAGACUGGGGUUAUGGCAUUGGGUGGAUGAUGGCUCUCUCCUCCAUGGUUUGCAUUCCUUUGUGGAUCUGUAUUCAAUUGUGGAAGACAGAAGGAACUAUCGGAGAGGUAAGGAAUGCUUUCAGACUAUUGUUGCUUGAUAGAGUAGGUGAGCAUAUUGAGCUGAAUGCUGCACAUUUUGCUUACCAUCAGGUAUUCAGAAGUUAUGAAAUCUAAGCUGGAGUCUAUGCAUCCAGACCAGUUUGUGUGAUGUAACUGUAGUCAACAAUCCACGUAUCCACUUUGGCUGUGAACCUGGGAAGUUUCAUAGUAAUAAUUAUGAAAAAGAAAACAACAGUGGGUUGCAUUGUCACAGAUGUUCAGUGACUAAAACAUUAGAAAUAACAAUGGUAGGUUCAACUCUGCCCUGGUUUGGAUGAGCGUGUUUUGUCUUAUUAACACAAGCUUCCCCACCCCCACCCCGCAUGCAGGCGGAAUUCUAUCAGUUCUUGGAAGAAAAAGUCCAAGAAUAUCUUGGAGAUAAACUUAUUUUAUUAGGUGACUUUAACAGAGUAGUGAACCCAGGCAUAGACAGAACAGCAAAAAAAAAAAAAAAAAAAGCAACGGGACAAGACAAACUCCCAACCUCUUUUUUUCAGUUAAUAGACCUCCUGAAUCUGAAUGAUACCGGGAGGUUUAAACACCCAAUAGAUAAAGAAUUUACGCAUUACUCGGAUCCUCACAAGUCAGCUGGAAGAAUGCAUGCAAUUUGGGCCUCAAAAGAUAUUAGGUAAUAUUAAGAAAGUUGAAAUCCACCCAAGAACAAUCUCAGACCAUAACCCAGUAUGGAUUAAGUUUAAAGGAGGGGAAGAAAAAACUAAAAGAUGGCAGCUCAACGAGAAUAUAUUGAAUGAUGAAAAGACAGCACAGAAGGCCAAUCAAAUUUUAGAAGAAUACUUUAAAUUUAACUUAAAUCAAGGGACAGAUAUAAAAAUGGUCUGGGAUGCGAGUAAAGCAGUUAUAAGAGGCUUCUUCAUCCAACAAAGUGCUUACCAAAGGAAAAUAAAGGAGAAGAAGAAAAUGGAAAUAUGGGAGGAAAUCAGAGAUAAUGAAAAGAAAUUAUUUCAAAAACCAGAGGACGAAAUAAUAAAGCAAAAUAUAAAAAUCCUACAUACACAAUUUUUGAUGAUUAUAAAUGAAGAAAUAGAAUGGAAGAUCAAAUGGUUAAAACAUAGAAGCUUUGAAUCUGCGAACAAACCAGGGAACUGAAAAAGAAACAGGAUGAAAGAAUCAUCAACAAAAUUAAAAUGGAUGAGACCUGGAUUCAAGACCCGAAAGAAAUUAGUAAGAGAUUCACUCAUUUUUACAAAAAGUUAUACAAAGAAGAACCAGAGAAAAUUGAGAAAAUAAAUGAAUACUUAAACAAAAGUAAUCUGCCAAUAAUUCCCAAGGAGAAACUCGCCACAUUGAAUUCACCAGUAACCGCUAUGGAGGUGCAACAAGCAAUGCAAAGAUCGAAAAUCGGGAAAACACCGGGUCCGGACAGUAUACCGGCUAUUUAUUAUAAAAAAUUAGAACAAUCACUGUUUCUGUGGGAAUGUUUAGGAAUGCAGGGGAGGAUAUAUUAUCUAAGAUAUCCUGUUCCAACUUGUCUUCAAGUUCAACAAAAUCAGCAGAGUUAACAUUCCCCUUUUUUCUUUUAAACACACGCACAGCAGAAAGCUUGCUCAGACUCGUUAGAGUCUCUUUAAAUAUUUCCUGGUAUUUUCCCCAUUUAAUCCCUCCUAAAAUAAGACGCUACACAGUCUUCUGUAAAGUAUAAAACGUUUACUCACAAGUAAUCAUCUGUUCACACAAAGGUUCCCAGAGGGUAGACUUAAAAGGUUAGAACAUAGUUUAAAUGUGGUGACUGUCUCCUUAUGGGAGAAAGCCCCCUUUUUCUUCUCUUGGCCUGGAGCCAAGGGUGCAUCUUAGUAGUGCUGUUGUUAAGAUGGUAUUGAUAGAGACAAGAAGAGACAAGAUGGCCGCCAGCCUGUGAUUCUGGUUAUUUCUACUUCAGGAGAGGCCACACCCAUCUCAAGUUACACAUAGGAAGUUUCGUCUCAGUCCUGGAAAGCAGGAACUUCUGGCUGGAGUACUGAGACACAACCUUCAUGUCUACUCUAGCAAUGUUAUGUUUGACUGCACCUGAUUCUUACAUCCCACAGUUUCUACCUAUGAAAGAUACAAUGAAUGACAUUCUACAAAAUGGAAUACUACCGAGUUCGUGGAAAGAAAGUUUCAUUACCCUUAUUCAUAAACAAGGAUCUGACCCUUUAAGCAUGGCGAACUACAGACCUAUUGCCCUGCUAAAUAAGGACUACAAGAUAUUUGCAGACAUUAUUGAAAACAGUCUUAAAACAGUUAUAAAAGAAAUAAUCCAUAAAGAUCAAACAGUUUUCCUCCCAGGGCACCAUAUGCAGACUAACCUCAGGUGUGUGAUAAAUGUCUUAGAACAUUUCGAUUAUAAAAUUGAUAAACCAGCCGCUAUUAUGUUCGUGGAUGCUGAAAAGGCAUUUGACCAGGUUUCCUGGAAGUUUAUGAAAAAACUAAUUCAAGAAAUCGGAAUUGGUGAAAAUCUCUGUAAAGGAAUAAAUGUCAUCUAUUCGGAACAAUCAGCUAAAUUAAUCAUCAACGGUAAAAUCACAGAUGAAUGCAAAAUAAGUAAGGGGACCCGGCAAGGCUGCCCAUUAUCUCCCUUAAUAUUUAUUAUGGUAAUGGAGGUCCUAAAUAUCCGGAUACGAGGAGACCAGCUGGUCAAAGGAAUAACAUUGGGACAUAAAUCCUACAAACUCAAGGCCUUUGCUGAUGACCUAUUAAUAAUGACUGAAAACCCCAAAGAAAGUUUAAUGAGCGUAUUAGACUUGAUUAAGAAUUUUGGAGAAGUUGCUGGUUUUAAAUUGAAUACCACAAAAACAAAAUUAUUGGUCAAGAAUACAUCUUCACAGGAAAAAGAAGACCUAGAAAAAAAUAUCGGGCCUGAGGAUAUGUAACAAAGCAAAGUAUUUAGGUAUAUCGUUUACCCCGAAAAACAUAAAUCUAUUCCAGGACAAUUAUACAAAAGUAUGGUCAGAGAUAAAAAGAAACCUCGAGAUUUGGAGCAAGCUGAAGUUUUUAGGGAGGAUAUCCAUUAUAAAGAUGAACGUGCUCCCCAGAUUGAUUGUUUUUGUUUCAAAUGAUUCCGAUACUGAGUGGAGCAGGCUGCCUCAAGAAUUGGCAAAAAGACAUUUCUAAAUUUGUUUGGCAGGGGAAGAGAUCUAGAGCUAAACAUCGGAUUUUAAUUGAUAUAAAAGACAGAGGAGGCUUCUCCCUGCCCGAUCUGAAAUUGUAUUAUGAGGCGGCCUGCUUCACCUGGUUGAAAGAAUGGUGUACAUUGCAGGAUUCGGACCUAUUGGAUCUGGAGGGGGUUGGCAUGCGUAUUUGGCUUACGGGAAAGCUAAAAUCCAUAGAGGCUUUACGAAUCAUAUUAUUAGGAAAUCAUUGUUGUGUGGGAGAAAUAUAAAAACUUGAACCCAAAAUGUCCCAAUGGAGGCCUGUGCAGUAAAGAGAAAAAAUACCCAGGGAACGUGGCCAUCAUAAAAAUUACUCCUAAAGGAAGAAGAUAAUAAAUUUAAGUUAAAAAGCUUUGAGGAAAUAAGGAGGUACAUAACGGAUUGGUUUCAAUACCAUCAAUUAUAUGAGACAUUCAAAUUAGAUAAACAAAAAGGUUUUGCCACAGAGAUUUCUAGAGUUGAAUAACGAUCUAGUGAAUUCCAACUCUAAAACACUCUCCAAAGCAUACCAACUCCUCCUUGACUGAGAAGUCAAGGAGGAGGAGGUCACUGCAGCUAUGGUUAAAUGGUUGCAAGACUCUGGGCAUACAAUAACCAUGAAACAGUGGGAAAAUCUGUGGAAAACAAGUUGGAAAUUUACAGCUUGUUAUUCUUUAAGAGAGAACUUUCUUAAAAUGCAACAUUGAUGGUAUAUAACUCCUUGGAAGCUCUCCGAGAUGUAUGAAAGUGUACCAAGUAAUUGUUGGAGAUGUAAAGAAAAGCCAGGCAAUCUGUAUCAUAUGUGGUGGCAAUGUAAAGAAAUUAGGAUGUUCUGGGAGGAUAUUCAUUCUGAAUUGGAAAAAAUGUUAAAAAUAUAUUUCAACAAAAAACCAGAAGCCUACCUAUUGGGAAUCACAGAUUCAGAUAUCCCUAAAAAGGCAAAGGAAAUUUUUCUAUAUGCCACAGUCGCAGCAAGAGUGCUCAUUGCGACAAAUUGGAAAAGUGAUAAAGUCCCUUCUAGAGUGGACUCAAAAAAUGCUUGAAUAUGCGGAAUUAGACAAUCUAUCAAUAAAAAUAAAAAAUAAAAGGAAGUAUUUAUUUAAAAAUGGGAAGUCUUUAAAAUUUAUUUGAAAAAUAGUAAUGGCAGUUUAAACUCUGUAGCAGCAUUUGAAUAACUUCAGUAGGAGUUUCAAGUUUGAUGGAAAACCCAUGAUAAAAUAAAUAAUAUUAAAACCAAAAUAUGUUAUGAUAUGGCGGUGAACAACUGAUGAGAAAUAGAAGGAGUAGACAGGAAGUCAGGUCUACAGAAAAAAGACCAUUUUAAUGCCAAAGUAUCAUGAACACUUGUAGUGGAUUUAGGGGUUGCUCGUGCGUACGUUGCCGCCACUCCUGGCUAGGUUACCUGGUUAAACCCUUUCUGACUGAACAGCCUCUAGCAUCGUGACUGUCUCAGUCGCUGGCAGAAUCCGUCAGUGGGCGUUUCUUAAACUUCUUCCAGCACAAAAGUUCUUUGACGCCUAGUCUCCGCCUAGACUCCCUGCGCGGAAGUCUUCUGCGCAGGGAGGGUGUGGGCAGCGGAGGACCCGUACUCUCUCCGCUGGUCUCCGGCAAGGAGUCUUGGAGCCUCCUCUCUGAUUCCCCCAUUUGCCCCCCUUCUUUACUGGUGUUACGCUGAUUUCCUUCCCCAGCGGACGGGCUGCCUCUCUCUCUACUGGGACCCUCUCCAGCAUUGCUCUGGAGCCUUCCCUCCGCCUCUAGCUCCGAUGGCAGUUCCCUGACAAGACUAUUCAAUGUAUUGUUGGUUUUUUGUAUUUCUUUGUCGUUGUUAUUUUUAGUUGCCAAGUGGUGAUGGAUAUUUGUUUAUUUUCGUAUUUCUCUUUUUUGUGAUGUAUUAAAGUGAAAUAAAAACUCUUUAAAAAAAAGGAAGCAGUGGUGGAGAGCAGGCGGGGCUGGCACAUGUCCCGGGGGCGUGGCACGCCGCCCGUAGGGGUGUGGCUCACGUCCUGGGGGCCUGAUGUGCCGCCUGUAGGGGCGUGGCACCCAGCGCGGGGGGGCAGCUGCAAUGGCACCCUGCCGGGAUUGCACUGCCAGGGGCAGUGCGCUCCCCCCGCACGCCUCUUCCUCCGCCAGUGCUAGGAAGAGUCCUUAGAGCCAGAUAGAGAGGACUGGAGCUUCCAAGCCCCUGAUCUGGAUGGUGUGUGCUUGUGACCAGGUCACAGAAAUGGCUAAUGCCUUCCAUUUUCUUCAUUCCCUGCCCCCAGAGAUUUAGAAAGUUGAUUGUGGCCAGCCCAGACCUGAAGAUGAGAGGAAAAUGUGGGGCAGGUGCAUAUGCUGCUACAGUAAAUGACUGCGAUGCCAAACUGAAAGGUGAUGGCAACAUUUCAGCCAUCACAGAAAAAGAGACGCACUUCUGAAAGAACUUUCUUCUUCUUCUUCUUCUGUUGUUGUUGUUUUUUGUAUAAAUAAAUAAAUAAAUAAAUAAAUAAAUAAAUUACUUCACUUAAUU